GCAUUCCCAGCCUCGCCUCGGGUGGAGGGAUUGCGAGGGAAACAAAACUACACGGCGUCUCUGUGUAGUUUUGUUUUUUUGGGGGGGUACACGGAGGCUCGACCUGUUCUCCUCUUGGAUUUGUUCAAGUCUUUGUGGAUAAGGAGACCGCUCCGGGCCGGCCGGGCUCCGUCCCAUCACUCCACGGCACCUUCGUGGAAACAAGGUGCCGACCAUCAUGUCAACACAAGCGCCAACGUUCACACAGCCGCUACAGAGCGUCGUGGCACUAGAGGGUAGUGCCGCAACGUUCGAGGCUCAAAUAAGUGGUUCUCCAGUUCCUGAGGUGAGCUGGUUCCGUGAUGGCCAGGUUCUUUCCGCCGCCGCUUUGCCCGGCGUUCAGAUCUCAUUCAGCGAUGGCCGCGCUGUUCUGAGGAUCCCCGCUGUGACCGCCGCACACAGUGGACGAUUUUCUGUCCGAGCAACCAACGGCGCCGGACAAGCAACAAGCACCGCUGAACUCCUUGUCACAGCGGAGACAGCGCCCCCCAGCUUCCUUCAGAGACUGCAGAGCUCAGCAGUGAGACAGGGCAGCCAGGUGAGGCUGGAUGUCAGAGUCGCAGGUAUCCCAACACCUGUGGUGAAGUUCUACAGAGAAGGAGCAGAGAUCCAGAGCUCAGCCGACUUCAGGAUCCUCCAGGAGGGAGACCUGUACAGUCUGCUGAUCGCCGAGGCCUUCCCAGAGGAUUCUGGGACAUAUUCUGUGACCGCCACAAACAGCAGCGGACGAGCCACGUCCACCGCUGAGCUGCUGGUUCAGGGUGAGGAGCCCAAAAUCGACAGUGAAGAAGCCGUUCCAGCUAAGAAAACCAAGACAGUGAUUUCAACCUCUCAGAUUUCACAGACCCGUCAGACCAGAGUGGAGAAGAGAAUGGAGGCCGGUUUCCAGGCCGGCGCCAUGAUGGAGAUGCACAUGGAGGGCGGCGAGCUGACACAGCAGCUGGCUCACAAGACUCCACCCAGAGUUCCUCCUAAACCCGCAUCCAAGUCCCCGACCCAGCCCUCGCUGGUCGCCAAGGUGGCCGGAGGACGCCAACAGUCGCCGUCACCUGUCAGACACGUGAAGGCACCCACACCCACACCAGUCAGGCCUGCCUCUCCCACUUCAAGAAUCUCAGUCUCCUCCAUCAGGCCCGUCAAGUCCCCCAUCACCGCACGCAAGCAGGUGGCCGUCGGCGCAGACGUCCUCCCGCCCUGGAAACAGGGAGACUACGUCGUCGCAGAGGGCGGUUACACCACCAUGACCACUAUGACCUGCAGAACCAUCACCCAGCUGGGCCAGGAGCAGCGCCAGGAGCAGCAGGUCAUCGGGAUCAGAGAGGCCGGGGGAGGGAAAAGAGCCGGGGCGAAGGCCACAGUCAUGGCCGCUGUUGACCUGGCUCGGGUCCGUCAGCCCGUGCAUGUCGAGGGCGAACGAGCUGAAGAGGAAGAGGAGGCUGAGGCUGUAGAGGCAGAGUUAAGGCAGCAGGAGGUGGCCGCCGCCGCCGCCGCCGCCGCCGCCGCCGCCGCCGCCAUCGCUGCUGGUCAACAAUAUCAAGCAGGAUGGACAACAACAACGAGAGCACAGGCCGGCCAAAUGCUAACCACUGCUCAGGAGUUUAGACCUGAACCGACCCCGCCGCCGCCGCCGCCUCAGAUUCAGAGAAUGACAGAAAUCUCCACCCAUGUGGACUCCGGUGCGAUCGCGUCUCCGGUUCCACAUUUCACAGUUUCUAAAGUUUCUGUCCCAAAACACGACAUUAGCUCUGAGGUUUCCAUCGCUGGCUCAGCUAUUGCCACUCUGCACAAAGAGUUAUCUUCAUCCUCUGCCGGCGCUAGAAAGAUCAUCAGACCCGUCAAGUCUCCCAGUCCGUCUGGUCGAGUGGCGAGGAGCAGAGAGACGCCGGAGCCCGUCCCUCCACCAUUCAAAGACUAUCAGAGUCAUUAUGGCACUGAGUUACAGACCGGGGUGGUGUACUCGGGGGGCAUGCAGAGAGUAUAUGAGGACUGGGGAGCCCAGGUGAUGGAGGGAGCAGCUGUACCUUCAGCAGGCGGCGUGAUCCCGCCUACGCUGGUGUCUGGCUUGAAGAACACAAAUGUGACGGAGGGUGAGUCUGUGACCCUGGAGUGCCAGAUCAGCGGUCACCCCAAACCCGUCAUCAUGUGGUUCAGGGAGGACUACAAGAUCGAAAGCUCCAUCGAUUUUCAGAUUAGCUAUGAGAACGGAUUCGCCCAGUUGGUUAUCCGCGAGGCGUUCGCCGAAGACAGCGGACGCUUCACCUGCACCGCCACAAACGAGGCAGGAACCGUCAGCACCUCGUGCUACCUGCUCGUCCAAGUGUCCGAAGACAUUGAGAGCAGAGAGGAAAUUGCUGUUGUCACUGAACAUAUUGAAACUGCUGAGAAACUAGUUACCGAAGAAGCCAGAGAGGAGACCAUGUCUCAGGUGAGCAUGGCUGAGUCAGAUACUACCGCCACAGCUCCCUUCUUCAUCAAGAAGCCAACCUUCCAGAAGCUGGUGGAAGGAGGAAGUGUCGUGUUUGAAUGCCAAGUGGGAGGAAGCCCCAAACCACACAUUAUCUGGAAGAAGAGCGGUGUACCGCUCACUACCGGAUACAGAUACAAAGUUGCCUACAAGAAAGACACUGGAGAAUGCAAGUUGGAAAUCUCCAUGACUUUUGCCGAUGACGCCGGAGAAUACUCCGUUUUUGCCAAGAACCAGCUCGGGGAGGUCUCAGCCUCUGCCAGUCUGCUGGAAGAAGAGGAAUACGAAGCCUACAUGAAGAAACAGGAAGCAACCUUUAUGACUGAAGUGACGGCCGUGGUGCUGGAACCCAAAGUAGGAGAUGUUCCCCCUGCUGUCCUUACGACAAUGGAACAGAUGACCACCACCACCAUUAUUUCUGGACAGGAGUUUCACCUUUCUGCAAUUGAGCUGAGGAUCAUUCAGGAGAUUGAACUCUGCAUUAUGAGGAUUACCUACAAAGAGAUUGUGACAGAGGAUGGAGAGUUGAUGGUGACCGCUGACCCCACCGAGGCCGUGGAGCCCACCUUUGACACUCCUGUCAAAAACUACAGGAUCAUGGAGGGAAUGGGCGUCACGUUCCACUGCAAGAUGGCUGGAAUGCCACUCCCCAAGAUUGCUUGGUUCAAAGAUGGUCAGCGAAUCAGGCCGAGCGACCGUUACCAGAUGGAAGUUCUUCAGGAUGGACGUGCUAGCCUGCGUUUGGCUGUGGUUCUGCCUGAGGACGAGGGCGUGUACACCGCCUUCGCUACCAAUAUGAAAGGAAAUGUUGUCAGCUCUGGGAAGCUCUACGUGGAGCCCUCCGGAGCUGGAGCACCCCAGAGAUACACACCAGCAAUGCAGAGGAUCAGGUCCACAUCUCCUCGUUCUCUGAGUCGCUCUCCCGGACGUUCUUCCAGCCGUUCACCUGGACGCUCUCCUGCUCGCCGGCUUGAUGAGACAGACGAGGCUCAGCUGGAAAGACUCUAUAAGCCUGUGUUUGUCGUGAAGCCUACCUCAUGUAAAUGCUCUGAGGGGCAGACUGCCAGGUUUGACCUGAAGGUCGUUGGCAGACCGAUGCCCGACACAUACUGGUUCCACAAUGGACAACAAGUGGUGAGCGACUACACCCACAAGAUAGUGGUUAAAGAGGAUGGUACCCAGUCCCUGAUCAUUGUCCCAGCCUUGCCACAGGACUCUGGAGAGUGGACCGUUGUUGCUCAAAACAGAGCUGGAAGGUCGUCCAUCUCCAUCACUCUCACUGUUGAUGCUAAAGAAACCUUGGUGCGUCCCCAGUUCACUGACAAACUAAGGAACAUCAGUGUAAAGCAGGGCACUCUGGUUGAACUGGCUGUCAAAGCCAUUGGAAACCCCCUGCCUGAUAUUGUCUGGCUGAAAAACAGCGACAUUAUCACACCACACAAGCACCCAAACAUCAGGGUUGAAGGAACCAGAGGUGAGGCCAAAUUCCAGAUUCCCUCAGCAAUUGGCUCAGACAGUGCCUGGUACACUGCUACAGCCAUCAACAAGGCUGGUAGAGACACCACUCGCUGCAGAGUCAAUGUUGAGGUGGACAUGGCUGAACCUGAACCAGAGAGGAAGCUCAUUAUUCCCAAAGGAACCUACAAAGCCAAGGAUAUUGCCCCUCCAGAGGUGGAGCCCCUUCAUCUACGAUAUGGUCAAGAGCAGUGGGAGGAGGGUGACCUUUACGACAAAGAGAAGCAGCAGAAGCCACAGUUCAAGAAGAAGCUGACCUCUGUCCGCAUGAAGCGCUUUGGUCCAGCUCAUUUUGAAUGCAGACUGACCCCUAUUGGUGACCCCACCAUGGUAGUGGAAUGGCUGCAUGACGGCAAACCUCUGGCAGCUGCAAACAGGCUGCGCAUGGUCAAUGAAUUUGGCUACUGCAGUCUUGACUAUGAAGUUGCUUAUGCAAGAGACAGUGGCGUCAUCACCUGCAGAGCUACCAACAAGUACGGUGUUGACCAGACCUCAGCUACCCUGGUUGUCAAGGAUGAGAAGGGCCUUGUCGAGGAAUCCCAGCUCCCUGAAGGCCGAAAGGGAGCACACCGAAUUGAAGAGAUCGAACGCCUGGCUCACGAGGGAGGACCCUACGGAGUCACUGCUGAAGAAGAAACCGAGAAAAUGAAACCUGAGAUUGUACUUCUUCCUGAACCAGUCAAAGUUUUGGAGGGCGAGACAGCCCGUUUCCGUUGUAGAGUAACUGGUUAUCCAGCACCAAAGGUGAACUGGUACAUCAACGGACAACUUAUCCGCAAAAGCAAGAGAUACAGACUGAGGUAUGAUGGUAUUUACUAUCUGGAGAUCACUGAAAUCAAAUCCUAUGAUUUAGGAGAGGUCAAGGUGGUAGCAGACAACAACCUGGGCUCAGCCGAGCACACUGUGAAGCUAGAGAUCCAGCAGAAAGAGGACUUCAGGACUCAUCUGCGCCGUGCCCCAGAGGCAAAGGCACCUGAAGCUGCACCUGAACCUGGAAAAAUAACAUUUGAGGUUGUGAAGGCUGAGAAACCUGCAGAGGACUCUCAGCUAAAGGAGGUGGUCAAGCUCAAGAAGGCCCAGAGAAUCGUCCACGAGAAAGCCACAGAGGAGUCAGAGGAGCUGAGGGGCAAGUUCAAACGCAGGACAGAAGAAGGCUAUUACGAGUCCAUCACAGCUGUGGAGCUCAAGUCACGUAAAAGGGAUGAGUCUUACGAGGAUCUGCUGAAGAAAACAAAGGAGGAGCUGCUUCACCGUGCCAAGGAGAAGGAGGAGGCCGAGAAGAAGAAGGAGGAGGAGCGCCGUAAAGUUACAGCUAAAGCUCUUAAACCAGAGAGGGUCAAGCUCUCAGCCAGCAUGGAAGCUCCAAAGAUCCUGGAGCGCAUCACGAGCCAGACCGUUGCACAGGGCGACGAAGUCAAGUUCAGAGUCAGAGUCGUCGGCAGACCAGAACCUGAGUGCCAGUGGUUCAAGAACGGCAUUCAGCUGGAGAAGACUGAGCGUAUUUACUGGUACUGGCCUGAAGAUCAUGUUUGUGAGCUGGUCAUCAGGGACGUCACAGCAGAGGACUCUGCUAGUGUCAUGGUUAAAGCUUCAAACACUGCUGGAGAGACUUCAAGCCAUGCUUUCCUGCUGGUGCAAGCAAAGCAAGUCAUCACCUUCACGCAGAAACUGGAGGACGUCAACGCAAAGGAGAAGGACACCAUGGCUACCUUUGAAUGUGAAACCAAUGAGCCUUUCGUCAAGGUCAAAUGGCUGAAGAAUAACGUGGAGAUCUUCUCCGGAGACAAAUACAGAAUGCACUCUGACAGAAAGGUUCACUUCCUGUCUGUGCUGAUCAUUGACAUGAGAGAUGAUGCAGAAUUCACCUGCUUGGUCGUCGACGAUGACGUCAGGACGACUGCCAAGCUCAAUGUUGAAGGAGCUCCACUGGAGAUGGUGAAGCAGUUGGAGAGCACAGAGGUUCCUGAGACGUACUCUGGAGAGUUUGAGUGUGUCGUGACUCGUGAGGACGUCGAAGGUAGCUGGUUCUUCGGAGAAAAGCUGCUGUCUCCCAGUGGUAAACACGUCAUGACCUCCCGCCGUGGAAGACACACCUUGUCUGUCAAAGAUGUGAAGAAGGAGGAUCAGGGAAAAUAUACCUUCAAAGUGGGCGAGUUCAAGACGAGUGCCUCACUGAAGAUGAAACUGCGUCCAGUGACCUUGAUCCAGCCUCUGACUGACCUGACCGUCUGUGAGGGCGACAUCGCACAGAUGGAGGUCAAGUUCUCCCAAGAGAACGUUGAAGGCACCUGGAUGAAGAGUGGGAAGCCGAUCAUGGCCUCAAGCCGUGUGCAUAUCAUUAUCGACAAACAGAUCCACAAACUUCUGAUUGAAGACACCACCAAGGAGGACUUUGGGGUGUAUUCCUUUGAGGUUCCCGCUCAGGAGAUCACAACAACCGCUAAGCUGGUCAUUCAAACAAUUGGAGUCUUGGUCCCACUGAAGGACACCAGUGCUAUUGAAGGCACCAAGGCUGUCCUGGAGACAAAGAUCUCUGCUCAGGAUGUCAGCUCAGUCAAAUGGUACCAUGACGACCAACUGCUGGUUCCCAAUGACCGAAUCCAGAUGGUGGCAAAGGGAGCCAAGCAGCGUCUGGUCUUCAACAGGACCUACGCCUCCGAUGAAGGACACUACAAACUGGUGGUUGGUCGUGCCGACACCAGCUGCAGAUUCUCUGUUCAGACUGUCCAGAUCGUGAAGGCGAUGAAAGACAAGGAGUGCUCAGAGUCUGAGAACGUCACGUUCGAUGUGGAGGUUUCUCACCCUGGCAUCGAUGCCUACUGGACCUUUAAAGGGCAGCCACUGAAGGCUGGACCCCAGUACAAGAUGGACUCCAAGAACAAGAACCACAGCCUGACUGUCAUGAACGCAAUGAAGGAUGAAGAGGGCGAGUACAUGUUCGCUGCUGGUGAGAAGACAUGCAGCGCUCUACUCACUGUAACAGGUGGCGCUAUCAAGAAGCCCCUGCGUGAUUUGAUAGUGGCCGACUCCCAGACUGCCGUGCUCCAGUGUGAGGUAGCGAACCCCUCCGCUGAGGGCAAGUGGCUGAAGGACGGCCACCCAGUCGACUAUAACGAGAACACCCUGAGUGAGGUGAGCGGCGCCGUCAGACGCCUCAUCAUCAUUAUCACCAAGAGCACAGACAUCGGAGAGUACACCUAUCAGGUGGCCACCUCCAGGACCUCCGCCACCCUGAAAGUCGAGGCUGUGAAGGUCAAGAAGACCCUGAAGAACCUGAACGUGGUUCAGACCCAGGAUGCCGUUUUCAGCCUGGAGCUGACCCAUGAGGAUGUGAGAGGUGCACAGUGGAUCAAGAAUGGCAUCGAGAUCCAGCCCAGCGAUAAACAUGAGAUCAGUAUCGAAGGCACAGUCCACACCCUGACGAUCAAGAACUGUACCACACAGGACGAGUCUGUUUACUCCUUCAAACUGGGGAAACUGUCUGCAAGUGCCAGGCUGAACGUUGAGACCAUCAAGAUCCUGAAGAAGCCAAAGGACGUGACAUCUCUGUUGGGUGCGACCGCCGUCUUUGAGGUGGGCAUCUCAGAGGACAACAUCCCCGUGAAAUGGAUGUUUAACAACGUGGACCUGAAGCCGAACGAGCACUACAGGAUGAUGUCUGAGAAGAAGACCCACAAACUGAUCGUCCAGGACGUGGACUCCAGCAGAGAGGGAGAGUAUACCGCUGUGGUGGGCCACCUCCAGUGCAGCGCUCACCUCACCGUCGAGUCCCUGCGUGUCACACGGCCCCUGAAGAGCACAAAGGUCAACGAGACCCAGGUGGCCACGUUCGAGUGUGAAGUCUCUCACUUCAACGUGCCGUCCACCUGGCUGAAGGACGGCGUGGAGAUUGAGAUGAGCGAGAAGUUCAGGAUUGUAGUUCAAGGAAAACUCCACCAGCUGAAGAUCAUGAACACCAGCAGGGACGACUCUGCCGAGUACACCUUUGUGUGCGGGAACGACCGAGUCUCUGCAACGCUAACCGUUGACCCCAUCCUCAUCACAACCAUGCUGCAGGACAUGAAUGCUCAGGAGAAAGACACGGUUACGUUCGAGGUGAAUGUCAACUAUGAGGACAUCACGUACAAAUGGCUGAAGAACGGCGUGGAGAUCCGGUCCACGGACAGAUGUCAGGCUCGCUGCAAACAGCUCAGUCACACUCUGAGCCUCAGAAACGUUCACUUUGGAGACAGCGCCGACUAUACAUUCACGGCUGGCUCUGCAGUCACUACAGCUAAACUCUACGUGGAGGCUCGUGUGGUUGAGUUCACCAAACAUCUGAAGGACCUGAAGAUCACAGAGAAGAAGAGAGCGACUUUUGAAUGUGAAGUUACUGAACCAAACAUCCAGGUGAUGUGGAUGAAGGACGGUCAGGAGCUGGAGAUGUCUGACAGGUACAAGAUGUCCUCAGAUAAAUUUGUGCACCGUCUGGUUAUGCCGUCAGUGCGCUUGUCCGAUGCCGGAGAAUACACUGCCGUGGCUGGGUCGAGCGUGUCCAAGGGCCACCUGGGAGUUGAGGGACGGGAUGUCAGAAUCUCAGAACCUGCAACCAGGGACAUUACUGUUGUUGAGAAGCAGAGGGCAACCUUUGAGUUUGAUGUGAACGAGGACGAUGUGGAGGGUCGCUGGAUGAGGAAUGGAGUGGAGAUCCAGUUCUCAGUGGAGGAAAGGUUCAGCUAUGUGGCCAUCAGGAAGCUCCACCGCCUCACGAUCUCUGAGACCUACAGGGAUGAUGCCGGAGAGUACACCUUCUUAGCCGGCAAGAACAGGAGCACCAUGAACCUCCACGUCCGACUGCCGGAGCCUCCUCAGAUCGUCCGCCACAUGCAGCCCCAGACGGCGACAUCCGGUCGAUCAGUGCGCUUCUCAGUGCAGGUGAGCGGCAUCCCUCAGCCUCAGGUGUCCUGGUACAAAGACUCCCAGGCCCUGUCCACCAGCUACAAGUGCAAGUUCCUCCACGACGGAGACGAGCACACGCUGCUGCUGCUUGAAGUCUUCCCCGAGGACGCCAGCGUCUACAGCUGCGAGGCCAAGAAUGACUAUGGAGAAGACACAAGCUCCGCCCCUCUCACGGUGGAAGUUCCUGAGGUGGUUGAAACUGUUCGGGUCUCUCCUCCCGUCCUCGUCGCUCCCCUCCAGGACGUCCUGGUCACGGAGGGACUUCCUGCCCAGUUCCAGUGCACUGUCUCUGGGGAAGAUCUGCAGGUUUCUUGGUUCUGUCGUGACAGAGAGGUCAGACAGUCAGACAUUUUCAGGAUGUCUCAGUAUGGUGAAACCUGCCAGCUCGACAUUUCCAGAGUUCUUCCCGCCCAUGAAGGAGAGUAUUCAUGCGUGGCCACAAAUUCAGCAGGAAUGGUCACAUGUGCCGCCACGCUGAACAUUGAUGUAACGGCAGUGGAGAAGGAACCUGAGGUUCAGGUCCAGGAGGAAGUCAAAGCCUUCUCUAGCUCGACCAUCACGGUGACCGAGGAAACUCAGGAGUCGUUCUACACCGGCCUGAAGUUACCAGAUAAAAACAAAACACUUGAACUUAAGCCAGAGUCCAAACGCUUCUCCAGCUCUUUGGAGAAGAAAAAAGAGAAACCAGUUUUCCUCAGUGAACUUUCUCCAGCAGCCGUGACUGUCGGAGAAACCGCUACAUUUACCGUCAAAGUGUCCGGUUUCCCGAAGCCUGCCGUUCAGUGGUUCCACAAUGGGCAGACGAUUACGAGCUCCUCCCUGUACACGUUUGUUCAUGAGCAAGAUGAGUAUAGUCUGGUCAUUACCAAAGUUCAGAGGGAGUUUGAAGGAGAGUACUCCUGCACUGUCAGCAACAGAUUCGGACAGUCGACUUGUACUUCUUAUUUGCAUGUUCAGGUGAAGGAGCCUGGAAAACCUCCAAAAUUCACUAAAACCAUUGAGUCUCUUCGUUUGUCUGAGGGAGGUCAGGCUUUCUUCAGGUACAUGGUGACCGGAGAUCCUCUCCCUGAGAUUCAGUGGCUCAAAGGCAGCUUCCAGAUCCAGCCUGGUGGGUUCUGUAUCAUUGUGAACAACCCGGACGGAUCGGGCUUUAUUAAUAUUAAGAGUGUCAAACAAGAGCACAGCGGCGUCUACACCUGCAAAGCCUUCAACCAAUAUGGGGAAGCCUCUUGUAGUGCUGAACUGCUGGUUUUCAGGGAGAAAGUUCAGGAAGAGCACACUUUGGUUAAGAAGCCAAAAGGUUUGAAGAUAUCUUUGACUGAACAGACCACAGAGUCCAGAUUGUCUGAAGAGAGGACUCUGUCUGAUCAGAUGAUUUACACCAUCAGCACAGAAGACCGGCAGAUUAUUCCUAGUGAGGAGGUGGGAACCCUCAGAGAGCUCAACAUCUCUGCUGCCACCCUCCAUCGAGAGCAGCUCACCCACCAGGCUGCAGUGCUGCAGGCUCAUGACAUCCAGGAGAGGGUUUCUUUGGCUCCGUCUCAUCCACUUCAGGUCUCAGCUGUUCCCAUGAAACAGCUUCACAUGGCGACUUUCUUAUCUUCAGUCCAGGAGCGACAAAAGAUCACAGAGCAGCACUCUGAACGGAUCCUCAGCCCUGAGAUCAUCGAGCUCGAGUUAGCCAAAGAGCAGCCGUCGAAGCUCAUGUCAGCCACAUCUGAAGAGGUCCUCCUGCUCGCCACAGUAAGAGCCGAGGCCUUGACUGAUCGAGCUCCUGAGCAGGUGAAGAGUUUUACUGAACCCAGGCAGCUUGUGAGAGGUCAUCAAGUAGGGUCCACCAUGUCAAUCCACGAUGAAACCUUAGACGUCACCCACAGACCAGAUGAAGAGAGGAGCUUCAAAAUCACAGAGGGGGUUAAGAUCUUAUACUCAGCUCAGUCUUCAGGGCAACUACCAAUCACAGAAAGACACUCUGAGCCGCUGCCAGCUCUAGACGCAGCCACCAAACCCUCGAUUAAGAAAGAGCAAUUCAAACCAGUCGUAGCACCAGUGAGUGAAACGAGAGUUCCUUUGCUCAAAGAGCAGCCGUUUGAAAUAACCAGACCAGAGCAGGAGAGUAUCACCCCACGCAAAGACCUGGUCUGUAAGUCAGCUAUGACUGCUGAAGAGAAGUACGAACUCCAAGCUGACGUGGCAGUACAGGUACCAGGUGUACCAUCUUCUAUGAGUCUGCAGCCUGAGCGAGAGGGCGAGCGAGUCCUGAAUCUGCAGGUCAUCAGUGAUCAGGAUGUUUUACAGUCUGAGGGUAGGUUCAGCAGCAAGAAGCCUUCGACAGAGCAGGCAGAAGUGAGGAAGAGUCCAACUUUAUUACAUUCAGUGACUCAAGAAGAGCAAAGAACAGCAGUUUGUGAGGUGACUUCAGAGUUCACAGCAAAGACUGAUGCCACCUCCGUCCAGCCGAGGAAAGAGUUACCACCAACAAAAUACCUUCAAUCAGUUCACUCUCUGUCAGUUUUACCAAAGGAAGGCACACUGACCAUCACCAAACCUGACCAGCAGGUGGCAGCGCAGAAACAGGAAAAGGCUCUGAAGCAUGCAGCUGCCUCUGAAGAGAGAAGAGAGAUCACAGCAGAUUAUCGCAAAGACCUUGAUGUGUCAGUGACCGGGGUUCAGUCACAGCUUCGAACUGAACCCAGGCCAUCCAGCAUCCUCUCGGUCUCCUCACAGCCCAUUCAGCUGCCGAAGGAGAUGCCUCUGAUCACCGAUGUCAAGCAGCAGCGAGCGCUCGUCCAGAAAGAGGACUACUGGAACAUCAUGCAUUCUCUGAAUGUCACAGACACUCAGACUCUCGAGGAGGGUCACACCGUUAACCUUAAAACUGAUGAGAAAUUCAAGCCUGAGAUGAAAACUGAGCCAAAGAUCUCCAAAAGAACUGUUUUCAUUGAGGAGAAGGCAGUGGCCACUGAAAGUUGUACCAUCUUAGAGGCAGCUGAGCAAGACUUUGCAGUCCAGAUCCAGGAGGGUCAGUCAGUCCGACAGUCGGUGCUACUUGAAGAGAAGCAGGUCAUCAUGGGAGAGCGGUCGAGUGAGAUAUGUAAAUCGGAGAGCUCGGCUGUUAGCAUCACGACGCAGCCUAAAGGAGUUCAGUUUGUUCAUGAGUCUCAGGACGCUCUGACUAUACCUAAAGAGCUCAACUUUGUCAUUCAGAUUCCCAAACCGUCCAGUCUAAAUAUACGACGUCAGCUCAGAAAUGCUCUACAGUCUGCUGUGGCCAGAGACCAACCAAUGUUACUUGCCGAUGUUGUAGGAAGGUUAGAGGCAGUGGAUGUACAGGAGGUGAAGGUUCAGAGAGAGCCCAGACAGGCCAGGUAUACAUACCUGAUCACAACACCAGGUGCCCCCAUGGAGAUCACACUGUCUUUUGAAGGUGAAUACCCUCAGACAGCUGACCUCAGGUCUGAACUCCAGGUAGCUCUGCAUGCAAUGGUUUUUCAUGAGCAGCAAAGUCUUACAUCAGAGCAGCCAGGUUUGAUGCAGACUGACAAGCCUCAGAGAGCACUGGUCAGCUUGGCGCCCUCCAAAGAGGUGCUGUCAUCUGUGGUGGACAACGUGACCAUGGUUGAGAGUACAGUUGGGUUUGCUGCUGCUGUAUCUCAGUCUGCAUCCGUCAAAACUGAAGCCAAGGCUUCCUUCAAGAGUGCAACCAUUCAGAGUCGGUCUGAAAUCUGUGAGUCUGUCCACAGAGAAACCAGAGAGGAGUAUCUAUCAGAGGCGAUCAUGAUCAGUGAGUCCUCUGACAGUCUGGUCGAUUAUCCAGUUGUCGUUGAUUCGCUGGAAGACGUUUGCACUGAGGAAAACGGGAAGGCUGUUUUCACUGCCACCAUAAAGCAUGUCUCCAGAGUUAACUGGUUCUUCAAAGGCCAAUUGGUGAAAUCUGGCAAAGAGUUCAAGUGUUCUAAAGACCACGACACAUACACACUAGUUAUCGACAGAGUUUUCAAGGCCAAGCAUCAAGGAGAGUAUAUCUGUGAGGCCGAGAACGAAGUCGGCAAGACUACCACGUCUUCAAGACUCACUGUGGUCUCAAGAGUGAAACCUGUGUUCAGACACAGGAUUGUCCCUGUGGAGAUCAACAUUGGCAACGCUGCCAAGUUUGAAUGUGAAACCGAAGAUGCUCCCAAUGUGAGCUUCAAGUGGUUCAAAGAUGGACACCCCAUCAAAGAGGGUGAUAAGUACAGGAUUAUCAGUCGCUUCAGCACUUCCUGUCUGGAACUCUUAAGCCCAACCAAGGACGAUAGCGGUGAAUACACCUGCAAGGCGUCCAAUCAGCACGGCAGUGACGAAUGCUCCGCCUCUCUCAGCGUCACAGAGCAAUUCCCUCCUGCCUUUGUAACUAAACCUGACCCUCAGACUAUGUAUGUUGGAAAGAGGGCAGUGAUACAGUGUGUAGUAUCAGGAUCUGCCCCACUGAAUGUUGUCUGGCUCAAAGACAACCAGGCCGUACCCAAAGGGCCAAACUACCGAACCUCUUGUGAAAAGAAUAAGCACACUCUUGAGAUAAGCAAACUUGAGCCAGCUGAUGGUGGUCAUUACGUGUGCAAAGUAUCUAAUAAUGUUGGGGCCGCUGAGUGCAGCACGGAGCUGCUUGUUAUUGAUAAACCCAACUUUGUAAAGCCCCUGGGUCCGAUCGCCGCUGUGGUCGGAGCUCCUCUGCACCUGGAGUGUCAGGUGGAUGAGGACACUGGAGUAACUGUCACCUGGACCAGAGAUGGUAGAAAGGUCCACCAGUCUCCAGACUGUAAACUGUCCUUUGAGAAAAAGGCAGUUACUCUUGAUAUCCUAAAGACCACACUGAAAGAUUGUGGAAAUUAUGUAUGCACGGCCACAAAUGAAGCCGGCAGUGCAACGUGCUCCACCUCGGUGAAGGUUCAAGAGCCACCAGUCUUUGUCAAGAGGCUGGAGGCCACCACCGUUUGGAAGCAAGGCAGCACUGCCCGGCUGCAGUGCACCGUCAAAGGAUCCCCUGAACUUCACACCAGCUGGUUCUUUAACAACAACGAGCUGUCAGCCGGUGGCAGAUAUGAUAUCAGUCUGAAGGAUGGUGUUGGCACUCUUGAGAUAAAGGAUGUCACGUUGAGUGACGGUGGAAAUUACACCUGUGAGGUUCUCAAUGAGUCUGGGUGUGAAAGCUGCAGCACAAAAGUGACAGUGAAAGAACCUCCAUCUUUCAGAAAGGAGUUAAUCCCCCUCGAGGCAGUCAGAGGAUCUGUAGCUGUACUGGAGUGUGAGCUUGCAGGUUCUGCACCGUUUGAGGUGGCCUGGAGAAAGAAUAAGAAACGCCUGUCCACAGAUAAGAAAUACAGAAUUGUGUCACAGGGGUACCUCACCACUCUGGAGAUCCAAUCAUUCGAGAGCGCCGACAUCGGUGAAUUUGAAUGUGUCGUAACAAAUGAGGUUGGGUCAGUGUCCUCAAAGUCAGUGGUUAAACAGAAAGAGCCACCUGUGUUCUCAAAGAGGAUUGAGAGUGCUGCAGCGGUGUUGGGGAAUACAGUAAAGCUACAGGGAACCCUGAAAGGCUCAGCUCCCAUCACUAUCAAAUGGAUGAAAGACUCUGAGCUGCUCAGAGACGAUGAUCCAAAUGUUAAAAUGACAUUUGAGAAUAACAUCGCAAGCAUUUCCUUCUCAUCUGUUGAAAUAAAGCAUGGUGGCAAGUACACUUGUCUUGCUGAAAAUGAGGCUGGACAGCAGAAAUGUGAAGCUGUCUUAACAGUUCAAGAACCUGCUAGGAUCUUAGAGAAAGCGACGUCCAUGAGCGUGACCGCUGGAGAUUCAGCAGCACUGCAGUGCACGAUUUCUGGAAGCCCGGAGCUCAAAGUGAAAUGGUUUAAAGACGGCAAAGAGAUGAUCAGUGGCCGCAAAUAUAAAAUGAUGGUAAAGGAGAACACCGCCAUCUUAAAGAUUCUCGCAGCAGACAAAGGAGACACUUCAGACUACCAGAUGGAAGUGUCCAAUAAAGUCGGAAAAGACCAGUGCACCUGCUCGGUCACUGUUAUAGAUCGUGCCGCUCCUCCAUCCUUCACCAAAAUUCUAAAGAAAGUGGACGGCAGUAUCGGUAGUAACGUUACGUUGGAGUGCAGAGUUGCUGGAUCUCAGCCGCUGGCUGUUGCUUGGUACAAAGACAAUAAAGAGAUCCACAGUGACAACAAAUACAAGCUUGAUUUCAGUGACGGUAUAGCCUCUGUGACCAUAACUGGCCUGGAGCAGAGUGAUGGUGGAGUGUUUACAUGCCAGGCCACUAAUAAUGCUGGAGAGAAUGAGACCAGCGGUACUUUGUCCGUCAAAGAACCACCGGUCUUCAUGGUAAAACCUGAAUCCCAGGACGCUUCACCAGGAUCAAAUGUUGUCAUUAAAGCAGCCUUUACUGGAUCAGCUCCUCUGGUUGUUAAAUGGUUCAGAGAGGAGAAAGAGAUUUUCACUGGGGGAAAGUGUUUCAUUAAGAAAGACGCCUCUUCGAGCUCUCUGGAGCUUCACUCUGUGAAACCCAGUGACUCUGCUAAAUACACAUGCCAAGUAUCCAACGACGCUGGGAAGGUGGACUGCACUGCAGCCCUCUUUGUGAAAGAAGCCCCAACAUUUACAAUGAAGCUUGAGCAUUCAGUGCUGCUGAAAACAGGAGAGCCUCUAAAGUUGUCUUGCAAAGUGCAGGGCACCCCUGUUAUAACCAUUGCAUGGUUUAAAAAUGGCUCCCAAAUCACUUCAGACCACAGACACACAAUGUCCUUUGACAACUCUAUAGCAACUCUGGAGAUAGACAACUGUUCUGUCGAGGACAGUGGACAUUAUGUCUGUACGGCGUCCAGCGGGGCCGGCAAAGACGAGUGCAGCGGCUCAGUAGCAGUGAAAGAGCCUCCAGUGUUUGUGAGGCCUUUUGAAUCAGCUGAGCUUGUAAAAGGAUCCGACAUUAUCUUGGAGGGAACUGUCUUAGGUUCUCCUCCGUUUGAAAUAAGUUGCUUGCUCAAUGAUAAGCUGAUCAGACCUGACAAAAACCAUGAGAUCAGUGUUGAAAACAACACUGUCACUCUUCACAUCUCAAACUGUGAGAGCGGAGAUGCUGGGACGUACCAGUGCAUUGUUGCAAACGAUGUUGGAGAAACAUCUUGUUCUUGCCAGAUUAUACUGAAAGAACCACCAUCAUUUGUUCAGAGACUAGAAGACAUAUCCUGCAUGGUGGGCUCAGAGAUCUCUAUGAAGUGCAUGUUGUCUGGAUCACUUCCCAUGACUUUCUCUUGGAUUAAGGAUGAUCAUGAGCUCACAGAAGAUGAGCAUGUUAAGAUGUCCUCUGAAAUCAAAAGUGCCGUGUUGAAUUUGAAAAAUGCUCAGUUAUCACACUGUGGGAAAUAUGUGUGUGAGGCACAGAACAAAGCUGGGACUCAGAGAUGUGCCGCUGUGCUCAUUGUGACAGAACCAGCAAGGAUUUUAGAACAUGCACAGACCAUCAGUGUAACCCAGGGUGACCCGGCCAGGCUUGAAUGUAGAUUCUCAGGUACCAAACCACUCACGUCCAGAUGGAUGAAGGCGGGGAAGGAGCUGACCUCAGACCAGCAAUACAAAAUUCAGAGCACAGACACCAGAUCUGUGCUAAACAUUACUAAAACAGAGAACAGUGAUGGUGGUGAAUACACCUUUGAGGUUUCAAACAGUGCUGGGUGCAGUUCUUGUGUGACAGACAUAACUGUUUUAGAACCACCAUGCAUUCUUAAAAAGCCUGAAUCCAUGAGUGUUUUGCCGGGGUCAAAGGUUAAGUUUAAUGUAUGCGUGUCCGGCACGCCGCCUCUCACCACCAAAUGGUUCACCAAGAAGAAAGAGGUUUUAUCCAGCUCCGAGUGCUCAGUGAUUCAAAGCGAUACUUUGAGCUCGCUGGAGUUCUUCUUCGCCAAAUCUUCUGAUUCUGGUGACUACGUCUGUGAAAUACAGAACGAUGUGGGCUCCUGCUCAUGCCAGGCAACACUCUUUGUAAAAGAGCCCCCAUUUUUUAUUGAAAAACCUGAAGGUGUUUCAGUAGUCAGAGCAGGAGACCGGAAGGUGUUUGAGUGCAUGGUUGCUGGUUCUCCAGAGAUCUCUGUGCGUUGGUUCAGAGAUGGAGGUCAGAUUCACCAAAGUGUCAAACACAAAAUGUCGUUUUUCAACUCUGUCGCCACCUUAGAGGUUUGUCAAGUCAGUGAAAACGACAGCGGCAACUAUGUCUGCGAAGCCUGUAAUGAAGCAGGCACAGAGAGUUGCACUGUCGAGCUGGAAGUGAAAGAGCCGCCUUCGUUUGUCGAAGAUGUGACGUGUCUUGAAGUUGUUAAAGGUUCCACAGCAAUGUUUGCAUGCAAAGUGGCAGGAAGUACUCCAUUUAAGGUCACAUGGAUCAAAGACAAACAGCCAAUCAAAUCCAGCCAGAAGUAUAUUAUCGUUGAUAGUGAAAAUGUGAGCUUGAAAAUCAUGGACUGCAGAGUGGAAGAUGUUGGUACUUAUCAGUGUGUGGUAGCCAAUGAGGUUGGAACUUGUUCUGGCUUUGGAGCUUUGUCUCUGAAAGUCCCUCCGACGUUCGUUAAGAAGAUCGAAAACGUCUCCACUGUUCUGGGAGAUGUUGCAGUCUUUCGCUGCACCGUGGACGGUUCGCUGGCUCUUUCUGUACAAUGGCAAAAAGAUGACAGCUGGAUCCCUGAGGAUCCAAAUAUCGAGAGAACGUUUCAUAACAGAGACGCAAUGCUCAGGAUUCCUGCAUGUGAGGCGACUCACAGCGGGAAAUACACCUGCCAGGUCGUCAAUGACGCCGGGCAGGACAAAUGCUUUGCCACCCUUGUAGUGCAAGAACCACCUAUGAUCCAAGAGAAGCCAGAGGUAGUCAGAGUGACUUGUGGAGAUCCAGUUAGUCUUGAGUGUAAAGUAGCUGGAACUCCUCAGAUCAGUGUCAAAUGGAAUAAAGAUGGCAAAGAGCUCCAGUCAAGCAGAAAACAUAAUCUGUACUUUGAGAACAACCUCAGCUGUCUGAACAUACAGUCGUCUCAGCUGGAAGAUGGCGGAGAGUACCAGUUUGAAGCCACAAACUCUGUCGGGACUAGCAGCUGUAAAGUCUUGCUAGUUGUUUUAGAAGAAACAGUUCCUCCAAUGUUCGUUAGGAAAUUAACAAACAUUCAAGCGAACAUGGGUUCGGUGGUCACCAUGGAGUGCAAAGUGGCCGGUUCUCUUCCAAUAUCAGUUGAAUGGAGCAAAGGGAAACAAAAGAUCAUUGAGAGCUCCAAGUAUAAAGUUGUGCACAUUGAGAAUACUGUGUCACUGGAGUUAAAUCUGACUGAAGCUGCUGAUACGGGAGAAUAUUCCUGUAGACUUACCAACAGCACAGGCAGCUGUGUGUGCAGCGGAGUGCUCACAGCUAAAGUGCCACCAACAUUCCUAGUUGAGCCUGAGUCUCAGGCGGUUAUUCCAAAGUCUGCUGUACUCUUCAGAAGUGUCUUUGAAGGAACGCCUCCGUUCACUGUGAAAUGGUUCAAGGAUGACGUCGAACUCAUCACUGGGCCAUCGUGCAUGAUUAAACUGGAGGAAUACUCUUCCUCUGUUGAGCUCUAUUCAGUCGACAGUCUCCACGUUGGGAUUUAUUCUUGCCAAGUUAGCAACGAAGCAGGCACAGUGAAAAGUGAAGCCAAGUUGUUGGUGAAAGAACCUCCUCAGUUUAUCCAGAAACUUCCUCCCACUACCUUUGUGAAGCAGUGUGAGGGACAUCGUUUUGAAUGCCAGGCCACCAGCUCUCACUCCCUGAAAAUGUGCUGGUUCAAAAAUGACCAAAAGAUAACUGACGGAAACAACUAUAAAGUAAUGUUUGUUGACUCAACUGCGUACCUCCAACUGCACACCACGAGGUUUGAGGAUAAUGGAGUCUACACCUGUGAGGCUUAUAAUGAUGCUGGCAGUGCAAGCUGUAGCACUGUUCUGACAGUUCAAGAGGCCCCAUCCUUUAUUAAAACUCCAAAGCCUGUAGAAGGCAUUCAUGGGAAAGAUGCCAGCCUGGACUGUGAGGUAUAUGGCACUUCACCUUUCCAGGUUAACUGGUACAAAGACAAAAGACCACUGAAGGAGAGCAGGAAAUAUAAGAUGGUUAGUGUGGGCAGCUCUGCCACACUUCACAUUAUUAAACUGGAGAAAGAUGACGCUGGUCUUUAUGAGUGCAAAGUCUCCAACAAUGUAGGAACGGGAUCCUGCCGCACUACCAUUAGCCUGAAAGAACAACCAGCGUUUGUCAAGAAACUGGUCGACCAGUCGGUGAGAGCUGGUCAGCAGCUGACGCUGACAGCUACAGUAAGAGGCUCAGAGCCUUUGACUGUGUCCUGGGUUCAGGACAAAGAUCACAUUCUCAGAGACGGUGACAACAGGAAGAUCACCUUUGAGAAUAAUGUGGUCACUCUUGUAGUACCCAAGGCCGACCCGACCACGGCUGGUAAAUACACCUGCCAGAUCAGGAACGACUCUGGACUUGUGGAGUCUGUUUCCCAAGUGACAGUUCUAGAACCCGCUGCUAUCGUUGAUAGCCCCGAGUCCUUGAACGUGAAGUCAGGAGAAAAUGCAGCUCUUGAAGUCACAGUAUCUGGUUCACCAGAACUGAAAACUAAGUGGUUCAAGGACAGCAAAGAGCUCUCUGCUGGUGCCAAGUAUCAGAUGUCCUUCACAAAGAAGGUUGCCACCUUGAAGAUUCGGUCUGCUGACAAAGCAGAUGCUGGAGAAUAUAAGCUAGAGGUUAAAAACCAUGUUGGUACAGCCUCUAGCAAAAUUAAGCUCUCUGUUUCAGAUAAAUUGAUUCCACCGAGUUUCAUAAGGAAGCUGAGAGACACCCACCUCGUUGUGGGUAAGCCCGGUGAAAUGGAGUGUAAGGUCGCAGGCUCUGCUCCGUUAACAACUUCCUGGUUCCACAACGGCCAAGAGAUCAAGAGUGGGCCAAACUAUGACAUUAGCUGCACCGAUAACAACUGCAAACUGAGAGUCCCGACAAUCAAGAUGUCCGAUUCUGGCAAAUACACAUGCAAAGCUGUAAACGCUGCAGGGGCCAGUGAAACGAGUGCCUCAAUGAAUGUGACAGAACCUCCAUCUUUUGUGAAAACACCCGAAGCAAAGGAAACGUUGCCCGGCAAAAACGUGUCUUUCUCAGCCAAAGUGAAAGGCAGCACCCCCUUGAAAGUCAAAUGGUUCAGGGGAGCCAAGGAGAUGCAGCAUGGACGAGGCUGUGAGAUCUCCCUGAAGGACGAUGUUGCCACUUUGGUUCUUCACAAAGUUGAAAAGUCCCAUGCAGGAGAGUACACCUGCCAGAUCAUUAACGACGCAGGGAAGGAAAGCUACCCCGUUAACCUGUUUGUGAAAGAACCAGUACACUUUGUGAAGAAGCUGAAAGACAUUUCCUCUGAGAAGGGCAAGCCUCUGAGGCUUGAGGUCACAUUUGCUGGAACCCCCACAGUAAAUGUGACAUGGAAGAAGGACGGUAAACUCAUCUGGGCUUCCUAUCAGUACAACGUGAUCACCACAGACACCUCCUGCAUCCUGGAGGUUCUUAACGCUGACAGGAUGGAGGCAGCCGGUAGAUACUCUUGCGAAGUAGACAACGGAGUCGGAAGUGACAAAUGUGAAGCACAAGUGACAAUGCUAGAACGACCAUACUUUGUUGAAAACAUGGAGCCAGUGGAGGUAACUGUGGGCGAGGCGGUUACCCUGAAAUGCCGUAUUGCAGGAACUCCUGACAUCUCCGUAGUUUGGUUUAAAGCUGCCGGAAAGCUGCGCAAGUCCAACGUUUGCUCGAUGGACUUCACAAAAGGUGUUGCCACUUUGAAACUGAUCAAAACAACCAAGUUCGAUCACGGCGAAUACGUCUGCAAGGCAGAAAACCGGGUCGGUUCUGCCUCUGUCAGCUGUAAUGUGACAGUGAAAGAACCCGUACGGUUUGUCAAGAAACUGGAGGACGUCUGCCACGAGCUGGGUAAACCCUUGAGGCUGGAGUGCACUUACACCGGCAGCCAGAGGGUUUACGUGACGUGGAAGAAGGACGACAAGCUGAUCUGGGCUUCUUACCAGUACAACAUCAAAACCACCGACUCCUCAUGCGUUCUGGAGGUCCUCAACAAUGACAGAGCUGCAUCUGCAGGAAAAUACACGUGUGAAAUUUCCAAUGCCGAAGGAACUGACACCUGUCAUGCUCAUGUUAAAAUAGAGCGCAAAGUCCCUCCAAACUUCACCAAGAAGCCCUCUGAGUCCAUGAUGGAUUCAGUGGGUAAGACAGUGAAGAUGGAGGGUCGUGUGUCUGGUUCCCAACCACUGACGGUCACCUGGUACAAGGACAACAAUGAAAUCUACGGCUCUGACAAAUACGAUGUCAGCUUCAAAAACAACAUGGCUGUGCUGUGUGUCACAGACUCUUCCACCUCUGACAGCGGUGUGUACACCUGCACAGCCUCCAACGAAGCUGGACAAGCUUCAUGUCGGGUUUCUCUCUCCAUCUCAGAAACUAGCCAGGCUCCCAAAUUUGACCACCUUCUGGAGCCGGUGUCGGUGAGUGAGGGUGAGAAGCUGACCCUCAAAUGCCACGUUAGUGGCUCUCCUCCACUGACCAUCCAGUGGAUGAAGGACAGGAGGGAGCUGAAGUCCACUGGAAACACCAGAAUCACAUUUGUUAGUGGGACGGCCUGUCUGGAGAUCAGUCCAGUCUCAAAGACUGACACAGGAGAUUACCUCUGCAAGGCCAGCAACGCAACCGGCAGUGACUUCUGCAAGUCCAGGGUCACUGUGAGAGACAAAGGAACCAAGGCCGCCCCCACCGAGGCCGCCGCCCCGGCUUCAGCUGCCCCAGUCAAAAAGCUUGACAACCUGUUCUUCAUUGAGGAACCUAAAAAUGUUUCUGUCACAGAGAAGGGAACUGCAACCUUCAUCGCCAAGAUCGGAGGUGACCCAAUCCCGAGCGUGAAAUGGAUGAAGGGAAAAUGGAGGCAGAUCACCCCUGGUGGUCGUAUCUCCAUCGAGCACAAGGGCCAGGAUGCCAAAAUGGAGAUCAGAGAGGUGACCAAGUCCGACUCCGGUCUCUACAGAUGUGUCGCCACCAACAAACACGGAGAGAUCGAGUGCAGCACUGAGAUGGAGGUGACCAAAAAGGAGGAAGCAGAAGCACUCGGAGACAUAAGGACAAGACUGAAGAAAACUCCCUCAAAGCAGAAGAGUCCAAAGAAAGACGAAGAGAUUGAUAUUGUGGAGUUGCUGAGAGGUCACGACCCCAAAGAGUACGAGAAGAUCCUGCGGGAGCACGGCAUUCAUGACUACCGCGCCAUCCUGCAGGCCAUCGAGUUCCUGAAAAAGGAGAAAGAGAUGGAGACUGGACGAGUGGAGUUGGAGCGUGGUGGUCGCGUUGAAGAAGAGGACAUGGCCCGACUUAUCCAGCAGCUGGAGAGCCGUGUCGACACGGAGCCCGUCACUGUCAUGGAGGACAUCAGCGACCAGACAACAACUGAGAACAAAGGUGCCACCUUCGAAUGCAGAAUCCGCAUCAACUACCCAGAGAUCACUCUCACCUGGUACAAAGGCACCCAGAAACUGGACAACAGCGACAAGUAUGACAUCAGCAGCGUGGGCGACCGCCAUUACCUGAAGAUCAAGAACUGCCAGGUCAAAGAUCAGGGAAACUACCGCGUGGUGUGCGGUUCACACAUUUCCAACGCCAAGCUCACCGUCACAGCCGAACAAAUUCAGUUCACUAAAUGCAUCAGAAGCAUCGAGGUCAAUGAACGCCACUCUGCCACCUUUGAGUGCGAGUUGUCCUUCGACAGCGCCACCGUCACAUGGUACAAAGACUCAUGGGAGCUUAAAGAGAGCCCAAAAUAUAACUUCAGGACCGAGGGCCGACGCCACUUUAUGACCAUCCGCAACGUAACCCCAAAGGAUGAAGGCGUUUACUCUGUGAUUGCUCGUCUGGAGCCAAUGGGAGAAGCUCGAAGCACAGCUGAGCUUUACCUGUCAGGCAAAGAAAUUGGGUUAGAAAAGUUUCCACAGGACGUUCCAGACUCGUCCGUUCAUGUCCCAGAAACAGCUUCUAUGGUUGUUCGAGAUUCGUCCGAAUUUUAUCACUAUGAAGAACGAACGGAAGUCAAAGCUUUUCAAAGUCUGACCGUUGAAGAAGAGACGCUUUCUGUUCACUACUCCUCCGUCACAGAAGAGAAAAAACCCAUUGAGGAGAUUGUUGAGAGGACUCACGUGGAGAUCAGAGAGAAAGUCCCUGAAGUUCCUGAGGUUUACAGGACACCAGAGGGAAAACCCUCUGAGCCUGAAGCUCCGCCUCCGGCGCCAGUCAAAGUACCUGAAGCAAAGAAGCCGCAGCCCGAAGUAACCGUCGACGCUCGGCCUCGGCGAGAGGAAGCUCAGCCCCCUGAAGAACCUUCAGUAUACACCAAACCAGAACCGGUGCAAGAGAGAGUGACUGUUCCCAGAAAGGUCACUCCUGAACCUUAUCAACCUGAACCUACUAAGGAGCCAAAAACGGUUCCUCCAGAGCCUAAAGUGGUACCUCAGAAACCGGCUGAACCUGAGCCUAAGGUGCCCAAAGUUAAGCCUGAACCCAAAGCACUGGAAGUCCAACCUGCCAAGAAAACACCAGAAGCCCCGAAAGCGAGAGUGCCAGCUGUAGCCAAACCCGAGGAAAUUCAGCCAGUUGCUGCCAAGAUUACUCCACCAAAGACUGAAGAUAGAUUCACAAAAGCACCAGAACUACCAAAGCCUGAAGAACCUGUAGUUCAACCAGCUAAGGUUACUACCCCAGCACCAGAACGUCUUCCAACUAAAGUGCAAGAUGUAACCAGACCAGAAGAACCUAAAAUUCAACCAUCUGCACCCAAGAUUUCUCCACCAAAGCCUGAAGCUGUUCCAACUAAAGUUGUCUCAGAACCAAAGACAUCUGAACCUCCAAGAACACCACAUCUGCUGGCUGAUAAACCUGAGCCAGAAGCAUCAAGGUAUAUCUCUGAAACAAAACCAGAAGAACAGAAGAAGGUUCUGGAAGUGACAAAGAAGGUUCCAGAAGCACCAAGUAAGGUUUCUGAAGAACCCAAGAAAGUAUAUGAAGAAAUACAGACCGUUCCUGAAGUACCAAAGAAGGUCCCAGAAGCCCCAAAGAAGGUUCCUGAAGCCCCAAAGAAGGUUCCUGAAGCCCCAAAGAAGGUCCCAGAAGAACCAAAGAAGGUUCCUGAAGCCCCAAAGAAGGUUCCUGAAGCCCCAAAGAAGGUCCCAGAAGAACCAAAGAAGAUUCCUGAAGCACCAAAGAAGGUUCCCGAAGCCCCAAAGAAGGUCCCAGAAGAACCAAAGAAGGUUCCUGAAGUACCAAAGAAGGUUUCAGACACACCAAUGAAGGUUCCUGAAGCCCCAAAGAAGGUCCCAGACGAACCAAAGAAGGUUCCUGAAGUACCAAAGAAGGUUUCUGAAGCACCAAAGAAGGUUCCGGAAGUACCAAAGAAGGUUCCAGACACACCAAAGAAGGUUCCUGAAGCCCCAAAGAAGGUCCCAGAAGAACCAAAGAAGGUUUUAGUGGCACCCAAAAUGGUUACACAGCCACCAGUAGAGCUAGAGGCUUCAAAAUUAGUAACAGAGGAACCAAGGCUGCAACACCAAGCACCUGUGCAACCACAAGAUUUGGAAACACCAAAACAAAUUCCUCAGGCAAAAAAGCCUCAGCAAACAGUUCCCUUGAAGACUGAAACUGAAGACAGGAGGAAGGAAAGGAUUAUUCUGACAGAAGAAGUUGGUCACAAGCAAGAAGAAGUCAGGACAUAUGAAAGUGGAGUGGAGGUCAAGGAGCAGACUACAAGACAAGAAAUCACUUUGAAAUCAGAGAUAAAACAACAAAUGCUUCUUGCAAAAGAUGAAGUUUCUCCAUGUUACAGUGAAGAUCAGCUGGAUGAGCCAUUAGAGGACAUUGAGCCAGCAUCCUCAGAGUAUGAGGCUGUGAAACUGGAGGAGACUGAAUCUCAAGAUGAAGAAGACUUUGAUCGAGAGGACAAAGCAGAGGACCAGAUAGAAGAAAUGUCUUUGAGGUUUAUCUCUCCACCUGUGAAGGAAGCUGCCGUUCUUCCAUCAAAAAGUAACUUCACAACUCCCCCUGAAACGACUCGCCCCACAAAGAAAGAAGAUCCUGGAACCAAAAAAGAGGCUUACAAGAAAACUCAAGACAAGAUAUUCAAGAAAGCCGUCGAGCAGAGAGAAGUAACAUCAUCUGUAUCGGUACGACAUGAGGAAACGGUCUCUCCAGUGGAAGAAAUCACUGUACCAAAGACUUCUAAAAUACAUAAAGAAGUCAGUCUUAUGAAGCAAGAUGACUCUAAUAAAGUGGAAGAAGUCAUGCCUCUUAGAAAAACUGUUUUGCCUCCAUCUGACGAAGACUCACCCCGACAUCGUCCCACUGUUCCUCCCAAACAAGAAAUAAUUGCCCCUACAAAGAUGGAGUCUCCACGGAAAGAAACUCCUGUUGUACUUUUGGAGAAACCAACUUCUCUGACGGAACAAGUGUCUACUGAAGAACAUGUCCAAGCAAUAGUGUCUCCAGUUCCAGCUCAGAUUCCUUCACCGAAGAUAGAAGUGUAUCGUGAGGUAGAAAUUUCACCUCCAAAAGAAACUGCUCUGACUACAAAGAAGACCUCCACUGCACUUCCCAAAGCAGCUGUUAGUGUUAAAGAAGACAUUGUCCCUGAAGAAGUGAGAAGUGAGAAACAUAUCACUAAAGAUAAGAUUGCUCCAAAUAAACAAUCUCAAGUUCAACCACAGAAGAAACAUCUUCCCCCUAAAGAAGAAACUCUUCAGUCUAAGAAACCUGCUUCUUAUCUGGUCGAAGUGGAUUCAUCUGAAGAAGCUAGACAGGCGACAACUAAACCUCCACCAACAAGAGGAGAUGACAAGAAAGUAAAGAAGGGAACACAGGAAGUUGACCAGCAAACUCUUCAGAAAGUGUCUCCUCCAGAGGAGAAGAAACCAUCUGUACCAGCACCAGUAUCAAAGCCUGCACCUCCUCCUCCUGCAGCCAAAGUUCCACCUCCUGCAGUAUCUCCCCCAGAGGAGAAGAAACCAUCUGUACCAGCACCAAAGCCUGCGCCUCCUCCUCCUGCUGCAGAGAAAGUUGCUCCUGCAGAGAAAGUUGCUCCUGCAGAGAAAGUUGCUCCUCCUGCAGUGUCUCCUCCAGAGGAGAAGAAACCAUCUGUACCAGUAUCAAAGCCUGCACCUCCUCCUCCUGCAGCCAAAGUCGCUCCUGCUCCAGUUUCUCCUCCAGAGGAAAAGAAACCUUCUCCACCUACAGCAAAGCCUCCGGCAGAAAAAGAGAUUCUUCCUACAGCUCAAGUUACUCCGGUGGAGAAGAAACCCUCUCCACCAGCCGUAAAGGCUGAACCCUCUCCUGUACCACAGGAAAUUUCUCCUCCUGAAGACAAGGAGCCAGUUUCAGCACCUGGACCAACUAAAGUGCCACCUCUUAAGCAAAAGGGUAAGAUUCCUGUUCAGGAGGCGAAAACACCUGAAUCACCAAAGAUGAAGAGUAAGCUUACCAGAAUACCCAAAGAGAAGGAGCCAGAGCCGGAGGUCAUUAAGCUGAAGAAGGUUCCAAUGAAAUCUCCAGAGCCUGAGAAACAAGUCGUAACUCAUAAAGCAGAAGUGACGAGGCAUCAUAAUCCAGAACUAACGGUUCAUGGACUUCAUGACAGAGAAGAUCGAGAGGUAAUAACUCUGGGAAGAACUGAACGAGUCUUCACUGCAGAUGAAGAGGCGGUUCAGUUUGGUUUUUAUGAGGAAGCUGAAAGGGUAGUAGUAGUACAGAAAACCGAAAAAGAAGGAUGGACAAGAACCCCAAAACCACAGAAAGAGGAAGAACCCGAGCUGCCAAAUGUUGAUAAGAAGAAAAUAACUAAACUGCCAAAGGCAGAUGAGCAGAAGGAAUCAAUCAAACUAAAACCAUUUGAAAAAUCAGGGAAACCAGAAGAAGAAGCGCAAAAGAUCAAACUAAAGAAGGUGCCAACAAAGUCCAAAGAGCCUGAGAAGGAAGUCAUCACUCAAAAAGUUGAAGUGACAAGGCAUUAUGAUUCAGAACUAACAGUUCAGAAACCUCAUGACAGAGAAGAUCGAGAGGUAAUAACUCUGGGAAGAACUGAACGAGUCUUCACUGCAGCCGAGGAGGCAUCCGAACUGGGUCAUAUGGAAGAACCUGAGAAGUUAGAAGCAGACAAUGAGAAAUCGAGAUGGGCACGAACUCCUAAAGCACCGAAAGAUGGAGAACCUGAACCAGAUUUAACUAAAAAGAAAAUAAAGAAAUUGCCAAAGAAAGAAGAGGAGCAAGAACUAAUGACACUGAAACCAUUUGAAAAACCUCAGAAACCUGACGCAGCUGCACCUCCAAAAGAUAAGAAAGACGCUGAAGCAAAGACAGAUACUGAACGCAGUCCACUGAAGAGAGCUGAGAGACCGUCAAGGGAUCAACCCACCUCUGCUAUAAAAGACAGAAAAGGUGAAGAAGACGCGCCCUCCAUGAGUCCAAAAGUAACUCCUGAUGUCAGCAAAGACCGAGAGGAACUCCCACAGAGGACAAAGGUUGAUAAACCACCCAAAGACGAAGAACCGCCUACAGCUGCUGACAAACUCUGUGGAAAACCUAAACAUAUUUCCACACCAGAUAAAGAGAAAGAGCAGGUUUUGUUGAAGCCUUUCACUAAACCCGGCAAGCCUGAAGGAAAGCCAGAUAAAACAUCUGAGGAAGAGAAAAGGAAGCCUGUGGACACAACGGUACCCAGCCAAAGUCCAAGAGAUGAAGCUCGUAAAGAGCCAAAGGAACAACAGCUCAGAAAGGUUGAAACACCUGAAACACCUAAAGAGGAGGCCAAACCUCAGGAGGAGAAAGAAGAGCCAGCUGUUUCACCCAAGAAGCCGAGUCCACCAGCAAAGAAAGAAGCAGAAAAAGAGAUCCCACUGAAACAAACAGAGGCUUUUAAGAAAGGCAUUCAACCCAAAAAGACUCCUUCACCCAGAGUGGGUAGAGACAAGGUUGAAGAAGAGAAACUGCUCAAACCUAUUGAACAACUGAAGAAGGUUGAGCUAAAAAAGACACCGUCACCAAAAGUUGAUAAGCCAAUACCCAAAGAACUGGAGCAGGUCCCCGUUGAGAAGAAGCCAUCUGCUGAAAAACUCAAACAGAUUCCCAAAACGGCGUCACCAAAAGAUUCGAUUGAAGCUGUGACACUCAAAAAGGUCCCAAAGAAGCCAACGCCAGAAGAAGCUUCUGAACCAGAGAAGCCUGGUAAAGGGCGUAUUCCUCUGGUGAAGGAGGUCUCUCCUGGAGCCGUGCACAUGAAGAAGGUGCCUACUCAGCAAGAGGAAGAGGUUUAUGAAGAAGAGACAGAAAAAAUGGAAGGCAAUGAAGAAGAGGAGGAAGUCUGGGGCUGGGAGCUGGUUCCUCCGGAUGACUGGGAAGGUGAAGGGGUGGAUGGGGCGCUGGAGACUCCAGGCUUCCCCGGUGGUAAACGAGAUGGAAAACCAACAGAGGAGCCACCCAAAGGCCGAGGCCGAGGAUUUGGGGCAAGACAAACCCCGUCACCUGGUGAUGGUGGCAGAGGCCGGGGCCUGAGGCCCGGUGGUAAAGGCCCAUCACCACCGGAGGAACCCUUCGGAGGAUUCGUGCUUAAGGCCGUCCCCCUGAAGUUCAUCAAGAAGAUUCAGGACAUCGUGCUGCAGGAGGCCGAGUCUAUCGGCUCGUCUGCUGUGUUUGAGUGUCAGAUCUCUCCAUCCACUGCCAUCACUUCAUGGAUGAAAGAUGGCAGCAACCUCCGCGAGGACCCCAAACACAAAUUCACUUCUGACGGCAAAGAUCGCAAGUUGCACAUCAUUGAUGUCCAACUGUCAGACACCGGUGAAUACACCUGUGUGGGAAAGAAUGCUGGCAAAGAAAUAACAUGCACAGCCAGGCUCAUCGUUGAAGAGCUGCCUGUGAAAUGGCUGAAAGAACUGGAGCCAGAGACUUCCUGUAUGAAGAGUCAGCCCAUGUAUCUGACCUGUGAGCUCAACAAAGAGAGAGAUGUGAUCUGGAAACGUAACGGCACCGUCAUCAAGAAUCAGGCUGGAAAAGUGGCCAUUAAUAUCAUCGGCAUGCAGCACGCCAUAACCAUCCAGAAUGCUGGUGAUGAGGACGCCGGCUGCUACACCUGUGAGGUCGACGGACAGGAGGAUGUCAAGACUACGACCAACGUUAAAGUAAUCGAAAUCAUCAAAGACUGGCUGGUGAAGCCUCUGAGGGACCAGCAUGUGAAACCGAAGGCCAAGGCCACGUUCAAAUGUGAGCUGUACAAGGACACUCCCAACUGGAAGUGGUUUAAAGGAGACAAUGAGCUCACUCCUUCUGACAAGGUGGAGAUCGUCAAAGACGGAAAGGACAUGGCGCUUAGCAUCAAAAACUGUCAGCCUGACGACGUCUCUGAUUACACCUUAGAGGUCGAGGACCGCAAAUACUCCGCCAAACUCACACUUGGAGAGCGUGAGGCUGAGGUCCUGAAGCCUCUCUCCAGCGUGGAGGUGGUUGAGAAGGAGGAAGCCAACUUUGACACUGAAAUAUCUGAGGAUGAUGUGGUUGGUGAAUGGAAACUGAGAGGACAGGUGCUGAUGAGGUCUCCGACGUGUGACAUUAAAGCUGACGGCAGGAAACGUUUCCUCACCUUGAAAAACGUGCAGCUGGAUCAGGCUGGUGAAGUUUCCUAUCAGGCUCUCAACGCCGUCACCAGCGCCAUGCUCACCGUCAAAGAGAUCGAAAUGGGCUUUGUUGAUGCACUGAAGGACGUUUCUGUGCCUGAAAAGAAACAGGCUAAGUUUGAAUGCACUGUCACCAAGGAGGUGUCAAAGGUCAUGUGGUUCAGGGGGGCGGAGGUCGUCACCCCGAGCCCUAAAUAUGAAAUCAUUGACGAUGGAAAGAAACACAUGCUGAUCAUAAACAGCUGUGAGUUUGACGAUGAGGCUCAGUACACCAUCGAAGUGCUGGGCCAGAGAUCGAGCGCUCAGCUGCUGGUGGAAGGCAUGAGGCUCAAAUUUGUGCAGCAGCUUCGAGACCAAACGGUGAAAGAAGGUAAAUCAGUUUACUUUGAGCUCGAGCUGACGCACGAGAACGUGCCAGUGGUUUGGUACCGAAACGAAGUGAAACUCCACGUGAGCCGAACGGUGAUCACACACGUGGAAGGAAAGAAACACACUCUAGAAAUGAGGACGUUGUCUCUAGAUGAUACCUGCCAGAUUAAGGCAGAGGCCAAAGGGAUUUACUCCAUGGCAAAACUGACGGUCAUAGAGGGUGACGCUGUGUUCGUGGUGAAGCUGCAGGAUUUCACAGCCACAGAGAAAGACGAGGUGACUCUGGACUGUGAACUGAGCAAAGACGUCCCCGUCGUUUGGUAUCACAGCGAAAAGGAGAUUGUCGCCUCCAAGAUGGUGGUCAUGAGGUCGGAGGGCACUCGCAGGUCUCUGGUCCUGAAGAAAGUGGAGCAGAGCCAUAAGGGAAAAUACGUAUGUGAUUGUGGGACGGACAAGACGGCGGCCAACAUCAACAUUGAAGCUCGUGACAUCAAGGUAGUCCGGCCAAUUUACGGCGUGGAGCUCUUUGACGGGGAGACAGCUCGUUUCGAGGUGGAGAUCUCUGAGGAUGACGUCCACGGCCAGUGGAAGCUGAAUGGAGAAGUCCUAAGUCCGUCAAAGGAUGUUGACAUCAUCGAGGAGGGAGGCAAACACACCCUCAUCCUGUACAACUGUAAAGUGCCCAUGACUGGCGAGGUGGCGUACACCGCAGCCAACGCCAAGUGUUCUGCUAACCUGAAGGUCAAAGAACUUCCUCUGAACUUCAUGACGCCACUAAGCGACGUUCAGGUGUAUGAGAAGGACGAGGCGAGGUUUGAGGUCGAGCUGUCAAGACCUCCAAAGAGUUUCCGCUGGCUGAAAGGAUCUCAGGAGUUGCAGAGUGAUGAGAAGUACGAGAUGAUCCAGGAAGCAAACAUGUACGUUCUGCUGAUCCGAUCGGCUGCCUACGACGACGAGGCGAAGUACAUGUUCGAGGCCGAGGACAAGAGGACGACUGCCAAACUGGUAAUUCAAGGUAUUCGUUUGGAGUUUGCCAAACCAAUCAAGGACGUGACGGUGAAGGAGCGCGAAACAGCCGAGUUCAGCGUCGAGCUCUCCCACGACAAGAUCUCUGUGGUCUGGUACAAAAACGACAUCCGCCUGCAUCCCAGCAAGGUUGUCCACAUGUCAGACCAUGGAAAGAUCCACACACUGGCCUUCAAGGAGGUCACCAUCGACGACACGUCCAUGAUCAAAGUGGAGGCCAUGGACAAGACCAUGACCGCCAUGCUCACCGUCAUCGAGGGCGACCUUUAUUUUACCACCAAGCUGCAGAACUACACCGCCGUGGAGAAGGAUGAGGUGAAGCUGGUAUGUGAACUGAGCAAAGCCAUCGCUGAUGUCAAAUGGUUCAAGGAUGGGAAGGAGAUCACUCCCUCCAAGAACAUGGCCAUCAGCACCGACGGCAAGAAGCGCAUCCUGACCGUGAGGAAGGCGGAGAAGGCCAACAUCGGAGAGUAUACCUGUGACUGUGGCUCUGAUAAAACUACAGCCAAACUCAACAUUGAAGAGCGUGACAUCAAGGUUGUUCGUCCGCUGUACAGUGUUGAAGUCACGGAGGCAGAAACAGCCAAGUUUGAGACAGAGAUUUCAGAAGAAGACGUCCAUGGAAACUGGAAGCUGAAGGGAGAAGCCCUGCACCAGUCUCCUGAUGUUGAGAUUAAGGAGGAAGGAACUCGACACAUGCUGAUCCUCUUUAACGUCCGCAUGGACAUGGCGGGAGGCGUCGACUUCUCGGCAGCCAACGCCAAAUCCAACGCUCAGCUCCGGGUCAAAGCUCGCUCCAUCGCCGUGCUGAAUCCUCUGAAGGACGUCACGGUGACGGCCGGAGAGACGGCGACCUUCGAGUGCGAGCUGUCGUACGAAGGCAUCGUGGUCGAGUGGUUCCUGGGAGGACAGAAGAUGGAGGCCAGCGACCGGGUGAAGACUCGGGUGGCGGGUCGUAUUCACGCUCUGACCAUCAGAGACGUGAAGCUGUCGGAGGCCGGCGAGAUCAAACUGACCUCCAAAGACUUCAAGACCCAGGCUCAGCUCAUCGUCAGAGAGCCGCCGGUGGAGUUCACAAAGCCUCUGGAGGACCAGACGGUGGAGGAGGAAGCCAUCGCUACGCUGGAGUGCGAAGUUUCUAGAGAGAACGCAGAAGUACAGUGGUUUAGAGAAGGACAGGAAAUCAGAAAGACCAAGAAGUACGACAUGAUCGUCGAUGGACGCAAGAGAGCGCUCGUCAUCCAGGACUGCUCUCCGGACGACGCAAAGAUGUACACGUGUGACGCCAAAGAGUUCAAGACUUCCUGUUUCCUGGAGGUUACACCUCCUCACGUGGAGUUUACGAAGCCUCUUCAGGACGUCGAGGUCAAAGAGAAAGAAUCCGCUAAGUUUGAAUGUGAAGUGUCCCGCGAGUCUGCCAAGGUUCGCUGGUUCAAGGAUGGCGGUGAGAUCAGGAAAGGAAAGAAGUACGAGAUCAUCGCUAAGGGAGUCCAGAGGAUCCUCAUCGUCCACAAGUCCAUGUUCGACGAUGAGGCUGAGUACGAAUGUGACGCCAGGACCUCCAAGACGUCCGGCAUGCUCACUGUCAUCGAGGAGGCAGCCAGGUUCACCAAGAACCUGUCCAACGUGGAGGGGAUGGAGACAGACAGCGUGAAGAUGAUUUGCGAGGUGUCCAAGGCCAGCGCUGAGGUCACAUGGUACCGUGGGGACGAGGAGCUGCCGGAGGGCGGACGCUACGAGCAGAUCAUGGAUGGACGCAAGAGGAUCCUGAUCAUCCAGGACCUGAGGAUGGAGGAUGCUGGAGAGUACAACUGCAGGCUGAGUUCCACCGUCAAGACGUCCGCCGCGCUCAAACUCAACGAACUCGCAGCCGAGUUCAUCGCUCGCCCUCAGAACCAGGAGGUGGUGGAGGGUGAGAAGGCCGAGUUUGCCUGCUCCGUCUCUAAAGAGACAUACGAGGUGAAGUGGUUCAGAGGUGACAAGGAGGUCCAGGCCGGGGAUAAGUACACCAUCGUGAGUGAAGGAAAGAGACGAGCUCUUAUUGUGAAAAACUGCGAGCUGAAGGAUGAGGGAGGCUAUGUUGCCCACAUCGGCAGCGUUAAAGCCUCAGCCGAUCUGUAUGUGAUUGAAAAACUGAGGAUCAUCACGCCGAUUAAAGACACGGAGGUGAAGGAAGGAAGUGAGAUUGUGUUCAACUGCGAGACAAACGUUGAGGGAGCGAAGGCCAAGUGGCUGAAGAACGAGGAGACCAUAUUCGAGAGCAGCAAGUACAUGAUGGGUCAGAGGGACAACGUCUUCUCCCUGAGAAUCAGAGACGCCCACAAGUCCGACGAGGCCACCUACACCAUCACUCUGACCAAUCAGAGAGCAGAGCAGGCCAAGAGCAGCGCCAGCGCUAAAGUCGCAGAGGAGAAGCUGAAGUUCCUGGAUCCCAUCGAGGACAUCGAGACUCAGGAGAAGAAGACUAUCAGCUUCAGCUGUAAGGUGAACCGACCUGAGAUGACCGUGAAGUGGAUGAAGGCCGGCCAGGAGUUGACGCUCAGCAAACGCAUCGUUUACAGAGUCGACGGCCUCAAACACACCCUGACCAUCAAGGACUGCAUGAUGGACGACGAGGGUGAGUACACUGCCACAGUCGGUGAUGACAAGUGCUCUGCCGAGCUGAUCAUCAGUGAGGCGCCGACAGACUUCACGGCACAGCUCAAAGACCAGACCAUCACCGAGUUUGAGGACGCCGAGUUCACCUGCAAGCUGAGCAAAGAGAAGGCCGUGGUGAAGUGGUACAGGAACGGACGGGAGAUCAGAGAAGGACCCAGAUAUCACAUGGAGAAAGAAGGCAAGACGUGCAGACUGAUCAUCAAGGUGUGCAGAGCUGAUGAUGAAUGUGAAUACGCCUGUGGUGUGGAUGAGAGGAGGACCAGAGCCCGCCUCUUUGUUGAAGAGACCCCAGUGGAAAUCGUCAGACCUCCUCAGGACAUGUUCGAACCUCCGGGUUCAGACAUCGUGUUUGAGGUGGAGCUCAACAAAGACCGAGUUGAGGUGAAGUGGAUGAGGAACAACAUGAUCAUCGUCCAGGGAGAUAAAUACCAGAUGAUCAGCGAGGGUAAAAUCCACAGACUGCAGGUCUGUGAGAUCAGACCUCGAGAUCAGGGAGAGUACAGGAUCGUGGCCAAAGACAAAGACGCCAGAGCCAAGCUGGAGCUGGCAGCUGUUCCAAAGAUCAAAACUACCGACCAGAAUCUAGUAACGGAUGCUGGUAAGCCCUUCGUCAUGAGCGUGCCCUAUGAUGCCUACCCUCGUGCCGAUGCAGAGUGGUUCUUUGCGGACGCCAUGUUACCUGUCCAGAACAUUGACACCUCCAUCGACAAGACUGAGUACCGCCUGAAGAGCCCCAGCAAGGAGGACCAGGGCCGGUACAAGGUGGUGAUCAAGAACAAGCACGGCACCGGAGAGGCAAUCAUUAACCUGGAUGUGAUCGAUGUCCCCGGACCUGUCAAGAACCUGCGCGUGGUCGAUACUGCUGAUGGUGAGGUCAGUUUGGCCUGGGAUGAACCUGAGAGUGAUGGUGGAAGCAAGAUUAUUGCCUACAUAGUGGAGAGACGUGAUGUGAAGCGUAAGACCUGGACGUUGGCUACAGACCGUGCUGAUAUUCCAGAGUACUGUGUCAGCGGCCUCCAGAAGGACUCCAUGUACCUGUUCAGGGUCUGUGCCAGAAACAGAGUCGGCAGUGGACCCAUUGUCGCCACUGAGGAUGCUGUUCAGGCCAAGAACAAGUUUGACGUUCCCGACGCUCCGGAGAACGUUGCAGUUGCCUCUGUGAAUAAGUUUGGUGUCACCGUCAACUGGGAGCCUCCCAAGUUUGACGGUGGAUCUGAGAUCACCGCCUACGUGAUUGAACUCCGCGACAGGACCUCUGUCAAGUGGGAGGCAGCCUUGGUCUGCGGUGCCAGUGACCGCUCUGCGGCGCUGAACGACGUGGUGGAGAACAAGGAGUACAUCUUCAGAGUCCGAGCAGAGAACAAGGCCGGCAUUGGCAGGCCCAGCGCCGCCACAAAACCCGUAAAGAUAAUGGAUCCCAUCGAGAGGCCAAGUCCACCUCUGAACCUAAACUUCAGCGAUCAAAUCCAGACCGCCAUCACGCUGACCUGGGAGACUCCCACCAGCAAUGGUGGCAGCAUGAUCACCGGCUACAUCAUUGAGAAAUGUGACGACGGCACCAACAAGUGGCUCCGCUGCAACGCCAGACUGUGUCCUGACCUCUCCUACCGGGUGUCUGGUCUGAAACCCGGUCAGAAGUACCUCUACAGAGUUUGUGCUGAGAACGCCGCCGGAGUCUCCGAUCCAGCCGAGAAAAUCGGACCACUGCUUGCCGACGAUCCUCACGUUGGUCCAACCUUCGACCUGAGUGGUUUCAGGAACGGCCUGGAGGUGAUCGUUCCUCAGCCUCUCACCAUCAGAGUCCCCAUCACUGGAUACCCGACUCCCGUUGCCAAGUGGACCUUUGGAGAGAAGGAACUGACCACUGAGGAUGAGCGUGUCUCCAUGGUGACAAAGCCCACGUACACGGAGCUGACGGUCACACCGAGCGUCCGUCCAGACAAAGGCACCUACACCCUGCAGCUGGAGAACGACGUUUCCUCUGUCUCUGGAGAGAUCGAAGUCAACGUCAUUGCAUGCCCAAGUGCUCCUAAGGACUUGAAGGUGGCUGAGGUAACCCGCCACCAUGUGCACAUGAUGUGGGAGGUUCCAGAGCACGAUGGAGGAAGUCCAGUCACCCACUACCAGAUCGAGAAGAGAGAAGUGUCUCGCAAGACCUGGGCCAAGGUGGCCACCGGUGUUUUGGACUUGGAGCACACGAUAACAGACGUCAUUGAAGGAAAGGAGUAUCUGUUCAGUGUCACCGCCUGUAACAAGUGUGGACCCGGAGAGCCAGCUUACAUUGACGAGCCUGUCAGUGUCUCCUCUCCUGCCACUGUACCCGAUCCUCCUGAGAACCUGAAGUGGCGCGAUAAGAGUGGCAAGUCCAUCUUCCUGUCCUGGGAACCUCCAAAGUACGAUGGCGGUGCCCCGAUCAAAGGCUACGUGGUGGACAAGUGUCAGCGUGGUACCGAUAAGUGGGAGCCUUGUGGUGACCCAAUCACUGAACUGAAGUUCCAGGUGACUGGUCUGAUUGAGGGUCAGUGGUACGCCUACAGAGUCAGAGCUCUAAACAAACUGGGAGCCAGCCGACCCUGCCGGGCCACUGAUGAGAUCCAGGCCGUUGAUGCCAGAGAGCCUCCAGAGAUCCAGCUCGAUGUGAAACUUCUGGCUGGUCUGACCACUAGGGCCGGUACGAAGAUCGAGCUUCCCGCUGACGUCAAAGGAAAGCCUGAUCCACGGGUGAAGUGGACAAAGGCCGACUUGGUUCUGCGGGCAGAUGACCGCAUUGCCAUUGACACCCAGCCGGGACACUCCAAGCUGUCCAUUGCCAACACCACAAGAGGCGACACUGCAACCUACAUCAUUGAGGCAGUCAAUGCUUGUGGACGCGCCACCGCCACUAUCGAUGUCAACGUUCUUGAUAAACCCGGCCCUCCAGCUGCAUUCGACAUCUCAGAGAUCACCAACGAGUCGUGCUGCCUGGCAUGGAACCCUCCUCGAGAUGACGGCGGCUCAGCCAUCACCAAUUACAUUGUGGAGAAUCGACAGACAGACAAAGAGGAGUGGGUAAAGCUGUCAGCCACAGUGAAACACACAACGUUCAAGGCCUGCAAGCUCACUGCUUUGAAGGAGUACAUCUUCAGGGUCAGUGCUGAGAACCAGUAUGGCAUCGGCGAACCUGCAGAGCAUGUGCCAAUUGUUGCCAAGUAUUCCUUCGAUCCUCCUGGUCCUCCAACCAGAGUCACUCCCUCUGAAAUUGCCAAGGAUGCCGUGACUCUGAACUGGAUCGAGCCAGAUGAGGAUGGCGGCAGUCCCAUCACCGGAUACUGGGUCGAGAAGUUUGAUCCAGAGAGCGACAAGUGGAUCAGAUGCAACAAACUUCCAAUUAAAGACACGACGUUCAGGGUGAAGGGGCUUCCCACCAAGAAGAAGUACCGCUUCCGUGUUCUAGCUGAGAAUCUGGCUGGACCUGGAAAACCAAGCGCAGAGACCGAUCCAGUCCUCAUCAAAGAUCCCAUCGAUCCUCCAUGGGCUCCUGGUAAACCUGUCGUCAGGGACAUCAGUAAGAAAACAGCCCUGUUGGCAUGGACCAGGCCGGAGCAUGACGGCGGGGCAAAGAUUGAAGGCUACAUCAUCGAGUUUCAGAAGACCGGAAGUGAGGAAUGGAUCCGCAUCGCAGAGGACGUUCCUCAGACUGAGCACCAGCUGCAGGGUCUGAUAGAGAACCAGGAGUACUCAUUCCGGGUCAAGGCUGUCAACAAAGCCGGCGAGAGCGAACCCAGUGAUCCCAGCGACCCUGUGGUCUGCAAGGAGAGACUCUACCUACCAUCUGCUCCUCAGUGGCUCGAGGUGUCCAACAUCACGAAAAUCAACGCCAGCCUGAAGUGGCAGGCUCCCAGCAACGAUGGAGGCUCGCCCAUCACCAACUACGUGGUUGAGAAGAGGGAUGUGAGGCGGAAGGCCUGGCAGACUGUCGACACCACCGUCAAGGAGCUCAAGUACACGGUUACUCCUCUUAAUGAAGGAUCGCUGUAUGUGUUCCGUGUUGCUGCAGAGAACGCAGUGGGAAUGGGUGAAUUCUGCGAGCUAGAGGACGCCGUCCUCGCCAAAGACACUUUCACAACUCCUGGACCUCCUUAUGCUCUGACAGUGGUGGAGGUCACCAAGCGACAUGUGGAGCUGAAAUGGGAACCUCCCAAGAGCCACGGAGGAAGGCCCAUUACCAAGUAUGUGAUUGAGAAGAAAGAGAAGGUGGGAACUCGCUGGUUGAAGUGCUGCAAGACUCCAGACAAACAGACUCAGUUCAAGGUGACGGAUGUGGAUGAAGGGUCUGAGGUGCAGUUCCAGGUCAGAGCCGAGAACGAGGCUGGGGUUGGAGACCCAAGCGAACCCACCGAGAUCCUCACCAUUGAAGAUCCAACCAGCGCUCCAUCCCCUCCACUGGAGGUGAAAAUCCCAGACGCCAGCAGGCAGCACAUCAAUGUCACCUGGAAGCCUCCGGCCAAAGAUGGCGGCUGCCCAAUCACUGGUUACCAUGUGGAAGUGGCUGAGGCCCGUCCUGAGCUGAAGUGGCUCAGGGUCAACAGCAGACCCAUCAAGGAGCUCAACUUUAAGAUUGAUGAUGGAAUCAAACCAGAGAAAAAAUACGUCAUCAGGGUCCGUGCCAUCAACCCUGUUGGUGUUAGUGAUCCCUCUGAGAUUUCCGACAAGGUCUUCACCAAAGAUCCUGACUGUGGUCCAACCAUGGAUUUGGAGGCACAGGAUGUGGUUGUGGUUGAGGGUGAGAAGCUGCACCUGAACAUCCCGUACAUGGCGAUCCCGACACCCAAGAUGGUUUGGCAGAAAGAUACCGUGGAGUGUAAGGCUGAUGACCGGCUAUCCAUGACAGUGGAAAUGAGCAAUGCUCACUUAGAGCUGCUCAAGUGCACACGUGCCGAUGCCGGUGCCUAUGCCAUCACCCUGGAGAACAACCUGGGAACCGCCACUGGGACCGUCAAUGUCAAAGUCAUCGGACUCCCUGGUCAGUGCAAAGACAUCACCUCCAGUGACGCCACCAAGAACUCCUGCAAGAUCAGCUGGGAAGCCCCAGAGGAUGACGGUGGCACCCCGAUUGUCAGCUACACCCUAGAGCGCCGCGAGGCCUCCAAGAAGACAUACAUGCCCGUCUUGUCAGGAGAGAACGUCCUGACCUACACCGUCAAAGACCUCUACAUGAACUGCGAGUACUACUUCAGAGUGAAGGCUGUCAACAAGGUUGGCUCUGGAGAAUAUCUGGAGCUUCGCAACCCAGUCAUCAUAGAGGAAAUCAAACAGAAACCAGACCCACCCAUCCAGGUGGAGGCUCAGGAUCCAACAUCCAAGUCCAUCACGGUCACAUGGAAGGCUCCCGACAACGAUGGCGGCUGUCCCAUCCAGGGCUACAUUGUGGAGAAGAUCGAGAAGGACGGCGACAACUAUGAGAAAGUCACCCCAAGCCUCGUACCUGGUUUCUCCUACGUGGUAACAGGCCUGAAGGAGGACAUGGAGUACCAGUUCAGGGUCCGAGCUGAGAAUGCUGCCGGAGUCAGUGAGCCAUCCCGCAGCACACAGCUCAUCAAGGCUGCAGACCCAGUCGAUAAACCAAAGGUCACCCUCCACGCCCGCGUGCAGUCUGGUCUGUGCAUUAAGAAGGGUGAGGAGAUCCGAAUUGAUGCCUACAUCUCCGGUUCACCGUAUCCCAAGGUCACCUGGCUGAGGAACAACGAGGAUGUCACCAAAGAGCCAGCCAAAACUGUGGUCCCUAUUGUAAGGAAGAAGAAGACCAAGGCCAAGGUUCCUGAACCAGAGGAGGAAUUUGUGACUCCACUUCGUGAGCGUCUGGGUCUGGAUCAGACCAAGAAGGGUCAGUCUGUGGUGAUGAUACGUGACGCCGUCAGAGCUGACCAUGGCAACUUCACCAUCCAGGUGGAGAACACUCAUGGUGUUGCCUCCGCCUCCUGCAAUGUCAAUGUCCUUGACAAACCCCGUGCUCCAAUCAACUUCACCUUUGAUGAGAUCAGGAACACCUCGGUUAUUUGUAACUGGGAGCCUCCGGAGGAUGAUGGUGGCAGUGAGAUCCUGAACUACAUCCUGGAGAAGAAGGACAACAAGAACGAUGAGGUUGGCUGGAUCACCAUUACCUCCACUCUGAAGGGCACCAGCUGCCCCAUCACCAAACUCAUUGAAGGGAAGGAGUACAUCUUCAGAGUCACCGCAGAGAACAAGUUUGGCUGCGGACCGGCAUGUAUCUCCGAACCUCUGGUCGCCAAGAACCAGUUUGAUCCUCCCGAUGCGCCCAACACCCCCCGAGUCCACGAGGUGACGGCGAGCAGCGCCCACAUCUCCUGGCAUGAACCUAAGGAUAAUGGCAGCCCAAUCCUGGGCUACUGGAUCGAGAGGAAGGAGGUGAACAGCAAAUACUGGACCCGAGUCAACCGGGCCCUCCUGAACUCUCUGGGGGUGAAGAUCACCGGCCUGCAUGAGGGUCUUACUUACAUCUUCAGAGUGUGUGCCGAAAACUUGGCCGGGCCUGGGCCCUUCAGCGAGCCCUCCGACCGCACCAUUGCCAUGGAUGCCAUCCUGCCUGCUGGCCCUCCCACUCCAUGGGUUGUGGACACUGGGAAGGACUUCGUCAUCGUGGCCUGGAAGCCUCCUCUGUACAACGGCGGAGGAGACAUCUCAGGAUACCAUGUUGAGAAGGUUUUGGUUGGAGAGAAGGACUGGUCUCGCAGCACAGAGCACAGGUGCAAAGAGCUGACGUACACUGUGACUGGUCUGACCGAGGGAGCAGAUUAUUACAUCCGUGUCAUGGCCGUCAAUGACGCAGGUCUUGGAGCUCCUGGUGUGACUGAACCGGUCACUGUCACAGAGCCUCAGGAAACUCCCGCUGUGGACUUUGAUUCUUCCGUGAGGAAUGGCGUCAUUAUCAAGGCCGGUGAACCACUUAAGCUUCCUGCCGUGGUGACUGGCCGACCUCAGCCUGAAGUGAAAUGGGCCAAAGAUGAAGCCGAAAUUGACAAGGAGCGGAUGAUCGUUGAGACAGAGGGCAAGAACAGCGCUUUGUUCAUCAAGACGGCUGUGAGAGCGGAUCACGGAAAGUACCAGAUCACCGGCACCAACAGCGUUGGCACCAAGACCGCAGAGACCAGAGUGGAUGUUAUGGACGUCCCCGGACCAGUGGUUGACCUGAAGACGGUGAUGGUGACCAAGAAGAACAUCACCCUCACCUGGUCUGACCCCGUGGAUAAUGGUGGCAGUGAUGUAAUCGGCUACGAGGUGCUGAGGAAAGACGCCAAGAUGAAACUUUUCCGCCAGCCCAUUGAGACAGCGUCCUGCAAGUGUGACAUUCAGGGCCUACUGGCUGGUGAGGAGUAUGACUUCAGGGUUGUUGCCAGAAACAAGUUUGGUGAUGGAGCUCCAGCCGACCUCGGACCCAUCCUGGCCGAGGACCCCAAAGGUACUCCAUCUGCUCCAGAAAAGCUGCACUAUACCGACAGAAGCAAGAGCACCAUCACCCUGGCUUGGCAGCCACCUUGUACGGAUGGAGGCAGUCCCAUCAGUGGCUAUUAUGUUGAGAAGAUGAGGUCCGACAGCACUGAGUAUGACGUAGCAAACCGCAAGAUCUUCACAGAGUGUUGCGGGACCAUUGAGAACCUGUCUGAGAAUCAGGAGUACGAGUUCCGCGUUUUUGCAAUGAAUGAGGUUGGAGAAGGAGAUCGCUCGAAGCCCAUCACCGCCACGAUCCAGGACGAUGAAAUUUCUCCAGUUAUUACCAUCCUGAAGUUCUUUAAGAGCAAUGCCAUUAUUGUGAAGAAAGGCUCUGCCAUUGACAUCCCGGCAGAGGUGAAGGGACUUCCUCUGCCGACCCUCCAAUGGUUGAAGGAUGACGUUGUAAUCGAGAAGCCUGAUGAAGAGAAGAUGACGAUGGAGACUGAGGAGGUGAACCGGACGACAAUCAAGACUAAGAUUGCCAUCCCUGAAACCAUCAGGCAGGAUAAGGGCAACUACAAGCUGCUGGCUGAAAACUGCUAUGGCAAAGCUCAACAUGUCAUCCGAGUCGAGAUCCUUGACCGCCCACUUCCUCCGAGGAAUAUUGUGGUCUCAGACAUCAAGGCAGACUCGUGCUACCUGACCUGGGAGGCCCCAGAGGACAACGGAGGCAGCGAAAUCACCAACUACAUUGUGGAGCGCAGAGAUGCCAGCAAGAAGAAGUCCGACUUUGAAGUUCUGACCAUCAACCUCAUCGACAGGAGAUACGGGGUCUACAAACUGGACAUGAACGGUACCUACCAGUUCAGAAUCAAAGCUCAAAACAAGUAUGGUGUCAGUGACGGCUGUGAUUCAGAGAAAGUCGAGCUCAGGGAUCCAUUCGGCCUCCCUGGACCUCCACGCAACCCCAAAAUCAUUGCAGCCACAGCAACCACCAUGACCCUGACCUGGGAUCCUCCUCUGGACAAUGGAGGCUCCACCAUCCAGGGAUACUGGCUAGAGAAGAGAGAGCGUGGCGCUGUGUACUGGGGUCGUGUCAACCGAGCACCGGUCACCAAACCCGCCGUGAAGGGUCUGCAGUACACAGUGCUCAGGCUCAUCGAAGGAACCGAGUACCAGUUCAGGAUUGCAGCCUGCAACGCUGCAGGAGUCGGACCGCCCAGCGAGUCCUCCGAGUGCCGCUUUGCUGAGGAUCCAUACAACCCUCCUAGCCCACCUGGAGCUCCCGAGGUUAAAGACAAGACCAAGAACAGCAUCACGCUUACCUGGAGCCCGCCAGACAAAGAUGGUGGCAGCCCCAUCAAGGGUUACAUCAUUGAGGUCCAUGAGGAAGGCUCUCCUGACUGGAGGAGGGUGAACCCUGCUGACAAGCUUCACCCAUCCACUGUAAUCACUGUGCCCGACCUGAAGGAGGGCAAGAAGUGUAAGUUCAGGAUCUAUGCUGUGAACGCCGCUGGAAACUCAGAGCCCGCCAGGACAGGGGACAUCUUGGUUCAGGACAUCCUGAUUGAGCCGACAGUGACUCUGGACGUGAGUGCUCAAGACCUGCUGAACUGCAGAGCUGGAACGACCAUCAAAAUCCUCGCCACCAUCACUGGGCGACCCGUUCCUAAAGUCACCUGGACGUUCGAUGGAACUGCUGAGACUGAGAAGAAGAACGAACUCCACACACUGCCCAUCGACUCUGAGGUCCACUCCACUGACACAACCUCAGUGGUCGUGAUCCCAGAGUGCAAAAUGAACCAUAGCGGCCGUUACAUCAUCAACGCAGAGAGCCCCGCUGGACACAAGGUGGUGAAAGUCAGAGUCACCGUGCUCGACCUGCCCGGACCUCCAAGAGACUUUAAGGUCAGUGAUGUGACGAGGGGAACCUGCAGACUGACAUGGAAACCUCCAGAGUGCGACGGAGGCGAAAGAGUGAAGAGCUACUUCAUUGAGGAAAAGGCAGUGCAGGGCAAAGCCUGGACUAAGGUCAACCCAGCCUGUGCUGCUCAGUCUCUGGUGGUUGCAGACCUGAUCAAUGGCCAGGACUACAUCUUCCGUAUCCGGGCUGAGAACCGCUUUGGGUUUGGGCCGGUCGUAGAGACCACCGAAGGAAUCAAAGCCAGAGAUCCAAUCCAUCCUCCUGAUCCUCCAACGAGGUUGAAGAUCGCGAACGUGAGGAAGGGCACCGUGACUUUGACUUGGAAGGCUCCAAAGAAUGACGGCGGUGCACCUGUCACCCACUACAGUGUUGAUCUGCUCUGCUGGGAUGCCAGCGGCCAGAAGGAUGCCUGGAGGAGAUGUAACAGGAGAGAUGUGGACACCACCAGAUUCAAGGUGGAGGACCUGACCGAGGGAGAAGAGUAUGAGUUCAGAGUGAUGGCGCACAACGAUGCUGGAGCCAGCCGACCUUCAUCCACAGUCGGACCCAUCAUCAUUCAGGACCAGAGCUGUGCUCCAUCUAUUGAGCUGAAGGAGUUCAUGGAGGCUGAGCAGGGCUCAGACAUCAGCAUUGUGGCCACGAUCCGCGGCUGUCCAUUCCCCACACUCACCUGGUACAAAGCUCCACCCCACAAGUCUGAUGACAAGGUGGAGGUUCAGUACGACGAGCACAUCAACAAGAUUGUGUCUGACGACAGCUGCACGCUCCUCAUCCAGCAGGGCAAACGUCCCGACACUGGCCUGUACACUCUGGUGGCCUCCAACAGCUUUGGCAAGGCCUCCAAGGAGAUGAGGCUCAAUGUUCUCGGGCGACCUGGUCCUCCUUCUGCUCCCAUUAAGUUUGAGGAGAUCGGAUCUGAGAGGAUCACACUGUCCUGGCUUCCACCAAAGGACGACGGUGGCUCCAAGGUCACAAACUAUGUCAUCUGGAGGCGUGUGGCCAACAGGAAGACCUGGGUGCCUGUCACCAAUGAGCCCAAAGAGCGUAUCUGGACGGUGGAGAGCCUGAUGGCAGGACAUGAGUAUGUGUUCCGCAUCAUGGCCCAAAACAAAUAUGGAGUUGGAGAGCCACUAGACAGUGAGCCCGAAGUCGCCCGGGACCUCUUCAAGGUCCCCGGGCAGUGCGAGAAGCCAACAGUCACCAACAUCACCAUGGACGCCAUGACUCUUAACUGGGAAGAGCCCGAAGAUGAUGGUGGCAGCCCAAUCACCGGCUACUGGCUAGAACGUAAGGAGACAACAGGUAAACGCUGGACACGUGUCACCCGUGACCCAAUCCGUCCCAUGGGCAUGGGCGAGUCUUUCGUAGUGAGUGGACUCAUCGAGGGCUCUCAGUACCUGUUCAGAGUCUCCGCCAUCAAUGCCGCUGGACCUGGACUUUCAAGCCCUCCCACAGACCCCAUCUUUGCCAGAGACCCCAUCUCUCCACCCUCUCCCCCAACCCCGAAGGUUUCUGACUGGACAAAGUCUACAGUGGACCUGGAAUGGAUCCCUCCUCUGAAGGAUGGAGGCUCCAAGAUCAUCGGCUACUGGGUGGAGUACAAGGAGGAAGGCACAGAGGCCUGGGUCAAGGCCAAGGAGAUUGAAAUCCGUGGCACCCGGUUUGUAAUCACUGGUCUGAAGACUGGUGGUAAGUACAAGUUCAGAGUGACUGCCUUCAAUUCUGCUGGUAACGGCGAGCCAGGAGAAGUCCCAGAGGUGCUGGAGGUCAAUGACAGAAUCAUUGCUCCUGAAGUCGACCUGGAUGCUUCAGUAAAGGAGAGGAUGGUGGUCCAUGCUGGUGGUGUGAUUCGUAUCAUCGCCUACGUGUCGGGCCAGCCAGCCCCAGAGAUCACCUGGGGCAGAGACGGAGCUGCACUGCCUCCUGAGGCUAAAGUAGAGACCACAGCCAUCAGUUCAUCACUGGUCAUUAAACCCUGCAUCAGGAGGCACCUCGGCGUCUACACGCUGACUGCCAAAAACACUGGAGGAGAGAAGAAGAAGACAAUCACUGUGGAAGUUCUGGAUGUUCCUGGGCCCAUUGGCAUCCCCUUCACCACUGAGAACCUGAGCAUCGACUCCUGCAAGCUCAACUGGUUCUUCCCUGAAAAUGACGGUGGUUCUCCCAUCAGCAACUACGUCAUCGAGAAACGUGAGGCUGAGCGUAAGGCCUGGACCUCUGUGUCCUUCACCGCCAGCAGGCAGAAUGCCGUGGCUCAGGGACUCACUACUGGAAAGUCCUACUUCUUCAGAGUAGCCGCAGUGAACGCUAUCGGCAUUGGACCUUUUGUUGCGACCGCAGCAGAGGUUAUCAUCAGGGAACCAAUGAGUGUACCUGAGCGCCCUGAGGAGCUUGAGAUCACAAAGGUCACCAAGGAUUUGAUCAGCAUCACCUGGAAGGCGCCCAAGUCUGACGGCGGUUCUGAGAUCACCAGUUACAUCCUGGAGGCACGUAUGAUUGGCAAAGACAAGUAUACCAGAUUGACAAAGGAGAAGCUCAUGGAGAGGAAGUACACCUUUGAUGGCCUGAGGGAGGGUGACACCUACGAGUUCAGGGUCAUUGCUGUCAAUGAGGUCGGCCCCGGCAAGCCGUCAUUCUCCACCAAGCCAAUCACCUGCAAGGACGAACUGGAACCACCAACCAUCGAGCUGGACUUCCGUGAUAAGAUCAUCAUUCGUGUGGGUGAAAGCUGCCUGCUGCAGGGCCGCUACACCGGCAAACCUUCUCCAUCCAUCUCAUGGUACCGUGACGACGACGAGCUAAAGGCCGACAAACACAUUAUGUUCAAGAACACGCUGACCACCAUGUCGCUUGGCCUCAUUAAGGCAGAGCGUGAGCACAGCGGCAAAUAUAUAGUGGUGGUAGAGAACAGUACCGGAUCCAGGAAGGGAGUUUGCAACAUCACAGUUGUCGACCGUCCGACUCCUCCCGUUGGCCCAGUGGUCUUUGAGGAGGUACACAGGGAGUACAUGGUUAUCUCUUGGGCACCUCCUCUGGACAGCGGUGGUGUUGAUGUCUCCAAUUACAUCAUCGAGAUGAGAGACGUCAACAGAGACACAUGGACCACAGUUACAUCUGCCAACACCAAGACCACAUGCAAGAUUCCAAAGCUGACAGAGGGCAGAGAGUACAUCAUGAGGGUCUCUGCUGAGAACAUGUACGGCAUCAGCGACCCUCUGGAGUCGGAGGAGAUGAGAGCCAAAGAUCUGUUCAGAGUGCCCGAGGCCCCUGAGAUGCCAACGGUCAGAGAGGUUUACGCCACCAAUGCUCUGGUUCUGUGGAACCGGCCUCGUGAUGGUGGAAAGCCCAUCACCAACUACAUCCUGGAAAAGAAGGAGCCCUCAGCCAAGAGGUGGUCCAGAGCCACCAGAGACCCGCUGUACCCAGCCACUCAGUACAGAGUCCAGGACUUGGUGGAGGGCUGUGAAUACGAGUUCAGGGUGAUGGCUGAGAACGAGCUGGGAACUGGAGACCCUAGUGUGCCCUCCAAACCCAUCCUUGCCAAAGAUCCCAUCGUCCGUCCCAGCCCUCCAGUGACCCCCGAGGCUUACGAUAAGACAAAGGACUCAGUCAGCCUGAGGUGGAAGAUGCCCCGCCACGAUGGAAAAGGCAGAAUCUUUGGUUACCUUGUUGAGUACCAGAAGCCCGGUGCUGUGGAGUGGACUCCAGCCAAUGAGACUCCUGAGCAGUGUCCCGACCUUCACUACGUGGUGACAGGCCUGAACGACGGACAAGAGUACGACUUCAGGAUCUUCACUGUGAAUGCUGCCGGCAAAUCUGACCCAGCCCGUGUCAAACAGUCCAUCAAAGUCCACGACAGACUGGAGGAGCCAGAGCUACUGCUGGACGCCAACAUGGCACGUGACCACCUGGCCAUGCUCGGCACUGACAUCACCCUUAGUGCCGCCAUUAAGGGUGUACCGACACCCACCGUCAGCUGGAAAAAGAAUGAUGGUGACAUGCCUUCUCAUAUCACUGUCGCUGUCACCGCCACCGGCAGCAAAGUCUUCAUCCCUAAGUCAGUGCGUCUGGACUCUGGAAACUACACCAUCACUGCGGAGAAUGCUGCUGGAAAGAAGUCAGCAACUGUUGCUGUGCUUGUGUUGAACAAGCCUACUCCUCCCAGGGACCUGACGAUUUCCGAGAUCACCAGCGAGUCUGCCUACCUGCAAUGGAAGGCUCCAGAAGACAACGGUGGUGCCGUCAUCUCCCACUAUGUUGUGGAGAAGAAGGAUGUGGCUGCUGAGCAGUGGGUGCCCGUCUCUGCAGCCAAUAAGAAGCUUAGUCUGAUGGCCAUGUACCUAAUGGAAGGAAUCCAGUACAUGUUCAGAGUGGCUGCUGAGAACCAGUUUGGCAGGAGCAACUAUGUGACGACCAAAACACCCAUCAAGGCUGUCGACCCUCUGUAUCCUCCUGGCCCACCAAAAAACCUGCACCACACUGAUGCAGAAAAGACAGAGGUGUGGCUGGCAUGGGAAUGGCCCGACCGCACAGGCGGAAGUGAAAUCACUGGCUUCAUCGUGGAGCACCAGGAAGAGGGCCAGACUGACUGGGUAACCUUCAAGACGGUCAGCGACAACUACGCUCACGUUACCGGUCUUGUGGAGGGCAAGACUUACCGUUUCAGGGUCAAGGCCCAAAACGCCAUUGGUAUUAGCCGUCCUGACACCAGUGUCCCUGUCACCUGCCAAGAGAAGACAUUGCCACCAACCAUUGAAGUUGAUGUGAAGCUCAUUGAGGGUCUUAUUCUCAAAGCUGGAGGUACUAUCGUCCUUCCAGCUAAGAUGACAGGCAUCCCUGAUCCUACUGCUAAAUGGAUGACUGAUGGAAAGGAGAUUGCAUCUGAGGGCCGCUAUCACAUUGAGUCUGCUGGAUCUUCCACUGUCCUUAGCAUCCCUGAGUGCAAGAGAGAAGACACUGGAGAGUAUGGCCUCACUGUGACCAAUCCUGUAGGUAGCAAGACUGUGGCCCUGCAUGUUACUGUACUGGAUCUUCCAGGUCCACCCAUUGGACCUGUCAACAUCUUGGAGGUCACCCCUGAUUAUAUGAUGAUCCAAUGGAGGGCGCCCAAGGAUGACGGUGGCACACCUGUCACCAACUAUGUGGUAGAAAAGAAGGAUGUGAAGAAGCCAUGGGAGCCCUGGUCUGUUGUUAGCUCCAGCGGCACAAGCACCAAGGCAAAGGUGCCCAGGCUGGAGCAGGGUCGUGAGUACAUCGUCCGUGUCCGUGCAGAGAACAAGAUUGGUAUUGGUGCAGGGCUUGAGAGUCCUCCCACUAUUGCCAAGCACAUGUUUAACCCCCCUGGUCCACCAGGCCCACCAGAGUGCUCUGAUAUCACAGAGAAUGCUGUUACAGUGUCAUGGGCCCUGCCUGACUAUGAUGGAGGCAGCCCCAUUAGUGGCUACGUGGUUGAACGCAGAGAAUUGACAGGAAAGUGGAUCCGUGUCAACAAAACUCCUGUGCUGGACCUCAGAUACAGAGUUUCAGGCCUGUUUGAGGGCAACAGCUAUGAGUUCAGAGUGUUUGCUGAGAACAUUGCUGGAAUCAGUGAACCUUCACUCAACUCUGACCCUAUCAAAGCAACACGUGCCAUCACCAAACCCGGACCCCCUGGAAAUCUUAAGCUGAAGGACUGGAGCAAGUCCUAUGCUGACAUCUGCUGGACGAAGCCAACAAGAGAUGGAGGCAGUCCCAUCCUGGGCUAUGUGGUUGAGGCUCAAAAGUCAGGAACCGCCAAGUGGGACAGAAUCAACAAGGAUCUCAUCAAAAUGUGUGCCUACAGAGUGCCAGGCCUCUUUGAAGGAAUGGAGUACAGAUUCCGCAUCAGAGCCACCAACAAGGUUGGAGACAGUGAACCUAGGGAGCUGGCUGAAACUGUCAUAGCAAAGGACAUUCUUGUGCCCCCUGAGGUUGUUGUUGAUGUGUCUUGCCGUGACUCUCUGACGGUCAGGGCAGGCCAGAUCAUAAGUUUAAUUACCAGGGUGAAGGGUAGACCAGACCCAGAGAUCACAUGGACCAAAGAUGCCAGAGCCUUAACUAGAGACAAGCGCACUGAGUUUAACAACAACUAUCCUCUGUGUGAAUUUGUCAUCAAUGAUGCAGUCAGGUCAGACUAUGGUAAAUAUGCCAUUGUUGCUAAGAACAGCAGUGGACAAGCACAGGCCACCAUUAUUGUCAAUGUUCUGGACACUCCAGGAGCUUGCCAGAACCUGAAAGUAGCAUACGUGACCAAGAAAUCCUGCAUGGUGUCCUGGGAGAAUCCUGAGGACAACGGAGGCACUGAGAUCACUCAGUACAUUAUUGAGUGCCGUCAGCCUAGCCAGAGAGGAUGGACGGUGGUCUCCAAUGACUGCACCAAGCGCCUGAUAAAAGCCCCUCUGACUGAGGGCUGUGAGUACUUCUUCCGUGUCAGUGCGGAGAACAAGAUUGGUGCUGGUCCACCCACUGAGAGCAAGACACCUGUGCUGGCAGUUGAUCCCGUUGAGAAGCCUGGUGAGCCUAUUGACUUUCACAUUUCUGAGAUCGGCAAGACCUUCUGCUUCCUUAAGUGGAAGAAGCCAGAUUAUGACGGUGGUAGCCGUAACCUGGGUUAUCAUGUUGAGAAGAAACCAAAGGACGGUGAGGAGUGGGAGAGGCUUCACAAGGGUGCCAUCAAGGAGACUUACUUCAUGGCUGACAGGUGCAUUGAAAACCAGAUCUACCAGUUCAGAGUUCAGACUAAGAAUGAGGGAGGUGAGAGCAACUGGGUGACCACACCUGAAGUACUGGUUAAGGAACAGCUUGUGGAACCUGAAAUCAAGAUUAAACUGGAUGGAACACUCGUGGUCAAGGCAGGAGACUCAAUUCCUAUUGAGGCAACCGUGAAGGGAAAACCCCAGCCAAAUGUCAAAUGGACCAAAGAUGAGAGCACAGAAGAGAUCAAGAAGAGCCCUAGACUUCAGAUUGAAAGUGGUGCUGACUUCUCAAAGCUUCUGCUUACAGGUGCCAAGCGUACCGACAGUGGCAAAUAUGUUGUUACUGCCUCCAACGGUGCAGGAACCUGCUCUGCUCAUGCUAAGGUCAAUGUCCUGGAUAGACCUGGCCCCAUCAGGGAUCUCAAGGUGUCUGGUGUCACCAUCGACAGGUGCAAUCUGGCCUGGGAAAUCCCAGAGGAUGAUGGUGGCUGCGAUAUAUACAACUACAUUAUUGAGAAAUGUGAGACUAAGAGGGGAGUCUGGUCAGUCCACUCCAAUGCUGUCAUCACCAAUAAAGCUAAAGUUACUCGUCUUAUUGAGGGCAAUGAGUAUAUCUUCAGAGUUCGUGCUGAGAAUAAGAUGGGCCCUGGCCCUGCAGUCCAGAGUGAGGCCGUUGUUGCUGGCACCCAGUUCAGUGUACCUGAUGCUCCUGAGGCACCACAGGUCACCAAGAUUUCCAAAGAAGAGAUGACUGUGGAGUGGUCAGAACCAGAGAAAGAUGGCGGAAAGCCAAUCACAGGUUAUCUGUUGGAGAAGAUUGAAGAGCACGGCAUUAGGUGGUCUCCUGUCAACAAAGAUCCAAUCCCUGGAACUCGUCUCACCGUCACUGGACUCCUGCCCCUCCAUGACUACCAGUACAGAGUAAAGGCUGUCAAUGAAAUUGGCAUCAGCAACCCAAGCAAGGCUUCCCGUGCAAUCACUGCCAAGGACACAGUCGAGCCUCCUGCACCUCCUACCAACUUGAAGGUCCUGGAUAGCAGCAAGUCCACAGUCACCCUCGGCUGGGUCAAGCCUGUAUCAGAUGGUGGAGCUCCCAUCAUUGGCUAUGUGGUGGAGAUGAGGGCACAGGGAAGCGCCAAGAAAGGAGACGAUGGUUGGAAGAGGUGCAAUGUGGCAGCUCAGCUGGUCGUGUGCGAAUUCACAGUCACAAGUCUGGAUGAGAAGCUUGUGUAUGAAUUCAGAGUGUCAGCUCAGAACCAAGUGGGCAUGAGCCUGCCAUGUGACCUGGAGGGUGCUGUCAUACCCAGGGAGAUUCUAGAGGCACCAGAGAUCGACAUGGAUGCCAACCUGAAGCAGGGAUUAACAGUGAGAGCUGGUUGUCCCAUCAGACUGUGUGCCACCAUCAGAGGUAGACCACCUCCUACAGUCACUUGGAGGAGGAUGGGCAUCGACAAUGUGGUCAGAAAGGGAAAAGUCGACAUCAUUGACACCAUGACGUUCCUGGUCAUCCCUGAUAGCACCCGUGACGACUCUGGCAAAUACUGCCUGACUCUGAAGAGUGCUGCUGGGGAGAAGGCUGUGUUCGUCAAUGUUAAGGUUCUGGACACUCCGGGACCUGUGAUGAAUCUCGAGGCUACCGACAUCAAACAAACAUCAGCCAUGCUGUCCUGGAGUCCUCCAGAUGUUGAUGGUGGCAGUGAGGUCACACACUACAUUGUUGAGAAGCGCGAGAUUGACCGCAAGACUUGGGCAACUGUGAAGGGCCAAGUUGAGAAGGAUAAGAUUCCCUUCAAAGUCACUGGACUGAUGCCAGGCACUGACUACUACUUCAGAGUCACAGCUGUCAAUGAGUAUGGCUCUGGAGUUCCCAGAGUGUCACCCACUUCCUACCUGGCCUCUGAUCCUGUCAGCAAGCCAGAUCCUUGCGAGAAGAUUGAGGUUCUGGAGAUCACCAAGAACAAUUGCACAGUCGGCUGGGUGAAACCAGCAAGGGAUGGUGGUGCCAAGAUCGAUGGUUACGUGAUUGAAUACAUUGAGGUCAAACCUCCUCCAGAGCCUCCAGCACCUGUGGAGGUUCCAGAGGGAGAGGAGGCUCCUCCACCACCACCUCCACCUCCAGUGGUAGAGGAUGAAGAGGAAGCAGAACCUGAAAAAGAAGUCUGGAACGCCUACACUACUGUGAAAGGUUUAUCAGUCAGCAUCAGUGGCCUGAAGGAGGGCAAGAAGUACAAGUUCAGAGUCGCUGCUAAGAACAUUAUGGGCAUGAGCAUGUUCACUGAGACCCGACAGCCGAUCGAGAUUAAGGAACAGAUGUUAGAGCCAAAGAUUGUCAUGCCUGAGACAGUCGGUGCCAGAGCCGGUGCCAAGCUCAGAGUGGAAGCCCUGGUUUCUGGAAAACCUGCCCCAACCUGCAAGUGGAUGCGUGGUGAGAAAGCGGUGGUCCCAUCCAGCCGUCUAGCCGUGCACCAGUCUGGCAACAUGUGUGUCCUGAUUAUCAAGGAUGUGUCAAGGACUGACAGUGGAGAGUACAGCCUGGUGGCUGAAAACAGUUCUGCAAAGGUGGUCCAGUCCCUGAAAGUUGUCAUCAGAGACAUCCCUGGUCCGCCCGAGGGCCCUGUGGAGAUCAGUGACAUUGAUGCUGAUGCUUGCUCCCUGUCCUGGAACAAACCUCUGGAGGAUGGAGGCAGCAACAUCACUAACUACAUCGUGGAAAAAUGCGAUGUGAGUCGAGGUGACUGGAUGACGGCUGCGUCUUCCGGCUUGAAGACAAGUUGCAGACUUGGAAAGCUCAUCCCCGGGAAGGAGUAUGUGUUCCGUAUCCGUGCUGAGAACCGCUUUGGCGUGUCAGAUGCCAUUCAGUCUGACAGGAUGGUGGCCAAGUUCCCCUUUGAUGUUCCUAGUGAGCCCCUCAACUGCCGCAUCAACAAGACCAACAAGGACUGUAUGUUUGUGGCCUGGGAUAAGCCCGAGAGCGAUGGUGGCAGUCCCAUCACAGGUUAUUACAUAGAGCGUAAGGAGAGGAACAGCCUGCUGUGGGUGAAGGCCAAUGACACCGUUGUUCGCAACACCGAGUACCCAUGUGCCGGCCUCAUCGAGGGACUGGAGUACACCUUCAGAGUGUCCGCCAUGAACCGCGCUGGCCAGGGCAAACCAAGCAAGAAGACUGACUUUGUCACAGCCAGAACGCCUGUUGACACUCCAGGUAAACCCGAGGUCCUGGACAUCACCAAGAACUCUGUCUCUCUGUUGUGGGCCCGUCCCAAAAAUGAUGGUGGCAGCAAGAUCAUUGGAUACUAUGUUGAGGCCAUGCAGGUGCCGGGAGAUACCUGGAUACGCUGCAACACCAGCAGCCAGAAUGUCCCAAGGGAAGAGUAUACAGUGACUGGCCUGGAGAGAGACCUUCAGUACCAGUUCAGAGUCAUUGCCAAAACUGCUGUUAACCUGAGCAAGCCUUCAGAGCCAACAGAGCCUAUCCUGGUCUGUGCCGAGAAUGUUCCUCCGAGGGUGGAGCUUAACGCCAGGAUGCAGAAGGGUUUGAAGGUAAAGGCCGGAACUACAAUUCUCCUGGAGGCUGAGGUACUUGGUAAACCCAUGCCUAGAGUGACCUGGAAGAGAGGCGAUGAUAGCCUAAAGUCAGGUGAAGGUCAGGUCAUCACCCAGCAAAGGAAUCACUUCCAGCUGGAGAUGACAGAUGUCACCAAGGAGCACACAGGAACCUACACCAUCUUGGCUGAAAAUGCCAGCGGCUCCAAGACCGCCGAAAUCCAAGUCAUUGUUCUGGACGUGCCCGGCCCUCCUGCCAGUGCCAAAUACGUAGAGGUGUUCGCCACCAGUAUCAAGGUGUCCUGGGAGGCUCCUCUGAAGGACGGUGGUGCCCCCAUUAAGAACUACAUCGUAGACAAGCGUGAAACCAGCAGAGCCAACUGGGCCCAGGUCUCGGCCAAGAUCAAGGGUGACCUCCAUGAGCUCAACGUGGAGAAGCUGAUCGAGGGUCAUGAGUACCAGUUCAGAAUCCGUGCUGAGAACACAUGGGGAGUGGGAGAUCCCCUCACCACUUCCCCUGUCAUCGCCAAGAACCCAUUCACUGUGCCUGGACCUUGCGAGGCCCCAGUUAUCACCAAUGUGACUAAGGAUCAUAUGACUGUGAGCUGGAAGGAGCCAGCAGAUGAUGGAAAAUCCACCAUCCUGGGCUACAUGCUGGAAAAGAAAGAGACCAAGGAGAUCAGUUGGACCAAGAUGAACAGGAAGCCCAUCACAGAGAGGAGCCUGGAUGUGACAGGCCUCACAGAGGGAAUCGAGUAUGAGUUCAGAGUCAGUGCCAUCAACAUGGCAGGGGUUGGCAAACCAAGUGAGCCCUCUGCUGGCACCACAGCACAGAAUCCCAUCACUCCUCCUGGCCCCGUGGUGAAUCCCAGUGUGAGAGACACCACCCACAGCACCAUCAGCCUCACCUGGACAGCUCCCGCCAAUGAUGGUGGAAGCCCCAUUAUUGGAUACUUAGUGGAGUGCAAGAGGACUGACACCACUGACUGGAUCCGCUGCAAUGUCCCCAGGAACCUCCAGGAGACCAGCUACAUCAUUCAGAACCUCAUCGACAAGUCAGAGUACCAGUGCCGCAUUACUGCUGUCAACAAAGUUGGCUUUGGAGAGGCAGUUGAAGUACCUGGCAAGCAUGUUGCCAAGGACAUUAUUGUUCCUCCUGAGGCAGAGCUGAGUGCAGAGCUGAAGGAAGUUCUGGAGCUGAACGCUGGUGCCACCAUGAGGCUGAAGGCCACCAUCAAGGGCCGUCCUAUUCCCAAAGUCACAUGGGCAAAGAUGAACACCAACAUCAAGGACCGCCAGGGCAUUGUCAUUAAAUCCACCAACACAGACACCAUGGUGAUGGUGGAGAAGGUCAACAGAUAUGAUGCUGGCAAAUACAUUCUGAGUCUGGACAGCUUGGCCGGCAUGAAGAUGUACACCAUCGUUGUCAAGGUCUUUGAUACCCCCGGACCACCAGUCAACCUAAUGGUGAAGGAAACAUCCAAGGACGCUGCUUCCAUCUACUGGGACGCUCCCCUGAUUAAUGGUGGCUAUGAAAUCACCCACUACAUUGUGGAGAAGCGUGACACUGAGAGGAAGGCCUGGUCUAUUGUCUCCAACAAUUGCACCAAGACAUUAUUCGAUGUGCCAGACCUGGAUGCUGGACGGUCUUACUGCUUCAGAGUGUCCGCCGUUAACCAGCUUGGUUCUGGAGAGUGUUGUGAAACAGCUGACUCAGUCAGAGCAUCUGAGGAGCCUGGGCCUGUCAUGGAUUUCAAGACCCUGCUGGUUACCAAGGACUCUUGCACUCUUAGCUGGAAGAAGCCCCUCACCGAUGGUGGAAGCCGCAUCAUCUGCUACGUGCUGGAGGUUCUCAAUGGUGACGACAAGUACAAGGAGUUGAUGAGAUCUAAAAACAUGCAGUACAGUGCUAAGGACCUGGUGGAGGACAAAGAGUACACCUACAGAGUCAAGGCUGUGAAUGACACAGGAGAGAGCUCUGCCAAGGAGCUCAAGUUUGUUGCUAAGGACCAGAUCAUUCCUCCCAGCUGUGACUUGAGGGAGCUGCCUAACAUGUGCUACAUUGCUAAGGAGGGUAGCACCGUCCGUCUGAAGAUCCCGAUUAUUGGCAAACCUACACCCAAGGUCUCCUGGAAGAAGGGAGAUGAUGAAGACCUGACAGACACAGGCAGAGUGUGUGUAGAGUCCUCUCCAGUCACCACCACCCUCCUGAUCAGGGACUGCCAGAGGAGUGAUGCCUCCAAAUACACCAUAACACUGAGGAACAGUGCUGCAACCAAGGAGUCCACCAUUUUCAUCAGGGUGGUGGGUAAACCUGGCCUCCCUGUUGGACCCGUUAAGUUCAAAGAUGUCACUGCAGAUGGUGCCACGCUGAAGUGGGGUGCUCCUAAGGAUGAUGGCGGCUCAGAGAUCACAAACUAUAUCCUGGAAAAGAGAGACUUUGUCACCAACAUGUGGGUGACUGUAUCCUCCACUGUGGAGACCAACUCCAUGAGGGUAACUGGUCUCCAUGAGGGCACAGAGUAUAUCUUCAGAGUCUGUGCUGAGAACAAGUACGGUGUUGGAGAAGGACUUAAGUCUGAUCCUAUUGUUGCUAAACAUCCAUUCAACGUUCCUGAUGCUCCUCCUCCACCUGAGCUCAUGAGCAUGCGCCACGACUCUGCUUAUUUGGCCUGGUGUGACCCCAGGAAGACUGGAGGAUCUCCCAUCACAGGCUAUCAUGUUGAGUUCAAAGAGAGAAACAGUAUGUUGUGGAAGAGGGCAAGCCCGACCGCCUUGAGGAUGAAGGAACACAAGGUCACUGGGCUGACUGAAGGUCUGGAGUAUGAGUUCAGAGUUAUGGCAAUCAACCUGGCAGGCAUUGGCAGACCAAGCGCUCCCACCAGUCCACAAGUGGCUCUCGAUCCCAUUGAUGCUCCUGGUAAACCUGAUGUGAUCAGCAUCACCAGAAGCACCGUAACUCUCCAGUGGACCGAGCCACAGUUCGAUGGUGGCCACAGACUUACAGGCUACAUUGUUGAGAAGAGGGACCUGCCUUCUAAGAUCUGGGUGAAGGCCAACAAUGUGAAUGUUGUGGAGCCUGCAUUCACUGUAACCGAUCUACAGGAGGGCUGCAAAUACGAGUUCAGAAUCAGGGCAAAGAAUGCCGCUGGUGCUCUCAGCCCGCCCUCUGAACAGACAGACACCAUUAUCUGUAGAGAUGAAUAUGCUGCCCCAACCAUUAUCAUUGAUGCUCAGGUUAAGGAGGGUCUGACUGUCCGAGCUGGUGAUACUAUUGCCAUCACGGCAACAAGCAUUUUAGGAAAACCUGCACCAACCUCAUGCUGGUCAAAGGGAGGAAAGUAUUUCAAACCCUCUGAUCUGGUUCAUAUUGAGACCACUGCAAGCUCCUCUACUCUUUCCCUCAAGUAUGCUAGCAGGAAUGACACUGGGGAGUACAUCAUUACUGCCAGUAACCCCUUCGGUGUGAAGGAAGAAUCUGUCAAGGUCACCGUUCUGGAUGUUCCUGGUUCUCCUGGACCUAUUGAAUGCAGUGGUGUCUCCUCUGAAAAGGUCACUCUUACAUGGACAGCUCCUACUGAGGACGGAGGCUCUCCUAUUAAGUAUUACACCCUGGAGAAGAGAGAGACCAGCCGCCUGCUCUGGACUGUGCUGGAAGAGAAUGUCAUUGACUGUCACUAUGUGGCCAACAAGCUCAUCCAGGGAAAUGAGUACUUCUUCAGAGUCUCCGCUGUUAACCAAUAUGGUGCUAGUGAGCCAUCUCACUCUGAGGCUGUCAAGAUGGUUGACAGAUUCGGUCCUCCUGGUCCACCAUCUAGACCAGAGGUUGAGAAAGUUGAUGGACACUCAGCCACUGUGACCUGGAGGAGACCAGCUGAGGAUGGAGGAAGUGACAUCAUUGGUUACUGUGUUGAGAAGAAGGAGAAAAAGGGUAUGAGGUGGGUUAGGGCAUCCAAGAAAUCCAUUGCUGAGCUCAGCUAUGAAGUUACCGGUCUCACAGAGGGCAUCGAGUACGAGUUCCGUGUUCUUGCUGAGAACAAGGCUGGUUUUGGAGAGCCAAGUGAGCCAUCCAUGCCUGUCAGAACAAUAGUUGCUGCAUAUGUACCAGGACCUCCAGUCAAUCCAAGAGUCACAGACACAACCAAGACCACUGCCACCGUAAACUGGGGAAAGCCUCUUGAUAAUGGCGGACUUGAAGUUACUGGAUAUGUUGUUGAGCACAAGAAAGAAGGGACAGAAGAUUGGGUCAAGGACACACCUUCAUCUCCUCUCAGGAUCACAGAGUUUGUUGUUCCUGGCCUGGAAACUGGUGCCAAAUAUCAUUUCAGAAUUAGUGCUGUUAAUGCCAAGGGGGCAGGUGAACCUGCUGAAACUCAGGAACUGGUGGAGAUUGUGGAGAGAGCAGCUGAACCUGAUUUUGAGCUGGAUGUUGAGCUGAGAAGAACCCUUGUUGUCAGGGCUGGCUGCUCCAUUCGCCUCUUUGUGCCAAUCAAGGGACGUCCCACACCUACAGUUACUUGGACCAAGGAGGGCGGUCCUAUCCCACGUGCAGUCAUCGACAGCACAGAGUCAUUUACAAUGCUGAUCAUUCCUGAGAGUUCAAGAAUUGAUGCAGGCAAAUAUGAGCUUACCAUCGAAAACUCUUCUGGAAAGAAGACUGCCCCUAUACAUGUGAGAGUUUUGGAUUCACCUGGACCUCCACUUAACCUAAAACCAGUCAAAAUUGACAAGGAAAGCAUUUCUCUACAAUGGGAGAUGCCUCUCAUCGAUGGUGGAGCCAAGAUCACAAACUACAUCAUUGAGAAGAGGGAAUCAACACGCAAAGCUUUUGCUACUGUGGUCACAAAAUGUCCAACUACUUCAGUCAGGAUUGGUGAUCUGGGUGAAGGCUGUGAGUACUACUUCAGAGUGUGUGCUGAGAACGAGUAUGGAAUUGGUGAGCCGGUUGAAACUGCUGAUCCAAUCCGGGCAUCCCAGGCACCAACUCCUCCAGAAAGUAUUAUUCCUACUGAUAUCACCAAGAACUCUGUGAGCCUGGCCUGGACCAAACCCAAACAUGAUGGUGGAAGCAGAAUUACAGGAUACGUUCUUGAAGCCCAGAAGAAGGGAACUGAUCAGUGGGCACAUGUAACAACAGUGAAGAACAUGGACUUCACAGUGAAAAAUCUCAAUGAGAAUGAGGAGUACAUUUUCCAUGUAAUGGCUGUCAACCUCUCAGGUAGAAGCGCUCCACGUGAGAGCAAACCAAUCGUUAUCAAGGAUUCUGCAUCCCUGCCUGAGUUUGACCUUCGUGGUGUGUGUCAGAAGACUGUCAUUGCCAAGGCAGGAGACGACAUCAAGGUGGAAAUUCCUGUUAUGGGACGUCCUAGACCAACUGUCUCUUGGCAAAAGGGUGGCGCAGCCCUAAAGCUCACACAGAAAUGCAAUGUGGAAACUACUGCUGCUACUGUUAUCCUCAGCAUCAGUGAAUGCACCAGAGCCGACAGUGGUGUAUACACCAUGACAGGAAAGAACAUUGUUGGUUCCGUGACAGACAACAUCAUUGUCAAAGUACAUGAUGUACCUGGGCCACCCAAGGGACCAAUUAAGAUAGUGGAGAUAUCUCGUACCUAUUGCGUCUUUGCAUGGGACACACCUGAGAAUGAUGGAGGUGUUCCAAUCAACAACUAUGUAGUUGAGAUCAGAGACACCACUUCCCAAACAUGGACAGAGCUAUCUUCUACUGUCAUUCGUACCAUGUUCAAAGCCAUUCGUUUAACCACUGGAUCCGAAUAUCAGUUCAGAGUAAAAGCUAAGAACAGAUAUGGUGCUGGACCAUCCAUCACCUCAGAGUCAGUAGUGGCCGCCUAUCCAUUCAAAGUCCCUGGACCUCCCGGUACUCCUGGUGUUGUUGCAUUUACAAAGGACUCAAUAACCAUUGGCUGGAAUGAACCUGUGUCUGAUGGUGGAAAUGAAGUCAUUGGUUAUCAUGUUGAGAGGAAAGAAAGAAGUGGCAUUGUGUGGCACAUGAUAAGCAAAGGUCUUGUGAAAGGAAACAUCUUUAAAUCCAGCGGUCUUGAAGAUGGAACUGCCUAUGAGUUCCGUGUCAUGGCUGAAAACAUGGCUGGAGUUGGUAAGCCCAGCAAGGCCUCAGAAGCAAUCCUGGCCUUGGACCCUGUAGAUCCACCAGGUCAACCUGUGCCAAUAUUUGUCAACAAGAAUGUUAUCACUAUUCAGUGGACAAAGCCUGAGUAUGAUGGUGGCUUCAAAAUCACCGGCUACACAGUGGAGAAGAGAGAACUGCCUGCUGGUCGCUGGAUGAGAGCUAACUUCACCAACAUCAUUGAGACGACAUUCACUGUCAGUGGACUGACUCAAGAUAUGUCAUAUGAGUUCCGUGUCAUCGCCAGAAACUCAGCAGGUGCAGUGAGUUUGGCCUCUGAGCCCUCAGAUCCAAUUAUAUGCAAAGAUGACAUUAUCGAGCCACGCAUUAUGGUUGAUGCCAUCUUUAAGGAUGUGGUGCUACUGAAGGCAGGUGAGUCCUUCAAACUUGAUGCUGACAUCGCUGGUCAACCAACUCCAUCUAUGGUUUGGACCAAGAAUGGAAAGGAGGUUGAGAACACAAUGAAGCUCGAUGUGAAAUUCACAGAACUGGCAACCAUUUUGACCAACAAGGACUCUAUCAGAUCAGAUGGUGGAGAAUUUGUUUUGACUGCCACUAACGUUGGUGGAUUUGCUAAGCACAUAUUUAACGUUAAAGUGCUUGACAGACCUGGACCACCAGUUGGACCUCUUCAGGUGUCUAAUGUCACAGCUGAUAACUGUGUACUCACCUGGGCUCCACCUGCAGAUGAUGGUGGUGCCAAGAUUGAAGGAUAUGUGGUCGAGAAGCGUGAGUCCAGCAGACUGGUCUGGACCAAUGUGGUUUCAGACCUGCAAGUUACACAACAAAAGGUGACCAAGCUGCUGAAGGGAAAUGAAUACAUCUUCCGAGUUAUGGCAGUGAACAAAUAUGGUGUUGGCGAAUCUCUCGAUUCUCAACCCACUAUUGCAGAUAACCCAUAUGUGGUUCCAGAUCCUCCAGAGAGUCCUGAGGUAACAGCUAUCACUAAAGAUUCAAUGAUUCUUAUGUGGCAAGCACCAAAGAGUGAUGGUGGAGCUCCCAUCACUAACUACAAUAUUGAAAGGAAAGACAGAAUAGGCCUCCGCUGGGUCAAAUGCAACAAGAGGAAGGUGAAGGAUCUACAGUUCAAGGCAGCAGGUCUUGUUGUUGGACAUGAAUAUGAAUUUAGAGUAAUUGCUGAGAAUGCUGCUGGACUGAGUGCACCAAGUGUCACCAGUCCAUUCUACAAGGCCACUGAUGCACUGUACAAGCCAGGGUCUCCAUGCAACCCCAGAAUCUUGGACACAACCAAGUCCUCAAUUACUGUUGCCUGGAACAAACCUGUAUAUGAUGGCGGCUCUGACAUCACUGGCUACAUUGUUGAGACCUGCAUCCCAUCUGAAAAGGCAGAAGAGGAGGAAUGGACCAUUGUGACACCCAAAGGGGGUCUCCUUGCUACCUCAUUCACUAUCAUUAACUUGAAGGAGAACCAGGAGUACAAGAUUAACAUCUCUGCUGUCAACAAUGAAGGCGUUGGAGAGGCAGCAUCGGUACCUGGCAAUCCCAAGGCAGAGGACAGACUCCUCCCUCCUGAGUUGGAUUUGGAUGCUGAGCUCCGCAAGGUUGUCAGUCUUAGAGCCUGCUGCUCACUUAGACUGUUUGUGCCUAUCAGAGGCAGACCAUCUCCUCAGGCUAAAUGGACCAAAGGAGAUGGUGAGCCUGUUGAGAGGGCAACUAUUGACACCACAUCAUCAUACACGUUACUUGUAAUUGAAAAUGUCAACAGAUUUGACAGUGGAAAGUAUAAUCUUACAGUUGAAAACAGCUCUGGUUCCAAGACAGCUACAGUCCAAGUCAGGGUGCUUGAUACACCAAGUGCCCCAACAAAUCUGAAGAUUACUGCUGUAACAAAUGAAGCUGUGACUCUGACCUGGGAGCCACCAGUGAAUGAUGGAGGAGUGAAGGUUAAGAACUAUAUUGUUGAAAAACGUGAGUCCACAAGGAAAGCAUAUGCCACAGUCAAUGCUAACUGCCACCACACCACCUUCACAGUUGACCAACUCCUGGAAGGAUGCAACUAUUACUUCAGAGUUUUGGCUGAGAAUGAAUAUGGCAUCGGUCUACCCAUUGAGACUGGCGAAUCAGUCAAAGUGUCUGAGAAACCACAGCCACCUGGCAAAAUCACUCUUAAAGAUGUUACUAAGUCCAGUGUCACCCUUACCUGGGAGAAGCCAGAGCAUGAUGGUGGCAGCAGAGUGGGCUGCUAUGUUGUUGAAAUCCAGCCUAAGGGUAGUGAUAAGUGGACCCAGGCUGUGAUUGUAAAGGAACCAGAAGCUACUAUUAGUGGACUCAAUGCAGGUGAAGAAUACAUGUUCCGCGUAGCAGCAAGAAAUGAAAAGGGAACAAGCGACCCACGUCAAAUCGGUGUGCCUGUCAUUGUAAAAGAUCUUGUGAUUGCACCCGUUGCCAAAAUGUUGUUCAACACAUUCAGUGUGUUGGCAGGAGAAGACCUCACAGUGGCCAUUCCAUAUGUUGGACGUCCAAAAGCAGCUGUCUCCUGGAUUAAAGAUGGUCAGCCUCUGAAGAGAACCAGCAGAGUAAACUUUGACUCCACAGAGACAAUGCUGAAUCUCAACAUAAAAGAGGCUACUAAAGAUGAUGUUGGACAGUACCGUAUUACUCUUAGCAACACAGCAGGAGGGACAACUGCAGAUGUUGGCGUUGUUGUUCUUGACAAACCAGGCCAACCUGGUGGUCCAGUUAAGGUGGAGGAGGUCACAUCUGACAGUAUAACAAUCUCUUGGAACCGACCAGAUUAUGAUGGUGGGUGCACCAUCAAAAACUACAUUGUUGAAAAGAGAGACACAUCCACAACUAACUGGAUGGUUGUAUCUUCUAACCUUGCAAGGACCAAAAUCAAGGCAGGCAGGUUGAAGACUGGCUCUGAAUAUCAGUUUAGAAUCACAGCAGAAAACAGAUAUGGAAAAGGCCCAGCUCUUCUAUCAGAGUGUAUUGUCGCUCAAUACCCAUACAAACUCCCAGGACCUCCAGGAACACCAUCCAUUGCAGCCUGCAGCAAGGACAGCAUGACAGUUGCCUGGAAUGAACCUGUGAUUGAUGGUGGAAGUGCUAUCUUGGGCUACCAUCUUGAACGCAAAGAGAGAAACAGCAUCUUGUGGGUAAAACUUAACAAGUCUCUUAUUACUGAACAAAUCUUCAAGACCACUGCUCUGGAACCAGGAAUGGAGUAUGAAUACAGAGUUUAUGCUGAAAACAUUGUUGGAAUAGGCAAAGUGAGUAAAGUGUCUGAGGGACGUGUUGCUAGAGAUCCUUGUGAUCCUCCUGGCACCCCGGAGGCAACAAAGAUCACUAAGGACUCAGUGGCUAUUGUUUGGACCAAGCCUGAGUAUGAUGGUGGUGCAAAGGUUACAGGCUACAUUGUGGAGAAGAAGGAGCUUCCUGAAGGUCGUUGGCUGAAGGCUAACUUCACUAACGUCAUUGAAACAGAAUAUGUUGCGACUGGACUUGUGCAAGACAAUCAGUAUGAGUUCCGCGUCAUUGCCAGAAAUGCAGCUGGGGUUUUCAGUCUUCCCUCUUUCAGCACUGGUCCUAUCACUGCCAAGGAUGAGAUUGAACCGCCACGCAUCAGCAUUGACCCAGAGUACACACAGACUAUUGUGGUUAAUGCUGGAGACAACUUCAAGAUUGAUGGAGAUGUUCAUGGCAAACCACUGCCCUCUAUCCACUGGAUGAAGGAAGGACAGGAACUUGGAAACACAAUUCAUAGAGAGAUUAAGAACACACCCACCAAAGCCUUUAUAUCUGUCAAGGAAGCAAAACUUUCUGAUGGAGGCCAAUACACUCUGCUGUUGAAAAAUCCAGGAGGAGAAAAGGCUGUACAGGUCAAUGUGGUUGUUCUAGAUAAACCUGGAGAACCACAGGGACCUCUUGUUGUUACAGGAAUAACCAAAGAGAGAUGCUGCCUUGCAUGGAAAGCACCACUACAAGAUGGUGGCAGCAAGAUCUCCCAUUAUGUUGUGGAGAGGAGAGAGACAAGCAGACUUGUCUGGACUGUUGUUGACCCAAAAGUUCAAAAUACUUGUAUAAAGGUUAAUAAGCUCCUGGAGGGAAAUGAGUACGUUUUCAGAGUCCAUGCUGUUAACCUUUUUGGAGCGGGCCCAGCAAUUGAGUCUGCUGCUGUCAUAAUUAAAGAUCCAUAUAUGCCACCUGGAACACCCAAGGCCUUGGAAGUUUCGGAUGUUAAAAAGGAUUCGAUGGUGCUCACCUGGGAGGCUCCUUCUGAAGAUGGAGGCAGUCCUAUCACUGGCUACAUAAUUGAGAAACAUGACAAAGAAGGUGUAAGAUGGAUCAGAUGCAAUAGGCAAAUAGUCACUAACUUGACUUUCAAGGUCACUGGUCUCAUGGAAAGCCAUAUCUACGAAUUCAGAGUUGUAGCUGAGAAUGCCGUUGGUGUUGGAGAGCCAAGCUCCCCAACUGUAUUCUACAAAGCCCUUGAUCCCAUCUUCAGGCCUGGCCCACCACACAAUCCAAGAGUUACUGACACAACAAAAUCAUCAGUAUUCUUGUCAUGGAGCAAACCCGCCUGUGAUGGGGGCAGUGAGAUUGAAGGGUACAUCGUUGAGUGCUGCACUACCACAGCAGUGCCAGCUGAGGCCCCUGCUGAAACCCCAACAGCCACAGAUGCACCUGCUGAGGAAUGGAUAAUGUGCACACCACCAACAGGAGUCAAAAAGACCAAGUUUGAAGUUGUAAACCUGAAGGAAAAUCAGGCUUACAAAUUUAGAGUAUGUGCUGUGAACAAAGUUGGAGUUGGUGAGCAUGCUGAUGUCUCUGGAGCUGUGGUUGCCCAGGACAAGGUAGAGGAGCCUGACCUUGACAUUGACCCAGAACUGAGAAAGAUUGUAACCAUCAAAGCUGGAGCAUCCCUUAGACUGUUUGUUCCCAUCAAAGGAAGGCCCAGUCCUAUCAUCAAGUGGGACAAAGAUGAAGCUCUCCUUAAAGAGACUGCUCAGGUCGAGGUGACCAGUAGUUACACAUCCCUUGUAAUUGACAAUAUGGGCAGGAAUGACAGUGGAAAAUACAAUCUCACUGCGGAGAACGCCAGUGGAACCAAAUCUGCAUUUGUUGUUGUGCGUGUUCUUGACACACCUAGUGCUCCUGUUAACCUGAAAGUGGCAGAGAUCACAAACCAGUCAGUGACCCUGGCAUGGGAACCACCUCUGUUGGAUGGUGGCUCCAAGAUCAAGAACUACGUUGUGGAAAAGAGAGAAAGCACACGCAAAACAUAUGCAGCUGUUGUAACAAACUGUCAUGCUCUUUCUUGGAAGAUUGAGUCACUCCAAGAGGGUUGCAGUUACUACUUCCGAGUGCUUGCUGAGAAUGCACAUGGCGUUGGUCUGCCUGCAGCAACUCUUGACCCUCUUAAGGUCUCAGAGGUGCCCCAGUCUCCAAAGAGCUUGAUUGUUACAGACCAAACUAAAACAAGCAUCUCUUUGGCCUGGGAGAAGCCUGAAUAUGAUGGUGGUAGCAGAGUCAUGCAGUACCUGGUUGAGAUGCAGCUUAAGGGCCAAGAUAAAUGGUCUGGUGUUAACACAUUUAAGACAAUGGAGACUAAGGUUUCCAAUCUGAACCCAGGAGAGGAGUAUCUGUUUAGAGUUACAGCAAUCAAUGAUAAGGGAAAGAGUGACCCCAAAGUCCUUGCUGGUCCAGUGAUGGCCAAGGACUUAGUCUUUGAACCAGAUGUUCGGCCAACAUUCAGCAAUUACAGUGUCCAUGUGGGUAAAGACUUGAACGUUGACAUUCCCAUCUUUGGACGUCCUAACCCAACAGUCUCAUGGGGUAAAGAUGGAGCUCCUUUGAAGUUCACUACCAGAGUUAACAUCCAAAACACACCAACACAUACAACACUGAGCAUUAAGGAGGCAGCAGGUGAUGAUGGUGGCAUGUACAGCAUAAAUGUUGCCAAUUCAGCUGGAAAGAAGGACACAACUGUUGAAAUCAUUGUACUUGACAAGCCAGGCCCUCCAUCCGGCCCUGUCAGGUUUGAUGAAAUCACAACACAGAGUGUCACUAUUUCAUGGAAUCCACCAAAACACAAUGGUGGCAGCCAGAUUUCAAACUACAUUGUACAGAAGAGAGAUACUACUACAACAACAUGGGAAAAUGUCACCAUCAACUGUGCCAGAACCACCAUCAAAGUGCCUAGACUGAAGACUGGAGCCGAGUACCAGUUCAGGAUCAUUGCUCAGAACCGCUAUGGCAAGAGUCAUGGUCUUGAUUCAUCUGCUGUGAUUGCUCAGUACCCAUACAGAGAGCCAGGCCCACCAGGCACUCCUUUCAUCUCCUCUCUGUCUAGAGACCACCAGGUUGUUGAGUGGCAUGAGCCUGUCUCAGAUGGAGGCAGCCCUGUUCUUGGCUACCAUCUUGAAAGGAAAGAGAGGAAUAGUAUUCUCUGGGUCAAGAUCAACAAGACGCUUAUUCACGAGACUAGUCUCAAGAGCUACCCCUUGGAUGAGGGUGUUGAAUAUGAAUAUAGGGUUUAUGCGGAAAAUAUUGUUGGCAUUGGCAGGUGCAGUAAGGUCUCAGAGGGCUGUGUUGCUCGUGAUCCAUGUGAUCCUCCUGGCACACCAGAGGCCAUUCGUGUGACCAAAGACACCAUUGUCAUUCAGUGGACUAAACCAGAGUAUGAUGGUGGUAGUAAUAUCACGGGCUAUACUGUGGAGAAGCGUGAUCUGCCAGAGGGCAGGUGGGUAAGGGCUAAUUUCACUAAUGUAAUUGAGACCCAGUUCACUGUCACUGGUCUGACUGAAAAUGCACAGUAUGACUUCAGAGUCAUUGCUAAAAAUGCUGUUGGCACCAUUAGUAAACCAUCCUACAACAGUGGACCAAUCACUGCAAGCGAUAAGGUGGAGGCACCCAAAUUCUCCAUUGACCCUGCAUUCACCAAGGCCAUCAUCAUCAAUGCCGGGGAGACAUUUAAGCUGGAUGCUGAUGUGCGCGGCAAGCCACUGCCUACAAUCAAGUGGUUCAAGGAUGAAAAACCAAUUGAGAAUACACUCAGACUAGAGAUCAAAAACACAGAACACCAUGCAAUGAUUGUCAUUAAGGAUGCUGUGAGAAUUGAUGGUGGAGUUUACACACUCCAGAUGACAAAUGAGGCUGGCAGUGAAACUGUGCCAUUCAAGGUUGUGGUUCUGGACAGGCCCAGCCAAUGUGAAGGACCACUCCAUGUCACUGGAGUAGCUGAAGAUAGAUGCACACUGGUGUGGCAUGCCCCUCUACAUGACGGAGGUAGUCCUAUUACAAACUAUGUCAUCGAGAGAAGAGAGACCAGCCGUCUAGCUUGGACUGUUGUUUCCAACACCUGUGACACCACAUGCUACAAAGUCACCAAAUUGCUGGAAGGCAAUGAGUAUAUGUUCCGUGUUAUGGCAGUUAACAGUUAUGGUGUCAGUGAACCACUGGAGUCUGGUGGCGUGAUCAUGAAAACACCAUAUGGUCCUCCUGGACCACCACACAUUGAGGAUGUUUCCAACAUUUCCCGUGAUGGAAUGACGGUCACUUGGUCAGCCCCUGAGACUGAUGGCGGCAGUGAAAUUACUAAUUACAACAUUGAAAAGAAGGACAGAAAUGGAAUCAAAUGGACCAGAUGCAACAGACAGAAGGUCACUGACCUCUCCUUCAGAGUUACUGGUCUAACUACUGGUCAUGAAUAUGAGUUCAGAGUGGCUGCAGAGAAUGUAGUUGGAGUGGGAGAGCCAAGUCUUCCAAGUUCAUACUAUAAGGCCAGUGAUCCCAAGUACAAACCCAGUGCCCCAGCAUAUGUCAAUGUGAUUGACUCCACAAAGAGUUCUAUUACAGUGUCAUGGGGUAAGCCUUUGUCUGAUGGUGGCAGCGACAUUCAAGGAUACAUUGUUGAAGUUUGCAAGGCUGAGGCCGAGGAAUGGACCAUGGUCACACCCCCAACUGGCCUGCGUGUCAACAAAUAUGAAAUUACGAAACUUACUGAGGGUCAGGAGUACAAGAUCCAGGUGUGUGCUCUGAACAAAUUGGGAGUUGGUGAGCCAGCAACUCUCUCUGGAACAGCUAAGCCAGAGGAAAGAGUGGACCCACCACAGAUCCACCUUGACUCUGAGCUAAGGAAGGGCAUCAUUGUGAAAGCUGGUGCAUCUGUUAGAAUCCAUGUUCCAUUUAAGGGCAGGCCAACACCUGAGAUUAAAUGGACUAAGGAAGAGGGAGACAUGACUGAGAGGGUGGUGGUUGAGAAAGCUCUCAACUUUACUCAGCUGUCCAUUGACUCGUGUGACAGGAGUGACUCAGGGAAAUACACCCUGAGCCUGACAAACAGCAGUGGCACCGUGUCUGAGUUUGUUUCUGUUAAAAUCCUGGACACACCUGGAGCUCCACAGAAUCUUGUGGUGAAAGAAGUCAAAAAGGACUCUGUGACUCUUGUAUGGGAUGCCCCACUCAUUGAUGGAGGCUCCAAAGUUAAGAACUAUGUCAUUGACAAACGUGAAUCAACCAGAAAGGCUUAUGCAAAUGUGUCCACAAAAUGCAACAAGACAACAUUCAGAGUUGAGAACUUGAUUGAAGGCGCUAUGUACUACUUCAGAGUCAUGGCUGAGAAUGACUAUGGAAUUGGCCAGGCGAUUGAAACAAAGGCAGCUUCCAAGGCCUCGGAGGUACCACUGCCUGUUGGAAAAGUCUUCCUCACUGACAUCACCAAGACCACUGUCUCACUGGCCUGGGAGAAACCUGAGCAUGAUGGAGGCAGCAGAAUUGGUGGCUACCUAAUUGAGAUGCAGCCUAAGGGUACAGAUAAGUGGGGAGUUGCAACAAAUACAAAGACAUGUGACGGCACUGUAACAGGCCUCACAGCUGGAACAGAAUACCUAUUCCGUAUCAUUGCUUACAAUGAGAAGGGUAAGAGUGAGCCAAAGGCACUUGCUGCACCUGUUGUUGCCAGUGACAUGACCAUUGAGCCAAGCAUUAAGAUGCAAUUUAACACGUACAAUGUAUUAGCUGGAAAAGAUCUCAAGUUAGAGUUUCCUGUGCAUGGCAGGCCCAAACCUAAAGUCACAUGGAACAGGGAUGGCCAGCCUUUGAAGGUGACAUCCAGAGUGAAUUUGAUUAACACACCAACAACAACUGGAAUUCAAAUUUCUGAGGCAUGCAAGGAUGACUUUGGCAAAUAUUCCAUUACAGCAACCAAUACUGCUGGCACAGUCACUGAGGAUGUAUCUAUCAUUAUCCUUGACAAGCCUGGUCCACCAACAGGUCCAGUUAAAGUUGUUGAAGUGAGCAACACAUUUGUCCAUCUCUCCUGGGAGCCCCCACAGUACUUAGGUGGAUGUCAGGUGAAGAACUAUAUAGUGGAAAAGAGAGACACGACGACCACAACAUGGCAAGCAGUCACAACACAGCUUGCUAGAACUGCUUUCAAGGUCACCAAGCUGAAGACUGGUGCUGAAUACCAGUUCAGAAUCAUUGCUGAAAACAGAUAUGGAAAGGGUGUGUCUCUGGACUCCAAGUCCAUUGUUGUGCAAUAUCCUUACAAAGCACCAGGACCUCCAGGAACUCCAUUUGUCAAAUCUGCAACAAAGGAAAUGAUGAUCAUUGAAUGGAAUGAGCCAGUCAUUGAUGGUGGAAGUGCUGUUAUUGGUUACCAUCUGGAAAGCAAAGAGAGAAGCAGUAUCCUGUGGAACAAACUGAACAAGACACUCAUCACUGAUACUCAGUUCAAGAUCUGCAAUCUUGAGGAGGGUAUUGGAUAUGAAUUCAGAGUCUAUGCUGAAAAUAUUGUUGGCAUUGGCAGAUGCAGUAAAGUGUCUGAGUCGUUUGUUGCUCGUGAUCCAUGUGAUCCUCCUGGUGCUCCUGAAGCUGUAUCUAUUUCUAAGAACCAGAUCAAGAUUCAGUGGACCAAGCCUCAAUAUGAUGGUGGCAGCAAAGUGACUGGAUAUAUUGUGGAAAGGAAAGAUCUUGCCUCUGCUGAUAAACGCUGGGUGAGAGCUAACUUCACUAAUAUAAUUGAGACUGAGUAUAUUGUCACUGGUCUGACAGAGAACGAGCAAUAUGAGUUCAGAGUUAUCGCAAGAAAUGCAGCUGGAGUCUUCAGUGGGCCAUCUGACAACUCUGGACCUAUUACUGCUACUGAUGAAGUUGAACCACCAAGGGCCUCAAUGGAUCCCAAGUACAAAGAUGUCAUUGUUGUCAAUGCUGGAGAACAGCUACUUCUUGAUGCAGACAUCCACGGAAAACCAAUUCCUGAUGCUGUCUGGCUGAAAGAGGGCAAGGAAAUGGACAAAGCUCUGCGCAUUGAAGUGAGAACUACACAAAAGCGUACAGCCUUGAGCAUCAAGGAUGUAACCAAGCUUGAUGGUGGUAACUAUGAGCUUAUCCUCAAAAACCUGGGUGGUACAAAGUCCAUUCCUAUCACUGUCAAAGUCCUUGAUAAACCCGGUCCACCCACUGGACCCAUGAAGGUGACAGGAGUCAUGGCUGACAGGUGCAUUCUUGCCUGGGCUGAGCCAGCUCUAGAUGGUGGGGCUAGUGUAACUCACUACAUCUUGGAGAAGAGGGAGACUAGCAGAUUGUCCUGGACAGUGGCUGCACCAAAUAUCAAGGGUCUGUACUAUAAACUGACAAAUUUGCUUCAUGGAAAUGAAUACAUUUUCAGAGUCAGGGCCGUCAACAAACAUGGCGUUGGUGACUAUCUUGAGAGUGAACCAAUUGUUGCACGCAAUCCUUACAAACCACCUAGUGCUCCUGGAACCCCUGAAGCAAGUCAGAUCACAAAGGACUCCAUGGUUCUGUCAUGGACUGCUCCAGAACAGACUGGGGGAAUUGAGAUUGAAGGCUACCACCUUGAAAAACGUGACAAAGAUAGUGUAAGGUGGACAAAAUGCAACAGACAAAAGCUGACUGACACUCAUUUCAAGGUCACAGGCCUGAUGACAGAUCAUUUCUAUGAGUAUCGUGUUGCUGCUGAAAAUGAGGCUGGAAUGGGAGACCUCAGUGAAUUGUCCCUAUUCUACAGAGCAUGUGAUGCCACAACACCACCUGGACCUCCACACCAUCCUAAGGUGACAGACUACACAAAGUAUUCUGUGUCUCUGUCCUGGGGCAAACCUGACUUUGAUGGUGGUGCCUAUGUCAAGGGUUACAUUGUUGAAAUGAGGGAGUAUACUCCAGUGCCUGAAGAGGAAGCAGAAGUAGCACCAACAGUUGAGGCACCAGUUGAAAAAGAAUGGACCAUGUGCACUCCACCAGCAGGCAUUCAAGCCACUAAACUCACUAUCACAGACCUGAAGGAGGGUGGAGAGUACCAGUUCCGUGUCUGUGCCAUCAACUCUGAGGGAGUGGGAGAGGCUGCUAAUGUCCACAGCACUGUGGUCACCUCUGACAGGUCAGAAGCACCAGAGAUUGAGUUAGAUGCUGAUCUCAGAAAGGUAGUAUCUGUUCGUUCUGGAGGAACUCUGCGUCUGUUUGUUGCCAUCAGAGGAAGGCCUGUACCUGCUGUAAAAUGGGAGAAAGUUGAGGGUACUCUCACAGAACGUGCUGCAAUUGACACCACCAGUUCAUACACCAUGCUUGUUAUUGACAGUGUUAACCGCUUUGACAGUGGCAAAUACUCCCUAACACUAGAAAAUAGCAGUGGGGCAAAAUCUGCAACUGUUGCAGUCAGAAUUUUGGAUACACCAAGUGCACCACAAAACUUUGCUGUAAAGGAGCUCAAGAAGGAUUCAGUGACUCUUGCCUGGGAUACUCCACUCACUGAUGGUGGUUCUAAAAUCACAAACUAUAUUGUAGAGAAGAGAGAGUCUGUCAGGAAGGUCUACACUACUGUCACUAGCAACUGCAUAGCCAACUCAUUCAAGAUUGAAGAGCUGCCUGAGGGUGGCAUCUUCUACUUCAGAGUUUGUGCUGUUAAUGAAUAUGGUCAAGGACAGAUGGUUGAAACCAAAGAAAUCAAAGUGUCUGAGGUGCCUCUGCCCCCAAGCAAGGUUACGCUUGUAGAUUUGACAAAGACCAGUGUGACACUGGCAUGGGAAAAAUCUGCUCAUGACGGAGGAAGCAAAGUAAUGUGCUACAAUGUAGAAUUUAAGCCUAAAAGUGGAGAUAAAUGGGGUACAGCAUGCACAGUCAAGGUACCUGAAGCAACAAUUCCUAAUCUGACUCCUAAUGAAGCCUAUUUAUUCAGAGUUCUUGCAGUGAAUGAGAAGGGAAAGAGUGAGCCAAAGGAUCUUGGCUUGCCUGUGGUUGCAAAGGAUGUUGCAAUUGAGCCAUCUACCAGCCUACUGUUUACCACAUACAGUGUGAAGGCUGGAGAUGACCUCACUCUUGAAGUUCCAGUCAGAGGCAGGCCAAAGCCUGUUGUAUCUUGGAAGAAGGAUGGCCUUCCUUUGAAGCAAACAUCAUCAGUGACCAUCCUGAACACUGCAACCUCAUCUAAAAUUCUCAUUAAAGAGGCUAAAAGAGAACACGUUGGCAAGUAUGAGAUUACUCUGGCUAACUCAGCAGGAACUGUCACAGCUGAUAUUGGAGUUGUUGUACUUGAUAAACCAGGUCCACCUAAAGGCAUUAAGGUGGAUGCUGUGACCUCGGACAGCAUCGCACUAUCCUGGUCUCCACCAGAUUAUGAUGGUGGCUGCUGCAUCAGUAACUAUAUUGUGGAGAAAAGAGACACAAACACACAGGAAUGGCAGAUGAUAGCAAGUAAUGUUGCCAGGACAGCUUUCAAGGCUGGCCGCCUAACACAUGGAGCAGAGUACCAAUUCCGCAUCUAUUCAGUCAACCGUUAUGGAAAGAGUACAUCUCUGGAUUCACCGGGAAUCACUGCUCAGUAUAGCUUCAAACAACCUGGGCCUCCUUCCACACCCAUAGUAAAGUUGGCCACCAAGUCCUUCAUGUUGGUGACUUGGAAUGAGCCAGUCAAUGAUGGUGGUAGUGCUGUAUUGGGUUACCAUCUGGAGAGAAAGGAGCGUACUAGCAUUCUUUGGACAAAGAUGAACAGAGGAAUGAUCAAGGAUACAGAAUACAAAGUCAGUAGUAUUGAGGAGGGCAUGAUUUAUGAGUACCGUGUCUAUGCUGAAAAUAUUGCUGGUAUUGGUAAAUGUAGCAAAGCCUGUGAAGGUGUAGCAGCCAGAGAUCCAUGUGACCCUCCAGGCACACCUGUGGUUACUGCUGUUACCAGAACAUCUGUCUCCUUAUCUUGGGAUAAACCAGAGUAUGAUGGUGGAGCCAAGGUUUCUGGCUAUGUCAUUGAACGUAGAGACCUUCCUGAAGGUCGCUGGACAAGGUGCAACUUCACCAAUGUGCCUGAGACCCACUAUGAUGCGACCAGCCUUACAGAGAACAGCCAGUAUGACUUCCGUGUCAUUGCUAAGAAUGCAGCUGGAUUGUUCAGCGAGCCAUCUGACAACACUGGCCCCAUCACUGUUAAGGAUGAUGUGGAUCCACCACGCAUCAUGAUGGAUGUCAAGUUCAGAGAGACAGUGUUUGUGAAAGCAGGAGAAACUCUGAAGAUUGAUGCUGAUCUUUCGGGACGUCCUGCCCCUGUUAUUUCCUGGACCAAAGAUGGCAAAGACAUUGAGCUGAGAGCCAGAAUCCAGAUUAUUUCAACCGAUACCAGCACUUCUGUUGUGGUGAAGGAUUGCGUCAGAAGAGAUUCUGGACAGUAUGUCCUGACUCUACAGAAUAUUGCUGGAAGAGUUACCAUGCCAAUAAACUGUGUGAUCAUAGAUAAACCAGGACCAGCAGCAGGACCUCUGCAGAUCACAGGUCUCACAGCUGAGGUGUGCACGCUCUCAUGGGGUCCUCCUCAGGAGAAGGGUGGUGCUGAUAUCACACAUUAUGUUGUUGAGAAGCGUGAGACCAGCCGCUUGGCAUGGACCAUGGUGAAGGGAGAUGUCACAAAUACAUACUUUAAAGUCACAGGAUUGCUCAAGGGCAAUGAAUAUAUCUUCAGGGUUCUGGCUGUCAACAAAUAUGGACUUGGUGAGUCUUUGGAGAGUGAUGCUAUAAAAAUUACAGAUCCAUACUCUGUUCCCACUGCUCCAGCUAGUGUUGAUGUUAUUGCCAUAACUGGAGAUUCAAUGACUCUUACCUGGUGCAAACCAGUCAGUGAUGGAGGCAGUGCCAUCACUGGAUAUGUGAUUGAGCGCCGUGAGAAGACAGGUAUGCGCUGGAUCCGUGUGAACAGAGAUCCAGUUGUCGAAUGUACUGCAGUAGCAACCAAACUGCGCAAGGGCUGUGAGUAUGACUUCAGAGUCUAUGCUGAAAAUGCAGCUGGUCUGAGUCCUCCAAGUGAACACUCUCCAUCAUUCAGACCAGUGGAUCCUCUGGUUGUUCCUUCUCGCCCAACCAAGCCAAAGAUUGUCAGCUCAACCAAGGACACUGUGUCCAUUGUCUGGAAACCACCAACAGAUGAUGGUGGUGCUCCCAUCCUUGGAUACAGUGUAGAAUACAGAGACUAUAUCUGCAAACCAAAGCCAGAGGUUGAAGAAGAUGAGGAAGAAUAUGAGGAGGAGGAAGAGGAGGUACCUGAGUCACCCGAAGAACUAGCAAGAUGGGUUGAGGCUAUCCCUCUUACCAAGAGCUUAGAGUUCACAAUCACUGGGCUAAAGACAGAUGCACAAUAUGAAUUCUGUGUCAAAGCAAUAAACAAAGUUGGCAGCAGUGCACGUAGCCCAUAUUCAGAUGGAGCUGCAGCAAUGGACAGAACUGCAGAGCCAUCGUUUGAUGUUGACAUUGAGAUGCGUAAAGUACUCAUUGUUAAGCAUAGCUCAGCAUUUACUCUCAAUGUUCCAUUCAAGGGCAAACCCGUGCCAUCAGUGGCAUGGGCCAAGGAGGGUGUUGAUCUAAAGGUCAGAGGAACUAUUGAAUCAACAGUAUCCAGUACUUCACUGACCAUUGAGAAGUCCACUAGAAACGACUCUGGAGAGUACUGUGUUACAAUUGAAUCACCAUUAGGAAAAGCAACGCUGCCCAUGGUUGUCAAGGUGCUUGAUUCUCCCGGGCCCCCUGUCAAUGUUAAAGUUUCAGCAGUGACUAGGGAUUCUGCAACCCUCACUUGGGAAGCUCCGGAGAAUGAUGGUGGUGAUGCAGUGAAGGCCUACCAUGUUGAAAAACGUGAAGCCAGUAAGAAGGCCUGGGUGUCUGUGACCAGCAACUGCCAUGCAAUGACUUACAAGGUGGAAGACCUGCAGGAGGGAGCCACUUAUUACUUCAGAGUUAUUGGAGAAAAUGAGUAUGGAGUGGGCGUACCUCAAGAAGCCAAGUCUGGAACAAAGAUUACAGAGGUUCCAAGUCCACCCAUGAAACUUGGGGUUACAAAUGUUACCAAGGACAGCAUUACAAUUGCCUGGACAAGACCAGAAUACGAUGGUGGUAGCAGAGUUACUGGUUACCUUAUUGAAGCCAUGGAGAAGGGGCAGAACAAGUGGGUGAAGUGUACCACAGUGAGGACCAUGACCCACACUAUCAAGAGCCUGAGGGAGGGUGCAGAGUACUUCUUCAGAGUCAGUGCUGAGAACCAUGCUGGACUCAGUGAACCAAAGGAGAUGAUCGUACCUGUUAUUGUCAAAGAAAUACGGGAGGCUCCAGAGUUUGACCUGAAGAACUACCCCAAGAACACAGUUUAUGUGAGAGCAGGAUCCAACUUAACCUUUGAAAUCCCUCUCACAGGCAGACCUUUGCCAAAGGUGACAAUGUCCAAGAACAAUGUUGUCAUCAAGGGAUCCAAGAGGCUGCUAACAGAAGUAACUCCAGACAGUUUAAUCAUCACCCUCAAUGAGAGCAUUGCAAGUGAUGCUGGCAAGUAUGAAGUUACCGCCUCAAAUGUGGGAGGUACAACCAAGAUCUUCCUCAACUUUGUUGUGCUGGACAGACCCGGACCUCCUAUUGGUCCAGUUGAGAUUGGAGAGGUUGGAGAGACCACAGUAUGUCUGAAAUGGGCUCCUCCAGAGUAUGAUGGUGGUAGUCCUGUUACCAACUACAUUGUUCUAAAACGUGAAACUAGCACUCCUACCUGGGCAGAGGUGUCAACAAGCAUUGCCAGAAACUUGAUCAAGGUGACUAAGCUGACUAAGGGAGAGGAGUAUCAGUUCAGAAUCAAGGCUGAGAAUCGCCACGGUGUCAGUGACCACAUUGACAGCAAGCCAGUCAUGAUAAAGCUUCCAUACACCACCCCCGGACCUCCAUCCACACCAUGGCUCGGCUUUGUAUCCAGAGAGAGCCUGACGGUUUGUUGGAAUGAGCCUGUCAAUGAUGGUGGAAACUCUGUGAUUGGAUACCAUCUCCAGAUGAAGGAGAGGAGUAGCAUCCUCUGGCAGAAGGUCAAUAAAACAGCAAUCUCAGGAAACCAGUGGCGUGUCACAAACAUUUGCCCUGGCCUCAUAUAUGAAUUCAAGGUGGCUGCUGAAAAUGCUGCUGGCAUUGGAAAGUUGAGCAAGACGUCUGAGGAGGUGAUUGCCAUUGAUGCCUGCGAGCCUCCAGCAAACGUCCACAUCACCGAAGUCACCAAGAACUCGGUCAGCCUUGCCUGGCAGAGGCCUCCAUACGAUGGUGGCAGCAAGAUUACUGGCUACAGUGUGGAGAGGAGGGAACCUGCCAGUGGUAGAUGGGUGAAGGCCAACUUUACAAACAUCAUUGAGAUGGGCUUCACUGUAUCUGGAUUGAACCAGGAUGAGUCUUAUGAGUUCAGAGUGUAUGCCAAGAAUGCUGUUGGGUCUGUCAGCAACCCAUCUCUCAUUGCUGGCCCAGUCACUUGUGUCGACGCUUGUGGUGCACCAGCCAUUGACCUUCCUCCAGAGUAUCUGGAUGUUGUUCAGUACAAGGCUGGAUCUUCAGUUAAGCUUAGAGUUGGAAUCAUCGCCAAGCCUCUGCCAACCAUUGAGUGGGCCAAGGAUGGAAAGGAGCUGGUAGCAACCUCUGUAAUGUCUGUUGAAAGCACAACUGAGUCUUCUGCUGUUCUGAUCAAGGAUGCAGCACGCCUUCACACAGGCUCAUAUGAGAUCAAGAUCAAGAAUGUUCUGGGCUCAGCUUCUGCUACUAUCAGGAUUGAAAUCCUCGAUAAACCUGGACCUCCAGCCGGUUUGAUCAACUUCAACGCUAUCUCAGCAGACAGGAUUGUCUUUAGCUGGGAGCCUGUGCCCGAGUCUGACCAGGGAGGUAACAAGGUGACCCACUACAUUGUUGAGAGGCGGGAAACCAGCCGAGUGGUCUGGUCCACAGUUUCAGACCAUCACGAGCAGACACAUAUCAGUGUUGGCAAGCUGUUGCGUGGAAAUGAGUAUGUGUUCCGUGUCAUGGGUGUUAAUAAGUACGGCGUUGGAGAGGCACUGGAGUCUGAGCCUGUCGUCGCCAAGAAUGCCUUCGUAACUCCUGGGCAGCCUCAUACUCCUGAGGUGAACAUCAUCACUAAGACCACCAUGGUGGUAGAAUGGAACAAACCAGGUGUAGACGGAGGUAGCACCGUGACGGGCUACUAUCUGGAAAGACGUGACAAGAAGAGCUCACGCUGGAUCAGAGUUUACAAAGACCCUGUCACUGACAUCAAACAGACGGUCUACCAUCUGACAGAAGGAAAUGAGUACCAAUAUCGUGUCUGUGCCAUUAACAAGGCUGGAGAGGGACCGUUCUCUGAUGCAUCAGACUACUACAAGGCUGCUGACCCAGUUGAUCCACCAUAUGAGCCACGCAAGCUGAAGGUGGUGGACUCUACCAAGACUUCCAUCACUUUGGGCUGGUCCAAGCCAGAAUGGGAUGGAGGCAGCGAAGUCACCAGCUACAUGGUGGAGAAGCUUGUUGAGGGAGAGGAAGAAUGGUCUAUGAUUACCACCAAGGGAGAGGCCAAGACAACAGAGUACACGGUCCACAACUUGAAACCAGAUGUCAAUUACUUCUUCAGAGUCUCUGCAGUCAACUGUGCUGGCCGUGGAGAUCCUUUGGAGAUGACUGAGCCUGUGCAAGCCAAGGAUAUCCUGGAGGAGGCUCAGAUUGACUCAGAUGUGGCCAUGAGGACUCACUACAUUGUGAAGGCUGGUAAGGAUGUGGAGCUGUCUGUUCCUCUGAAGGGCAGACCUGCUCCCACUGCUUCCUGGAGCAAGGGAGAAGAAUGCAUCGAUCACGACCCCAAAUAUGAGUUCCACCACUCAGACACUAGCUCAGUCCUUGUCAUUCGUGAGGUGACCAGGCUUGACACUGGAAAGUACACAGUAAAGAUAGAGAAUGGUGUGGGAGAGCCGAAGACACUGACUCUGUCUGUGAAGGUCCAGGAUACUCCAGCUCAGUGCAGGAAUCUGGUCAUGAAGGAUGUGACCCGUGGAAAGGUCACUCUCUGCUGGGAGCCUCCACUCCUCGAUGGUGGUGCUGAGAUCACAAACUACAUUGUUGAGAAGAGGGACUCCUCCAAGAGAUCCUACUCUGCAGUGACAAACAAAUGCACAGACCUGACAUACACCAUUGAAGAUCUCUCAGAGAAGACAUCCUUCUUCUUCCGUGUGUUGGCAGAGAAUGAGAACGGUGUUGGUGAUCCAUGUGAAACUCUUGAGCCUGUGAAAGCUACAGAGACUCCAGGACCAGUAAAAGAGGUCGCUAUGAAGGAUUCAUCAAAGACUUCUGUCACUCUGCAGUGGCUGAAGCCUGAUUAUGAUGGUGGUAGCAUCAUCUCUGACUAUGUCAUCGAGAAGAAACUCAGUAAGGAGGAAUGGUCAUUGGGAGGAACCAGCAAACAGUGUGAGUUUGAGGUCAAGAAACUUAAGGAGCACUCGGACAUGUUCUUCAGAGUUGCCGCCAGGAAUGAGAAGGGGCAGGGUGACUUUGUUGAGAUUGGACCUAUCAAGGUUAUUGACUACAUUAUAACACCUGAGGCAAGCCUGGCAGAGUACCCAGAUGGCAGAAUAAGUGUUCGCCUGGGUCACAAUGUGCACAUCGAGCUGCCAUACAAAGGUAAACCCAGACCUGGUAUUCUGUGGAUGAAGGACAACCUACCUCUGAAGGAAAGUGACCAAGUGCGCUUCAAGAAGACAGAAAACAAAGCCACUCUGAUGAUUAAGAACGUGAAUAAGGAAAAUGAGGGUAAAUACACCCUUACCCUUGACAACAAGGUCAACAGGAGAUCCUUCCACAUCCACGUCAUUACACUUGGACCACCAUCAAAGCCUGUUGGACCUAUUCGCCUGGAUGAAGUGAGAGCUGAGAGCAUCAUGAUCUCCUGGGAUGAACCCAAUGAUGACGGAGGUGGAGACAUCACUUGCUACGCUGUGGAGAAGCGUGACACCUCCCAAUCUGACUGGAAGAUGGCCUGCUCCAGCGUACAGGGUACUCAGUUCAGGAUCCCCAAUCUGAUUAAGGGUGUCCAGUACCAGUUCAGAGUGUGUGCUGAGAACAGAUAUGGUGUCAGCGAGCCUCUGGUCUCACAGAUGAUCAUUGCCAAGCACCAGUUCAGGCCUCCUGGCCCACCAGGCAAGCCUGUUGUGUACAAUGUCACCAAUGAUGGAAUGACCAUCCAGUGGGAGCAGCCCAUCUAUGAUGGUGGCACCCCCAUCCAGGGCUUCCAUGUGGAGAAGAAGGAAAAGAACAGCAUCAUGUGGCAAAAGGUGAACACAAUUUUGAUCAAAGAAACAGACUUCAGAAUCUUGGAGCUCAUUGAAGGCCUUGAGUACUCCUUCAGAGUCUACGCCCAGAACGAUGCUGGCUUCAGUCGAAUGAGUGACGAGAGCAAGGCAACAAUGGCUGUCAGUCCUGUUGAUCCUCCUGGCCAGCCCGACUACACUGAUGUGACUAGUGACUCAGUGGCACUGAAAUGGGAUGCACCUAAACGCGACGGUGGUAGCAAGAUUGUUGGCUACAAUGUUGAGAAACGCCAAGGGAAUGGCCGCUGGUUCAAGGCCAACUUGACUGAUGUACAUGACUGCCAGUACACUGUCACAGGGUUGGCAACAAAUGAACGCUACGAGUUCAGAGUGAUUGCCAGAAAUGCUAUCGGUGUUGUUAGUCCUCCAUCCAACUCCUCUGGCAUGAUUGCAGUCAGAAAUGAAAACGCUCCUCCAAACAUUCAGUUUGGCCCAGAGUACUUUGAUGGCUUGACAGUCAAGGCAGGAGACAACAUCAGGCUGAAGGUGGCCAUCACUGGACGCCCUGUUCCCAAGGUCAUCUGGUUCAGAGAUGGUGUUGAGAUAACCAAAAAGAUGAUGGACAUCAUCAACGUAGCUGGAUCCAGCACCCUGUUUGUCAGGGAUGCUGAUCGCACACACCGCGGCCUCUACACUGUGGAGGCUAUCAAUGGAUCUGGAAACAAGAAGGAGAACAUCCUUGUUCAAGUCCAAGACACUCCUGGAGAGCCUAUUGGACCCAUUGUUUUCAGCCAGAUCUCAGAGGGCAAAUGCACUCUGUCUUGGACCGCACCAGAGAACGAUGGCUGCUCUGAGAUUUCACAUUAUAUCAUUGAGAAGCGUGAGACGGCCAAGAUCUCCUGGGCCUUGGUGUCUGAUGAAUGUAAGGAGUGCACUUUCAAUGCAAGCAAGCUCAUCAAGACCAAUGAGUACCAGUUCAGAGUCUCUGCUGUGAACAAGUUUGGAGUUGGCAGACCUUUGGAGUCCAGCCCCAUCAUUGCUCAGCUGCAAUACACUACUCCUGAUGCUCCAGGCACUCCUGACUCUACUGAGGUGACAGGAGAGAGCAUUACCCUGUCCUGGACUCCUCCGUCAUCUGAUGGUGGAAACCCCAUUCAGUAUUACAUCCUGGAGAAACGAGAGAAGAAGACUACCCGGUUCUACAAAGUUAUUACCAAGAAACCCAUUGUUGAAUGCGCUCACAAGGUGCUCCAUCUGACAGAGGACAUGGAGUAUGAGUUCCGUGUGAUGGCUGUGAAUGAUGCUGGUGUUGGAACUCCAAGUAACAUCUCUGUGCCUAUCAGAGCUGCUGAGCCAAAGGAUAUUCCUUGUGCGCCAUCUGUGAUCUGUGUGUCAGACUCCACCAACACCUCCAUUAGCCUGGAAUGGACCAGGCCUGCGGAUGACGGUGGCAUGGAGAUCAUGGGCUACAUCAUUGAGAUGGUAAAGGCAGGAGAGACUGAAUGGAAGAGAAUGAAUGAGCAGCUGGUGGCAGAAACAAAUUAUGUGGUAACAGGUCUCCAGACAGGAGCUGAGUACAAGUUCCGCGUCGCAGCUGUCAAUCAUGUUGGUAGAGGAGACGACAAGGAGAUUGAAGAGCCAGCUCAGGCUGUAGACAGGCUAACAGCACCACAAGUUGACAUUGAUGCCACCUUCAAGCAGACACACAUUGUCAAGGCUGGAGGUUCAGUGUGCCUGGGCAUCUACUUCAGAGGAAAGCCAAUUCCCACGGCCACCUGGGUGAAGGAAGAAGGAGAGCUGGGUGUGCUGUCUGAGAUCACAACCACAGAUGGCUACAGUUCUCUGAGUAUUGGAAAGUGCUCAAGAAAUGAUACAGGAAAAUACACCGUUAACCUGGAGAAUACUAGUGGCAGCAAGGCCAUUACAUUCACUGUAAGGGUGAUGGACACUCCUGGACCUCCACAGGCUGUCGCCUUUAAGGAGGUGACCAGAGGCUCAGUCACAAUCACCUGGGAGCCACCUGUGAAUGACGGUGGAGCCCGAAUCCAUCACUAUAUUGUUGAAAGACGAGAAGGUAGCCGCCGCACUUGGCAGCAGUCUGGUGGCAAGUGUACACAGCAUAUCCUGAAGAUCGAGGACCUGCUGGAGGGAGUGCCAUACUUCUUCAGAGUCUCCGCUGAAAACCAGUAUGGUGUGGGUGAGGCAUUUGAGCUGCCCGAGCCUGUUUCUGCCACCGCAGAACCAGCAUCUCCAAAGAGAAUGGACAUCCUGGACACAACAGACAACUCUGUGUUCCUGGGCUGGCUUAAACCAGAGCAUGAUGGCGGUAGCCGCAUCCAGGGUUAUGUCAUUGAGGCUAGGCCAAAGGGUACAGAGAAAUGGGUUGUGGUUGGCACUACAAAGAAUCUCACCUAUAUGGUUGAGAAGCUCAACAAAGGCGAUGAGUAUGACUUCCGUGUGAAGGCUAAGAAUGAAGCCGGCUACAGCAAGCCGAGGGAAACUCUGGCCCCUGCACUGGUUAAAGAGCCUCACAUUGAACCUGCUGCUGACCUCAGCGAGAUCACCGACCAGCUGGUCACAAGCAGGUCUGGCAGUGCCUUCACCAUCGAUGUUCCCAUCAGUGGUAGACCUGCUCCUAAGGUCACUUGGAAGCUGGAGGAGAUGAGACUAAAGAGCUCAGACAGAGUCUCCAUCAUAACAACUAAGAACAGAACCAGUAUCACAGUCAAGGACGCCAUGAGAGGAGAUGGUGGUAAAUACUACCUGACCCUGGAAAAUGUGGCAGGAACAAGGACCUUCACUAUUGAAGUUAAUGUCACAGGUAGACCCAGUCCUCCAACCGGGCCCAUUGAAAUCUCAUGCAUCACCUCUGAGUCCUGCGUUAUUAGCUGGCAACCACCAGAGGAUGAUGGUGGCACUGAUAUUACCAACUACAUUGUGGAGAAGCGUGAGUCUGGCUCCACUGCCUGGCAGCUGAUCAACUCCAGCGUAAAGCGAACAACUCUCCACGUCAGUCAUCUGACCAAGUACAUGCAGUACACAUUCAGGGUCUCUGCCGAGAAUAGAUUUGGUGUCAGCAAGCCCACAGAGUCUGAGACUAUAGUUGCAGAGCAUCCUUUCACACCUCCUGGCCCACCAACAAAACCUACAGUCUUCAACGUCACUGCUAACACAAUGACCAUGAAAUGGGAGGAGCCCUAUCAUGAUGGUGGAAGCAAGGUUACCGGCUACUGGAUUGAGAAGAAGGAGAGGAACAACAUCCUGUGGGUGAGAGAGAACAAGAUCCCUUGCUUUGAGUGCUACUCCAAGGUUGAGGGUCUGGUUGAAGGCCUGGAAUAUCAGUUCAGGGUUUAUGCCAUGAACAGUGCUGGACUGAGCAAAGCCAGCGAGGCCUCCAAGGGAGCAGUUGCUCAAAAUCCAGUUGAUCCACCAAGUAAACCAGAAGUCACAAAUGUUACAAGAACCACCGUCUCCCUCAAAUGGUCAUCUCCGCUGAAUGAUGGUGGCAGUCCCAUUGUGGGCUACAUCAUCGAGCGCAAGCCAUACACCUUGACCGGUGAGGGCCGCUGGCUCAAGUGUAACUACACCAAUGUGACAGAGACGUUCUACACUGUUACCGCCUUGGGAGAGGGAGAGCCCUAUGAGUUCAGAAUCAUCGCCAAGAAUGCCAACCAGGUCUUUAGCAGGCCCUCAGAGACUACCGGCUCUGUGCAGUGCAAGACCGACUUCGAGCCUCCAAAGGCCCAGCUGGAUAGUAAACUCCUGUCUGAAACUGUGAAGGUCAGGGCUGGUUCAGACCUGGUUCUGGAUGCUGCAGUGGGAGGCAGACCUGACCCCAAGUCUUCGUGGUCCAAGGGCAACAGGGACCUGGAGUUGUGUGAAAAGUACCACGUACAGUACACUCCCACCAAGGCAAUGGCCAUCAUCAAAUUCUGUGACAGAGAUGACACAGGAAAGUACAUUCUCACAGUCAGGAAUGUGAGUGGAACCAAGACUGCUGAGGUUAACGUCAAAGUACUUGAUACCCCCGGAGUAUGUGAAGGCAGCAUUGAGAUUAGCAAAAUCACAGAGGAGUCAUGCACACUGAGCUGGAAGCCUCCUCUGGAGGACGGCGGUGACGAGGUCUCCCACUACAUUGUAGAGAGGCGCGACACCAACAGACUCAACUGGGUCAUAAUGGAUGCAGAGUGCAAGGAGCUGACCUGCAACAUCACCAGGCUUUUCAAGAACACAGAGUACCUGUUCAGAAUCAGAGGAGUCAACAAGUACGGACCUGGAGUAUACCUCCAGUCAGAGCCCAUGUUCGCCAGAAACACUUUCACGGUGCCAAGUCCUCCUGAUGCUCCAGAGAUCUUGGUCUCAGGAAAGGACUUUGCCACCAUUCAGUGGCUGAAGCCUGAGAGCGAUGGUGGCAGCCCGUUGAUCCAUUACCUGGUGGAGAGGCGCGAGAGAAAGAGUGCUCGCUGGGUGAAGGUGAAUAGGGAUGGAGCUCACCUGGACACUACGCUCAAGGUGUCUGACUUGAUCGAAGGCAACAUCUACCAAUUCAGAGUGACAGCCAUCAACAAGGCCGGAGAGAGUGAACCCAGCAAGGUUUCUCUGUAUGUUGUUUGCAGAGUGCCAACAUGCACCCCUGCUCCUCCUUCUAUUCCUCGUAUCACUGAUACCCAUGCUGACAGCAUCAGUCUAGCCUGGUCCCGCCCUGUGGAGGACGGAGGAGCCGAUGUGAUCGGCUACAUCCUGGAGAUGCAGGAAGCUGGAGCCGAGGAAUGGAAGAAGGCCCAUGAAAAGACCCUGCGUGGUACAGAGUAUGUGGUGACUGGACUUACUGCGGGCAAGAAGUACUGCUUCAGAGUGGCUGGCAUCAACAUCAAUGGUACAGGAGACUUCAGUGAACCAUGUGCUGAGACUGAGCCAGUGGAGAGAAUUGAAACUCCUGACUUUGAGCUGCACGAUGACCUGAAGAAGACCAUCUGCUUGCGUGCUGGCGGCUCCCUCCGUCUGUUCGUAAAGGUUACUGGCCGUCCAAUGCCCACCCUCACAUGGAGUAAGCCUGAUGUUGACCUCCACAACAGAGGAUUUAUUGAAGUCACCAGCACGUCCACAACACUCAUCAUUGAUAAGGUCCACCGCUAUGACGCUGGCAAAUACACACUGGUGGCUGAGAACUCUGCUGGAAAACAGGAAGCCAACAUUCUGGUUAAGGUCUAUGAUACUCCUGGACCAACUGGACCAAUUAAGAUAAAAGAGCUGACAAAGGAGUCUAUUACAAUCUCUUGGGAAGCCCCAACCGUGGAUGGCGGAGCUCCUGUCAACAACUACAUCAUUGAGCGACGUGAGGCCUCCAUGAGAGCCUACAAGACUGUCACAAGCAAGUGCAGUAAGACAUCCUACAAGAUCGACGGCCUGAUGGAGGGUAUGCUGUACUACUUCCGGGUCCUCCCUGAGAACAUCUAUGGCGUCGGUGAGCCUUGCGAGACUCCGGACGUCAUCCUGGCUUGUGAUGUGCCUCUGCCACCACAAAAGCUGGAAGUGAUCGACGUCACCAAGAGCACUGUUGUCCUGGGCUGGGAGAAGCCCGAGCAUGACGGUGGCAGCAGACUGUCGGGCUACGUCAUUGAAGCCUGCAAGUUUGGCACCGACAAGUGGAUGAAGGUGGCCACGCUGAAGAUCACAGACUUUGAACACACCAUUGACAAGCUGAAUGAGAAUGAGCAGUACUUGUUCAGGGUCAGAGCAGUCAACAGCAGAGGAGCCUCCGAGCCCAAAGAGCUUGUUGCACCCAUCACUGUACAGGAACAGAGAGUCAUGCCUGUGGUGGACUUCUCCAGUAUUCCUCAGAAGGUUGUCAAUGUCCUGGCCGGCAAGACUCUGGAGCUGGAUCUGCCCAUCAUUGGCAGACCUCCUCCAGUCUGCUCCUGGUAUUUCAGUGAUAACAGACUAAAAAUCACAGACCGUGUCAAGGUCAAGAGCACUGGCAAGUUCUCCAAACUGACUAUGUCUGACACCACCAUUGACGACACUGGUGACUACACCCUGGAAGUGAAGAAUGCUGUUGGUGUCAUCAAAGAGGUCAUCAAGGUCAUCAUCCUCUCUAAACCUGAUGAACCAAAUGGACCCAUUAGGUUUGAUGAGAUCGAUGCCACCACCGUCACCUGCAGCUGGGAUCCUCCAGUCAGAGAUGGUGGAGCUCCCAUCAGCGGCUACGCAGUGGAGCAGCGUGAUGCUCACAAACCCGGCUGGGUACCUGUUUGUGAUGUUAGCCGACCAACCUUCAAGUUUGAGAACCUGAUUGAAGGAGAUGAGUACGUCUUCCGUGCAGCUGCCAUUAAUCGUUACGGCACUGGAGAGUUCCUGCAGUCUGAGAAUGUUACCUGCAGGAGCAUGAAAAAUGUGUCUGGACCUCCUGGACGUCCAACUGUCUUUGACGUUUCUCGUGAUGGCAUGACUGUGGCCUGGAACCCACCAGAUGAAGAUGGUGGCCUUGAGGUUUCUGGAUACAUUAUUGAACGCAAAGAAGUCAGGUCUGACAGAUGGGUGCGUGCCAACAAGAACCCCAUCACCAUGACCCGAUACAGGUCCACCGAGCUAAUCGAGGGCCUGGAGUAUGAACACAGGAUCACCGCCAUCAAUGCCAGAGGACUGAGCAAACCAAGUCUGCCAUCAAAACCAGCAGUCGCAACAGAUCCCAUUGAUCCACCUGGCUGUCCUCAGAACCCAAGGAUCACAGACACCACCAAGUCCACCGUGUCACUGGCUUGGAGUCCUCCCGAUGAUGAGGGAGAUGCAAGAGUGGACGGUUACCUUAUUGAGAUGCAGAAGGUGGGCACCAUGGCCUGGAUCAAGUGCAACACCACGCCAUCUCUGAUCUGCGAGUACACGCUGACCAACAUGCCGCAAGGAGAGGAGUUCAAGUUCCACGUGAUGGCCUGCAAUGCAGGUGGCUCUGGAGAACCUGCUGAGGUGCCUGGAACUGUUACUGUGACUGAGAUGCUUGAAUCUCCUGACUACGACCUGGAGCUCAAAUACAAAGACGUGUACGUGGUCCGCCAGGGAGGAGUGGUUAGACUGUCUCUACCCAUCAAGGGUAAACCUCAUCCAACCUGCAAGUGGUCAAAGGAUGGCGGUGCAGUCUCCACUAUGGCCAUGAUUGCCUCCACCGAGGACGCCAGUGAGCUGGUGAUCAAGGGAGCCGAGAGGAGCGACACAGGCGUGUAUGACCUCCUGCUGGAGAAUAAGGUUGGCAAGAAGAAAGCCCAAAUCAAGGUGAAGGUAAUCGGCCGCCCAAGUGCUCCAGAGGGACCACUGGUCUUUGAGGAGAUCCAGGCCAAUUCUGUCAAGGUGUCCUGGAAGGCACCCACGGAUGAUGGUGGCUCAGAUAUCCUGGGUUACAUUGUAGAAAGACGUGAGGCAGCCAGAAACGCCUGGUACACUGUGGACUCCAGAGUGACUGACACUCAGCUGGUUGUCAAGGGCCUGAAGGAGGGAACAGAGUACCACUUCAAGGUUACGGCUGAGAACUCCUUUGGAAUCAGCUCCUCUCUGAAAUCAGAGCAGCCACUGGUGCCCAAGACACCUCUCUGUCCCCCUGAGCCUUCAAGCACUCCACCAGAGAUUAUGGAUGUCACAAAGAGCUCUGUGGCAUUGGCCUGGUCCAGACCAAAGGACGACGGUGGCUCUGCAAUCACUGGCUACUUUGUUGAGUACAAGGUGGUGUCCACUGAGACUUGGUCCCGCCACGAGAACAAGAUCACUUCCACUAUGUUUACUCUGCCUGGACUCACCCCUGAUGCAGACUACCAGUUCCGCAUUGUUGCUGUAAACAACAUUGGCGAGAGUGAGGCUGGUCCUGUGUCUGACGCAGUCACAUGCAAGGAUCCAUUCGACAAGCCAAGCCAACCAGGCGAGAUCGACACAGUGAACGUGAAAAACAACUUCAUCACCAUCCGCUGGCAAGCUCCAGAGUGUGACGGUGGAAAGGAGGUCCUGGGCUACUGGGUGGAGUACAGGAAGUCCAUUGAGAGCACCUGGAAGAAGUGCAACAAGCAGAGGCAGAAGGAAAUGGAGUUGACCAUGCCUGGACUGGCUGAGGCCACAGAGUACGAGUUCAGAGUGUUUGCUGAGAAUGAGACAGGAAUGAGCAGACCUCGUAGGACUGCCACAUGCAUCAAGACUAAACUGAGUGUUGAAAAUAAACCAAGCAUGAGAAAGGAAAUGGAUGAAGUGACUGCCAAGCUUGGCCAGCCUGCUGUCAUGAAGUGCCAGAUUAUUGGCAGACCUGUCCCUGACAUCAAGUGGUAUCAUGCCGGCAAGGAGGUUGUUGAGUCCCGUAAGUACGAGAUGAGCUCUGACGGCCGCAACCACUCCCUCUCUAUCAUGACUGACCAGCAAGAGGAUGAGGGUGAGUACACCUGCAAGGCCAUUAACGACGCCGGAGAAGCCGAGACCUCAGGUGUCCUGGUGUUGGAGGCUGCUCCAUCCUUCCACCCUGACUACCCACUGAAGGAAACUUAUUAUGCCGGCCUGGGAACCACUCUGCGCAUCCACGCCGUCUACAUUGGUCGUCCUGAGCCAAAGAUCAUGUGGCUUCAUGGUGCAAAGACUCUGGAGAACACAGAGGACAUCAGCAUUGAGACCACUGAGCACUACACUCACCUGAUCAUCAAGAAUGUGCAGCGUAGAGUUCACGGAGGCAAAUACAGGAUCAGACUACACAACCACUUCGGCAGGGCUGACACUGCAUUCAAUGUUGAAAUCUAUGACAAACCUGACAUGCCUCAGGGUCCCAUUGUGCUGGAUGCCCUCCUGAAGAACUCUGUCAUCAUCAGCUGGAAGCCUCCCAUGGACGACGGAGGCUGCAUGAUCACCAACUACAUUGUAGAAAAGCGUGAGGACAAGGAGGGCACUGAAUGGGAACUGGUGUCAUCAUCUAUCAACGGCACAUCUUGCCGUGUGCCGAAUCUCACUGACAGUGCUGGAUACUUCUUCCGUGUGUACGCCCAGAACCGCUACGGCAACAGUGUACCACUGGAGCUCGCUUCACCUAUCCUCAUCAAGAGCCAACUGGAGAGACCAUCACCACCUCAGUCACCAGUUGUUUCUGGAAUCACCAAGGACUCCUGCGUGGUUUCCUGGAAGCCUCCACUCAGCGAUGGUGGCUCCAAGAUCAAGAGCUACUGCCUUGAGAAGAAGCACAAGAAGGACAAGAAGGAAUGGACUGAAUGGACUCCAGUGACCACAGACGAAAUUAAACAAACGGUGCUGUCCGUUAAGCGCCUGACGGAGGGCGUCGAGUACAUCUUCCGCGUUAAGUGUGAGAACCUUGGAGGACAGAGCGACUACAGCGAGGAGACCGCUCCCAUCAUUACAGCCACAGCCAUUGAUGUUCGUGCUCCUGCCUUCAAGGAAGAGCUGAGGAACAUGAGCGUCAAGUACAAGAGCAAUGCUACCCUUGUCUGCAAAAUCACAGGACAGCCCAAGCCUGUUAUUAAAUGGUUCAGGCGUGGAAAGGAAAUCCACUCUGAUGGAAAGAAGAUCAAGAUCCAGGAGUUCAAGGGAGGUUAUCACCAGCUGGUCAUCACCGAGGCUGAUGAGGAAGACUCCACUGUGUACCAGAUCAGGGCCACCAACCAGGGAGGUUCCAUCUGUGCUACAAUCUCUCUGGAUGUUGAAAUUCCUGCUCAGAUCCACCUGCCGAAGAACCUGAAGGACAAGGAAGCCAUCCCUGCCCUGCGUGGAGAGGUGGUCAAUAUCAAGAUACCUUUCGGUGGCAAACCAGAUCCUGUCAUCACAUGGCAGAAGGGACAAGACCUGAUUGACAGCAAUGGCCACUACCAAGUCAUUGUCACCAGAUCAUUCACAUCUUUGGUGUUCCCCAACGGAGUGGAGAAGAAGGAUGCUGGAUUCUACAUUGUUUGUGCCAAGAACAGAUUUGGCAUUGACCAGCAGACAGUUGAGCUGGAUGUGGCUGACGUGCCUGAUCCUCCACGUGGUGUCAAAGCCAGUGAUGUCUCCAGAGACUCUGUCACACUGAACUGGGUGGCCCCAGCAAAUGACGGCGGCAGCAAGGUCAUCAACUACAUCAUUGAGAAGAGCCCCACCACUGCUGAGAGGUGGCAGCGUGUUGCCCAGUCCCGUGACACCCACUACACUGUCAUCAAUCUGUUUGGAGGAACCAGCUAUCAGUUCAGAGUCAUCGCUGAGAACAAGUUUGGACAGAGUGCUCCAUCUGAAACCAGUGGACACGUCAUGACCAAGGAGGACAAAUCAAGAGUUCUGCUCUACGACAGAGAGGUUGAUGAUACCGGACGUGUACCAAGAGGCAAGGCUCAGCACUCCGAGGCCAAGAACCUGCACAAUAAAUAUGCCAUUGCAGAGGAAUUGAGCAGAGGUCAGUUUGGUAUUGUCCACCGCUGUGUUGACAUCAGCUCUGAGAAGACCUACAUGGUUAAGUUUGUCAAAGUGAGAGGUGCCGAUCAAGCAAUAGUUAAGAAAGAAAUCGCAACACUGAAUUUGGCCAAACACACUAACUACCUCCUCCUCCAUGAGUCCUUCGACAGUCCAGAGGAGCUGGUCAUGAUCUAUGACUUCAUCUCUGGUGUCGACAUCUUUGAGCGCCUUAACACAGCUGAGUUUGAGCUUAAUGAGCGUGAGAUCGCUAACUACAUCAGGCAGAUCUGCUCAGCUCUUGAGUUCUUGCAUGCUCAGAGCUAUGGACAUUUUGAUAUCAGACCUGAGAACAUUGUGUACACAACCAGGACCAGCUCCAAUGUGAAGAUUAUUGAGUUGGGCCAGUCCAGACACCUGACUCCUGGAGAUCAAAUCAAGGUCCAGUAUACUACUGCAGAGUAUGCUGCCCCUGAGAUUCACCAGUGUGACAUGGUUAGCACUGUCACUGACAUGUGGUCAGUCGGUGUCCUUGCCUAUGUCCUUCUCAGUGGACUUAAUCCAUUCACAGCAGAAACCAACCAACAAAUGAUUGACAACAUCUCCAACGCAGCAUACAGCUAUGAUGACGAGUCCUUCAAGCAGGUCAGUGUUGAGUCAUUAGACUUCACUGACCGCCUCAUGACAAAGGAACGUAAGCACCGUAUGACUGCCGCUGAGGCUCUGGCACAUCCUUGGCUGACCAAGCCUGCAGAGGAGAUCAGCACCAGAACGAUCGCAACUGGCAGACAUAAGAGAUACUACCAGACAAUGGUGAGGAAGGAGUGGAACACUGUCGUCUCUGCAGCCCGUGUGGCUAGCGGAGGAUCCAUCAGGUCCCAGCGUGGCGUCUUUGUUGCCAAGGUGAAGAUUGCUCCAUUUGAGAAUGGCCCUGUUGGUGGGCAGAUUGGCCAUGCUGUGGUGAACGAGGGAGACAAUGUGAAAUUCACCUGCAACAUUGAAAACUACGACAGCACUACUGAGGUGACAUGGUACUGUGGCGUCAGGCAACUUGAAGCUGGUGACAAAUAUGAAAUUGAAUACGAGGAUGGUCUGGCUGUGAUCACCAUCAACAAGGUCACAAGGUCAGACGAUGGUACUUACAGAUGCAAGAUUGUGAAUGAGUAUGGUGAGGACAGUGCCUAUGCAGAGCUGUUCAUCAGCAGUGUUAGAUCUUACCGGGACUUCUUCACCACCCGUGUGGUCAAGAAGACAAAGCGCAGAGUUGACACUGCCAGGAUGCUCCAGAAGCCACCAGAGUUCACCCUGCCUCUCGUUAACCAUACAGCCUACAUGGGCGAGUCUGUGCGCUUUGGCGUCACCAUCACCGUUCACCCUGAACCUCGUGUCAUCUGGCACAAAUCUGGACAGAAGCUCAUCCCUGGACAGGAUGACAAGAAAUACACCUUCCUCACUGACAAGGGCCUGUACCAGUUGAUUAUCCAUAACCUUGAUGAUCAGGAUGAUGCUGAGUACAGUGUAGUGGCCCGCAAUAGGUACGGUGAUGACAGCUGCAAGGCUCGUCUUACUGUUGUUCCUCGACCUAGUCCUGCAGAUCUCACCCUGAGACCCAUGUUUAAACGCCUGCUCGCAAACGUCGAGUGCAGGGAGGGCCAAAAUGUGCGCUUUGAGAUCAGAGUCUCUGGCCAUCCAACACUGAAGUGGGAGAAGGACGGCACACCUUUGGCCUUUGGACCUUCUAUUGAGGUCGUCCAUGAAGGUCUGGAUUACUAUAUCCUUCACGUAAGAGACACUCUGCCUGAGGACUCUGGUAUCUACAGAGUUACUGCAACCAACUCUGCUGGGUCUGCCAGUUGUCAGGCCACACUUAAAGUUGAACGUGUCAUUCAUGUAAAGAAGGAAUAUGAGAUGAGUAAAAAGGAGAAGGAGGAGGCAGCCGGAAAGGAGGAGUUAGACAAAAAGGUGAGGCUGUCUCAGAUUUUGUCAGGCACUGUUAUUAUGCCUCUACCACCGGUGGCGGUACAGGCUGUCAGGGAGGCAGCCACCAUGUUCAAACCUGCUGUGACAACCAAGAAGGGAGAGAAGACUGAGGCCGAGAUAAAGAAAGAACAAGAGGAGAGGAAGAAGCGUGCAGAUGAGAAGAGGCUGCGAAUGCCGUACGUCGUUCCCACUCCUCGUGUUGUUAACCCAGCUGUCCUCGAGGAGGACGUGGAGAUUAAGCACUUCAAGCCUCUCUCUGACAUGAAAUGGUACAAGAAGCUGAGGGAUCAGUACGAGUUCCCCGAGCCGAUGGAGAAGAUCAAGCAGAAGAGGAUGAAGCGUAUUCGCCUCUCCAGGUGGGAGCAAUUCUAUGAGGUGCCUAUCAGGAUCAAGGACCAGUAUAAGCCUAAGUGGCGCAUCUCAUUGUUGACCCAGGAUGACUUGGAGACUGUGAGGCCUGCAAGGCACCGCACUCCUUCUCCUGAGAUGGAGGCCUACCACAGGAUCAGGAGGAGGUCUCUGGGUGACCUGUCGGACGAGGAGCUGCUGCUGCCCGUUAACGAGUACCUGUCAAUGAAGAGAACUGAGGAGGAGAGGCUUCGUCUGGAAGAUGAGCUGGAGCUUGGAUACUCUGCCUCUCCACCUAGCCUCAGCCCAGUUCGCUUUGAGCUGUCCGCUUUGCGUCCCUCAUCUCCUAGAAGAGUCUACAGUGAUGACGAAGAGGGAGAAGAAGUCCGUAGAUAUGACUCCUACAGAGUUCCCUCUAAAUAUGAAGCUGGCCCAAGUUUUGUUGAUCUUCGCCAGCGUCACGACAAAGCCACAUACAAAGCUCCAAGACAGAAGCAGAGGGUGUAUGAAGAAAGAGAAGAUCAGGAGCUGCUGCGCCCACACAAAACUGCCCAGAGAAUCUCCUCUUACAAGAGUGAACUCAAACGCAUGGAGUUUGAAGAGAAGACUCGUACCACGAGGAAGGAAACAACCGUCACUGUUGCGACAGUCUCUGAGGAGCAAUCAGAGCACCUGACAAGUUUGACCUCUGAAUAUAUGCCUAAACCAAUCAAGAAGCUCCCAGUGCAUGAACCAGAGAGAUCUCCUACCCCAGGAAAAGCUGCCAAGGCAGACGUGACCCUUCCAAGGGUCGACUUUGCUUCCAGAUAUGAAGAGAGAAAGCAGGCGCUCAGAUCUGAGAGGAGGUCAGUGGAGAGCAAGGUGGAGGUGGUGACUCAGGCUCCCUUCAGUCUUGACCACGCCCCACGUAUCACCAUCAGGAUGCGAUCUCAUCGUGUACCCUAUGGCUCCAACACAAAAUUCACUCUGAACGUCCAGUCCAAGCCAGAGUCUGAGGUCAAGUGGUUCCACAAUGGAAAAGAGAUUCAGCAGAGUAGCAAAUACUACAUGAGCAACAUCAGCGGCGUCCUGACUCUCCAGAUCACCAACUGUGUGACUGAAGAUGCCGGCACUUACCGUGUGGUCUGCAGGAAUGCUAAAGGAGAGACUUCAGACUAUGCUACAUUGGAUGUAGCAGGAGCAGAGUACGCUGCCUUCUCCUCACUCCGCAAAGAUGAGGAGCCUCCAUCCUCCCAUCUGCCAGAGAUGACCGUAACAGAGGUAUACCAUGUCUCCUCCUCUAAAACAACAGUGCAGGAAACUGUGACUAAAACUGAGACCCAGUCCACCACUGUUGUUGAGAAGCCAAGUGAGAAGCCUGCUGAGGUUGAGAAGCCAAAGGAGAAGCCUAGUGUCCCCGCCAUGAUCCUGUCAAAGCCACAGUCCCUGACUGUCGAGGAGGGAGCAGUUGCCAGAUUUGAGUGCAAAAUGGACGGCGAUCCAGCACCUUCUGUCACCUGGCUGCACGAAGGGGCAGUUGUUUGCACUUCUGCCCGUCAUCACGUUGUUUCAACUCACAACAACUCCCAUUUUGAGAUCUCUGCUGUUGAGAUGUCGGAUGAAGGUAGCUACACUGUGCUGGUGGAAAACGCUGGAGGCAAACAAGAAGCCCAUUUCAGUCUGACCAUCCGCAAGUCUGAGUCCAAGGAGAAGGUUGUCGCCUCUCCAAGAGUCACCUCUCCAGAAGCAAAGUCCCCUCUGGCCAAGUCCCCUGAACCAGUCAAAUCUCCCCGGAGAGUCAAAUCCCCUGAGCCAGUCAAGUCACCUCAGAGAGUCAAGUCUCCAGUCUCACCAAAAUCCCCAACACCAAAAUCACCGACUCCCAAAUCACCAACACCAAAAUCCCUACCUCCAUCUGAGAUGGAACAAGUGACUUCUCCAAUCAAGUCACUAAGGAGAGUGGUGUCACCAACACUCGAGGUCACGGCGCCUCACUUCCUGGUGCAGCCCAAAUCCCAGAACGUGAAUGAAGGGGAAAACGUUAAGUUCACGUGUGAAAUCGAAGGAGAUGCUUCCUCUGAGGUGGAGUGGUUGAAAGACAACAUGACCAUCUCUGUCACGUCAAACAUCCGACUGAGCCGCUCUAAGAACGUGUUCACUCUGGAGAUACGUGAAGCCACAGUUGCAGACAGCGGGAAAUACACAAUAAAAGCCAAAAAUCAGUUUGGACAGUGCUCUGCAACAUCCUCCCUGAAUGUCCUCACUGAAGAAUCAACAAAAAUGAUAAUUGUGGAGCAAAGAGCUUCUUCUGAGGCUGCUGCCGGCAUGCUGAAAGGUUUAUCUGCCUCUUCAGUUAGUAUGGAGGCAGCUUCCAUGCAGGCCAGCAGCUACAGCAGCAGCUCCCGCUCUGCUGCCGCCGCCGAGUAUUCGUUUGAGAGCACGUCUGCAAGUAGCAUGUCUGCCAUGACGGCUGGGUCAAUGACGGCUGGGUCAAUGAUGGCUGGGUCAAUGAUGGCUGGGUCAAUGAUGGCUGGGUCAAUGGUUUCCAUGAGCUCCAGCAGCCAAAUGAUAGAAAUGUCUACUCACUCGCAUGUUGAGGCCUCCUCCUCUUCGAUGAGAGCCCUCACCACCGGGGUUAAACGAGGCGUUCCACCAAAGAUCGAAGCUCUUCCGCAGAAUGUGAACGCCGAGCCGGGGAAGACUCUGACUGUGGCGGGGGUAUUCUCCGGAGACCCCACACCAUCCGUCCAGUGGGUACGCUCGGGUCGGACCCUCCCCAACGGGGACGAGCGGUAUCAUGUGGAGAACACCGCUGAGCUCUCCACCCUCGUGAUCUCUGCGGUGAAGGAGGGCGAUGCUGGAGCGUACACCCUGCGACUGUCUAACGAGCUCGGCUUCGACACCGCGACUGUCAACGUUCACAUUCGGUCCAUGUAAAAAAAAAAGAAAAGUUAAUUUAUAGCCCCUGUUCCCUCGUCCAGAACCUUUUUAUUUAGUGAAUUAGCAACAAUAAUACUUGAUAAAGAUCUGGAUUUCUGUUCUUGUAAAUAUGAACUAUUUUUGUACCAAACUUGACAUUAAUUUAUGCCAAACUAGACUAAAGUCUAAAGUUGUUAUAAAAUGUGCCAUAUUGGACAAUUAUGACUUAGGAUUUUUGAACCACUUUUCUGUGACAUGUACAUAAUGUAUAUAGCCGAAUUUAACGGUUAUGGGAAAUGUAUGCAUUGUUAUUUAUGACAAUAAUAUGAACUGAAACAAAAGAACAAAUGUUUAAACAGGAGAAAGUUUCACCUGGAACGAAUACCCUGUCAAACUUAGAAACUAAACUCUGUGCCUCAACGAUAAGUUGAAGUCUUUAAGAUUGCCUCAACAGGUAGAGAGGCUCCCUGUUGACGUUCUGAACCACAAACAGAAAGACUAAGUUAUUGUUUGAACACGCGUCUGUGCGUGAGAUAUUACAGUUUCCUAUGAGUUGUACCAUGAGCGUAAGACCCUGAGUGCUGUUUGCAUUACCCUCAUGUAAGCAGCAUGAACCGGCCUUGUGCUCAGACUGACUGUGUCAUACCACCAUGAUUUGAUGACCUGCCCGGAGUGCGAGCGGCCUGCACUCUGGGUGUUGAGAUCAUUUUAAUAAAGUGCGCUGUUUCUGGCGCAGGACGGCCGGACUGGCUCUUUAAAACGUAACAUCUCCUGGCCAUGAAGAAGGUCAGAGCCGGCUCUGCUGCGCAGAAGCAGCGCCACCUCUUGGAGGAUAGCUAGCUAAACGUGUUUGUGUGUUUGAGUGCGAGUGUUUGUAGCUUUUAGUCGUUUCACCUUGUCAGUAGUCGGGGUCCGCCACAGUGACAUCAUCUCCUGUGUAAAAAGAAAAGCAGACGUGUUACCCUGCACUUUGAAUUAUUGAUCUGUUGAUGUAGAACUAUAUUUCAUCCUCCUCGAGUUUUAUGCAUUACUGAUUUAAUAAAGCAUGAUUCAGCACUA
Messenger RNA from Larimichthys crocea (large yellow croaker), 95731 nucleotides. Its product is annotated as titin. NCBI's taxonomy places the organism in Eukaryota, Metazoa, Chordata, Actinopteri, Sciaenidae. Gene Ontology annotation, biological process: protein phosphorylation. Gene Ontology annotation, molecular function: protein binding; protein kinase activity; ATP binding. The transcript is spliced from 241 exons. The record is from RefSeq and is a predicted model, not a curated record. Bases 218 to 94690 code for a protein of 31490 amino acids.